Xyrichtys novacula (pearly razorfish) is the source of this 92470-nucleotide messenger RNA. NCBI's taxonomy places the organism in Eukaryota, Metazoa, Chordata, Actinopteri, Labriformes, Labridae. The record is from the annotation of a GenBank genome assembly.
AACUCUGCAGUGACGUGAGGAGGAGGACUGGGGGCUGCUCUUAUUUAAAUUCAGCGUCAGACCAAGUUUGAUAAACGCCCCCCUUCCCUCCCUCACCGCUCUCUCUCUCUCUCUCUCUCUUUCUUUUUCUCCCUGCUCUCCUCUCCACUCCUUUCUUCAGUGCUCCUUACCCACAGUAAGGAGAUCCGCUUUCUCCUGUCCUCCACUACCACCAUCUUUGAGAUAAAGCUCUGCCUUUAGGUUUCCAGCAGCAGCAGCAGCAGCAGCAGAAGAGGUCUGGCGCUGCAGUCGCGUUGGCACACAUUCAACGUGGGUGCACACAGUGAGUGAGAGCGACCCGCCGCAUCCUGUGGAUUUCUUUGCGCCUACAAGCCUGUGUACAUGGUUCUCCCUGCUUUACCUCUGUCACAUCCACGCCAGGAGUUGAUUUCACUUCUCGGAGAAAAAUGUGGCAUCGCACAAUAGCGACAGCGCUUAUUUUGUUGUAUUUUUGGGAGGACUCGCUGGCAGGGUUUCCAAAUCAAAUCAACAUAGGUAAGUUGAACUAGAUACUCUUGACUGUAUAUAGACAUUCUAUAUUGUUCACAUAGUCUAUCUAGGACACGUAUAAAAGUCGCACUUGAUCCCGUUUUGAGUAUAAUCCAUUACCAAGUUCACUUCUCCUAAAGGCAGAAGGAUUGUGGGAUGCUGCUCGUCCUUGUAGGCGGUGUGGUGGAAAUAGAGUUGAACCAAAUUGUUAAAACAAAUGCGAGUUUUAUCGUCUGCAGUGCUUUUAUUUUGUGUGGGAAGACAUUUAUCCCUUUACUUCCUCUCUUAAAUUUAACUGAGCCCAUCGUGUAUGCAGUAACGCGUGGUUUUGCGCCAAUGCCAUCACUAUAGUUUACAUAAGGGGACGUUUUAUUAGAAAGAUUGCAGCCUGCAUGGAAAAUGGUGUUAUAUGAAUGAAAAAUAACAACCAGUGAGGUGUUAUUAUGUGACAUUUUCUGUCCUGUAGGUGGACUGUUCAUGCGCUCCACAGUGCAGGAGCACAGCGCCUUCAGGUUUGCUGUCCAGCUGUACAAUACCAACCAGAAUGUGACGGAGAAACCUUUUCACCUCAAUUAUAAUGUUGACAACCUGGAGUCCUCCAACAGCUUCUCUGUCACACAUGCCUGUGAGUACCCACUUACUAAGAGUAUGUACUUAAAUAGAAAGUUGAUAUGAUUUUUGUCUGCGUGAAACAGCAGGAAAACAUCAUAAUUCACAUGGCCUUCUGUACUGUGUGUUUGCAACAUUUGGACUCUUACAGUAUUUGACAUGUUUUGCUCUGAUUAAUUGGCCGGAUAAUGAAAACAAAAAUAUGACACUGAUGUUUAGGAGCUGAAAAUAGUGUUUGAAUGAAAAGGUUGGGUAUCAAACAGACACCUGCUAAGUGUCUGGCCUCAAACACACUCUCCUCAGUCCUGCUAUCCAAAACUCUCCAGCUGGAUGAUGGAGCGCAAUGGCCUGUAAUUGGCGGAGCACUGUGAUUUAGUAAACUGAGUAAUUCAGUAAUUCCAGUGAAGCUGAUGCGCAGCACUUAGAUGACUGUACACUUGACAGGGGAAUAAAUAAACAGUGUCACUCUGGUGGUCCUUCCUGGCUUGGAGAAUUGAUAGAGGCUUUGGAUGAUGGUUGCAUGUGAAGCAUAUGUUACAGCGGUUGGUUAUUAGCAUCUGGGAUUGAAUUAUAGGGCUGGGUGAUAUGGACAGAAAAAAUAUGACAAUGUAUGAACUGACAAUGCUGCCAGUUUGAGGAACAUGUGUGUGACAAAGGUUCGAGACACCAAAGGGUGCAUUUUUUCUUCUUUGAAUUAUUGGUUAUUAAUGUGCUACAGUUGCUUAUCAGGUAUUUAUGAUCAGGUUUUGUUCAAGAUGAUAAAAAGCAAUUAAAAAUACAGAAUAUAGUUGGUCUCUAGUGAAUCAAAAGCAUGUUGAGGGGCUGAAAUCUGAGCUGCUGCUAAGGUUAGCUCCACUUGUCUAGGAGUUAUGCUUGUUAAUGUUAGCUUUCUGUUGGUGUUUAUUGUUUACAGGGUCAGAAAUUAGAGCCAUAUUAUUGGGAUAUGUUUCUUUGGCAUAAAAGUAAAACAGACCCAGAAAUUUAAGCAGUGAAAAUAUUAAAUAAAGCUGUUUCACGUCUUCAAUCAGUGUCACCUCCAAACACCUCAGGAAAAACAGGGAGUCAGGAGCGGCUAUUAGUGUAACAUAAACAUGUUAAAAACACUAACAUUAGCUUGAAUGGUGUUUUUCUACAGUUUUCAUUUUCUGGGGCCUAUUUGUCUGUUUUAAAUUUAUGCAAAAAUGUCAACAAAGAGACCCCAUGAAUAUAACCAGUGAAGGUAUCGUAGUAAGCAUUAUCAGUUUACAUGGAAACUACAUGCCUAUAAAAAAACUGAACCUUGUGAACCUUGUGCCAUCAUUGGUUUCUGGAUGUUGCAGUUUUUAAUGUUUUCUAAGCUGUUAGAUUCACUGAUUUCAUGCAAAAAUUGUCCACAUUUUUCCUCAUCAGCCAUCCCAUAAUGAGACUGUACUCUCACACAGAUGUUUUAUCAAGCACAUCAUUGUGUCAGAUUACAUCCCCUUCCCCCUUUAACAAAGCAGAGCUGUUUCUAAAGUGAUGUUCACUUUAUAAACAGUGAUUAGGCACAUGAUGAAUAUUUGAAGUCAAACAUAAAGCAGGAAAGUAGAGACCUGUCAUCUCUGCAUGGUUUUUGGUUCAAAUCAGGCCGCAUGAUUGUCAGUCAGAUGCUAAUCUAAACCAUCACAUCAUGUUAGACCAGCAUGGUGUACAUUUGCCUGCCUACACUUUUGAUGCAUAAAUAACCCGCUGUAUCAACUAUAACAUGCUGUAAUGCAUGUAGUCAUCUGCACAAACAUGAUAGAUUUGAUAAGAAGGCCCGUGGAGUGUGAGAUGGCUUUAUAAUUGGUCCACCAGUCACCCCUCUGCCAUGUAGGGCACCAAGUUCUGUCUGGAGAAUUAAUUUGUUACCCGUCUUCCCACCGACUGCACUUCACACUUCACGCUUUGAGAUCAGCUGCAGCUCUCCCAGCUCUGUCAGCUGCAGCAGAGAUGGCUAUGUGACCUAAUGAGGUGAGAAAAGACUUUAAAAAAAAGUAAAAAUGUAACAGAAUUGAACAUCAUGUAUUUGUAAUAAACGUGCAAAAUGACAUUUAGAUGAUGCAGUUAGGAAGCUGCAGGUUUGAACACUCACACCUUAUUUGACCCUGCUCAGUAGACCACAGCGGUGCUCCGUGAGGUUAGACUAAAGUGCUUGUGGGGUCAGCACUUAGCUUUAGGGCACUUCAGCAGUCAUGACGGUGUAAGAGUUAAAUGUUACACGCUUGGCUUGUCUACAUCAGGGUUAAGGCACCCCUAACUCAGCCUGUUUUUGGUUUUUGGAUGAGGUCAAAAAGGGAGUCAUUAUGUAAAAAAGAAUUAGUCAUCAAGUGAAGAGAUUUUCUCUUGAGUGUUAUUGAGCAGUUUUCCUGCAGUCAUUUCAAAGUUAUGGGUUUUCCUUCGGCCAUACUUAGAUAAUUUGCUAAUAUAGGAUUUCAGCAUUUGUUAUGAGGGAUUAAUUCUGCAAAUUAAUGCUUCACUUGUGACGAUUUUGUAUUAACGUCAUCUUAUUGUACCCCAAGGUUGUUAUGGAGCUAAAAUAUGUCCCUGGCGACAUGUGGAGUUUAAAAGUGAAAACAAAGCAAUCACUGUUUAUCUUUGCAUCAUGCGCACAUUAAAUAUUCAAACUCUGGUUGGAUUCACUCGGAGUAAACCUGAAUCCAUUGUUUUUGAAAGCGGGCUGAUCUUUUUCUUCCUGAAGGAUGAGAAGAAAAUAAAACAAGAUAAUCAGGAGGAUUAAUGUGAGUGAGAUAAUCUGAUGCAAGCUUUGAAAAAAGAAGCGGCGAGCAGCUCAUUAUGCAGACCGAACGUUCAGGCCAGCUUGUGACUAAGGCUUGAAAAUGCACCAAACUCCACGAUUCCUAUUUUAGCAGUCUGGGUUGCAUAAUGCCCUGCUUGCCUGGCAGGUGUUGAUGUAGCAAAUGAAUGUGAUGAUUAUGAUUUGACACAUUUCUAUUCUGGCAGGACUUACAUGUUAGUCAUUGCUGUGCUUUCCCCACAGCUCUAGUCAUUGGUUUUGAUAAUAUUAGAAAGUGUUAAGAAGACUGAGACUUAAAAUAUUGAUUUUUGGGAUUUUCCACUAAACAAACCCCGAUUGAGUAUGAAAUAAGGGUAAUGUCUUUCUGCUCAAAGCUCAUUUGUUGCAUUUGUUGUGCAAAUCAUGAAUGGACUAAAGCUGGACAACAGUACUGUCCUCCAGCUGGGUCAGUAUAUAAUGAUUGUUACAAAUCCCUGAUGGCAAAUGACUGUGUUAUUGGCAGAGAGGAUCAAUAGGUGGAAGGCUGUAGUCCAGUAGUAGUGUGUGUGAGUGUGUGUGGCUCUGGCUUGUGCUCCAGUAUGGAAAAAUCAAUUCUCACCAAGCUUUCAUUUUCCCUAUCUCAGUCCCUCUUUACUAAUAUAUGGCUGUUCUCCAACUCCACUUGGCCGCAGACACUGAAUCUGCAGUUUGGUGCUUGCACUGCAACUCUCAAAGUUGAGAAACAAACAAAACAGUCAACGGGAACAGCCAAUGAUCCGUCCCAGCAAACAAAUUCCAGUUUUGUCAACUUGAUUAUAUUGAUUCUGAUAAAGAGAACUUCCCCUUUCCAUUUUUUUUUCUUUACAUCUUACUCGUUUGUGUGCGGUCGAAGUGAAGUUGCAUCAGAUCGUAUUGAUUUGACACCUUGCCCCAGGCCAGGACAGAUUGUGUUCAUAAAUGCAGAAAUGGGAAGGUUACGUCCAUUAAGACUGAGGUCAGGGCAGAAAGUGACAACAGAGAUGAAGCUGUCCGGCUGCACGAUCAGGGGGGAGUUAAACUCGGUGCAUGUGGGAUUGUGGUGACAGGUCAAACAGCCAGAAUAGGUCACUCCAUAUCUUUACUUACCCUUAUUUAUAAGUUGCAUGGGUUUUCCUGUAUGUGAACUGCUCUGAAUGACCUAGAUUUUCUGAAAGUUUUAGUUGUACCCACAGAAGACUUUACCUAUCUGUUGUACGCCCACGUCUCCACAAAAAAAGAAACCUCAAAAACCUAGCAUACAUUUUUAAAGCCUUUCCUUUUCUCCUUUCUUGUCUAGUACUUCUGUAAGAUGUCAGUUUUCCAGAGAGGAACUUUAAAAUGAAGAUGACAGUAUAUCUCCCAAUAAAGCAUUUAUUAUAACCACCUAUCCUCCCUCUGCUAUGACUCAACAGUGUGAUGCUGCUCAGACAGAGGCUAAUGUUAGAGCACUUCAAUGUGUAGGCAAUGGACAGCACCACUAAUGCAGCAGUUUAUGAAGCCAGAUCGCCUCCUCCUCUUCAUCCUCCUCUUCUUCUACUUCUUUUUCUACUUCUUCUUUUGCAUUAUUAAGGCCCCUAUGACUGUAUUGACUCAUACGCUGUGUCCAAAUAAGGACAAUUUAGUAGUUCCAGGACUGUUAUGCAAAUGUAGCUUGUCAAAAAGUAUACUUAUAACAUAAAUGGUGUGAGCCAAAGCUGUUGUAUCCUGCAGAGUAAAAUAUGCAGACAGGGGAUGGAGCAGCAGCAGCAGCAGCUCACAAAUACAUAUCCAACACACAUUAUUAUGUGUCAUUUCUUUAAGUUCAGUUUAAGCGUUCCAAUUAAGGCAGAAAUGAUGUGUAGAAAGAAAAAAUGAUCAGAUUUGCUUGGUGUGAAAUUUUCGCUGUCCAUGAAGUAGCUGUUUAUGGAUCAUUGAGCUAUAAUGGGGUAGAAUUCUUGUUGAAUAAUAGCUUGCAAUUUUGGCAAACGCUGCGUUUUUUUCGAGAUCGAGAGUGUAAAAGAUAAAAAAAGACAAAAAAGUUAGACGAUAGAUUGACAGCUGUCACCUAACAUCACUGAAGUACAAUGGGCACAAAGACUGGCAACAGAGAUUUGACGAGCUAGGAAGCAAAUAUUGUAAUCCAGUACCUUUAAAACUCAAACAAAUGUGUCUUCAGAUAGAUCUAUGUACUUGAAACAACUCAAUAUGAAUGCCUCUCUGUUAUCUUAAAGCUCCUGUUAAGAAUUUUUACCAAGUAGAAAACAUUCAAUAAAAUUAAUGCUUAUGUCUCUAUAUGGGCUACAAAAGGAAACCACAGCACCAGCAUAAAAAUGUGCUUUUUCUAUAACAUUAUUCCUAAUGUCUAAAACAGCUGGCAGAGGAGAGAUGCUAGUUUUUGAUUACACGUUUCUGACACAGCUUUUUUGGUUCAGCCAUUUCAUAUACAAGAUUAACAGUAUAUACAAGAAUAUACAUAUACAAGAAUAACAGUUUGUCCACAUGAGACUCUUAAUCUAACACAAAUGAAUAGUUUCUCACUGGAGCUUUAACCACUUUGUACAUAGAUGUUUUCUGUCAGCUUAAAGUUAAGAAUUUGGGAUGGUAUUCCUGACAUUUGGUUUCUUUCCUGGUUGAUAAUAAUGGAAACAAUAUUAUAAUGUGAAUGAAUUGUGAUUUCCCUACAGAUUAUUUUGAACUUUUCUACCUUUCGUUACCUCUUCUUUUCUUUUUUUUCAUUCCUGCAUAAAAUUAUUCACUGCUUUAUUGUCAUUUGCUGUCCAUAUAAAAAUUUAAUCUUGACAGCAAUUAUAAAUACAGAGUUUGAAACUCAUAUGAUGAACAGAGUGCACAGCUUAUCCCCGUCUCCAACCCCUUGGGUUUUGUCCAAUUAAAUGAAAGCAUUCUGUGAUAAAAAACAAUCAAACCCUCAUUGUCAUUUAGAUUUUUUAAAGCUCCUAAGAGGAACUUUUGAUUCAAUUUUAGCGUCCUUUGCGGAUGAAGCAGUCCUUGCUCAUGUUUUCCCCUACAUGCUCAGGUUAGGUCAUCUGACAUAGAAUCUCAUCCUGCUGACUUUUUACAGUCAAAUGUAUUCUUAAUUAUGCAUACUGCGUGUGGAAAGUGUAAAAAUAGGGCUGUUUCUUCAACUGGUUGGCUGAUGCUUAUCCCCUAAGAGUGGAUUCAGGCAUUGAAAAUUACAAUAGAAAAAUCGUAAAACUCUUAUGUGCUUUUUGUUAUCAUUCAAAGUCUAUUUCACAAAUAUCAAACAAACUCCCCAUGGUAGCUUUAAUUUCCUGUUGUGUUAUAGACUUCCUGUGUUUUCUGUUGAAUAGAAAAUCAGCAUGUCAACUCGAAGGCUUUAGAGGUUCAGGUGGAAAGAUUUUAUUUCAUGUGAACAGAGCCAGGUCCGCUGUUUUUAGUGGACUUUGUGCCAGGCUAAGCUUAAUGACUAUUGGUUGCAGCUCCACAUUUACCAAACAAUUAUGACAUUGAAUCAGUUUCCUACUAGCUCUCUGUCAAAACAAGCCUUCAUGACUCAAACAAAAAACCUUCAAACAGAAAAGGCCUUUCUUUUUCUUCAUGAAUUUUUUUUCUGAAACAACCAUUAAUUAUUGAAGAAGCUAAGGGGUUUCAGGAAAAAGAACAAAAACAACAAACAUGAGAUGAAAAAGAAAUUACUCAUUAGUUACUGUGUCAGCAGCUGGGUCAUUUAAGCCUUAGAAAACAUUGUAACAUCCAAAAAUAAGUGAUAUUCUACUCUAGCAAUGCUUUACAUGAUGGUUUUCUGUAGUCCCUUUGGCAGAAAAAUAAACAUGCUGGAUAUGUCAAUAAAACAACCUUUUAUCAAUACAUAACAACCUUGUAUGCGUCAUAACUCUGAGAACUUAUUUACACUGACAAGUCAUGUAUGAUGCAUGAGGACCAGAGAAGAGGUUGUCAAAUGGUUUGGCCUGAGGGAGAGCAUGCUGCUUGAUAGUUUCUAUCUUAACCCACUCUCUGGCCACAGUAACAAACGUGUAAACAUGAAAGAAUCAUUAUUUCAGCCCAUUUUUAUGUGGUAGGUGCAUGGAACCAGGGAGUGAGGCCUCUAAUAAGGGGAUAAAAACCAUGUCCACUCUUGACUUUGAAGCUCCACUGCUCAUGCAUACAUUCAGUUAUGAAAUUAUUUUGCAGCGUGAAAUACAUGUUCGCCUCUCUCGGUUGGAUAUUUGGAAAAGUUUGUAUGUUUUUUGCCUCAUUUGCAGGCUUUAAAUGGAUCCUCUCCAUUCUGGAGCCCUUGAACAGAUGAGACACUUACCCAAAAGCAUGUCCUUUCAUCAUGAUGCAGUGAUAAAAAUAUCUGAGUUACUGCUUCUGCACCCAGCGUCCUGUCAGUUUGGAUGACCUGCUCCAAGUUGACAAGUCUCCCUCCUCAGAUUUGUCAUGGCGUUCUCAUGAGGAAUCAGGAAACAUAGUACAAAAUAAACAUAAAAGCUUUUUAAAUUAGCCUAGGAUCAAUUUUAUAUUUUAACUACAGACUUGUUCCAGAAGGAGACAGAGCUUUUUUCGUUUACUGACAUGCACACACGGUUUGACCCUGAGUUUAACAAGAGCUUUCAGGCUGUUUGCUAUGGGGCAAGACAACACUCAUGGCCCAUCAUGCAGCAUUAAUGCAUUAGCUUUCUUUGAACAAGGGAGGACUGGUGCUCAGAAAAGGCUGUGACUACAACAGAGGCUUUUAAAUAUCAAAAAGCUGCUCGUACUUUGUUAAACAGGCUCAAAUCUCUUGUAUGAGAGCUUCGUAAUUCUUGGUUUUCAUCUCGGCUGGUUUUAAUGCUGAAAAAUGGCAGAAUAGCAGCGGAUAGGUUUAGGGGGCAUGCCACUGGAGAUAUGCAGUUAGUCUUUCAUCCUGUGCAUCAGAAUGUGCUUACAUGUCAGCACUGAAACGCAGCGACAGUGAUCACUUGUGACAAGCUACAGUGAUGCUGCAGCAGUUUGUAGCAGUGUAACACAACGUCCUUGAGUGAUGCUGCCCCUGAACGCUCUAUUAUCCACUAAAUGUUACCUGAGAUUAUGUAAAGACAACAACAUGAGUGAUAGUAACUCUGAAAUACAACACAAAUGUAACUGAGGAAGUGAGUAUUUUAUUGGAGCUAUUUUGAUAAAAUUAUAAAAGCUUGAGUGUUUAAAUUAAAAGAGAAAAACAAUACUCGGAUGAUUUUAAAUCUUAGAUAUACUUAAAGGUCCAGUGAGGAGUGUUUUAAAUUGUUAUGAAACACAGUAACGUAAACAAUAAUGCCUCUUUAUGACCUAAAAAAGAAAAUUUACCUACUUGCAUGAAAACUGACGAUUUAUAUUAUGUAAUUUUUAAUACUGGAUUCUCACUGCUGGUUAUGGUGCAAGUUACAACACCUUUUUAUACUUUGUCUACCGCAAAUAUCUUCGAUAAGAGAUGAAGCUGACUGUCAGAAUAAAUUAAGAUGGGGUUCUUUUGUAAGUGAAUCACUGAAUAGGAUGAAAUCAGCAAAUUAAGGAGUAUAAUUUUGUCCAGCAGAGGCUUUAAGAAAACAUUUAAAACACCUUAGUUUACCAAUCACAUAUGAUUUGUUAUCAUCUAGUCUGUGUUGUCUGUCCACUGAGACAUUUCAGUGAUGGGAUUUUACAUGUCUGAGCAACAAAUAAUAAAGAGUUAUGUUUUGUGUUUAAUGAUUAAUAACAUUAAAAAAAUAAAAUGAUAAAUUCUGGAUUUGUUGUAAUUUGAUUGAAUGAAAUUGAGUUAUUUUACAAAAAUUCAAAUAAUUAAUGCAUUGAAUUGAAAUGACUCUGGCCACUGAGUCAUCCAGUCUUCCGCUCUAUUCCCUACAAAUGUGCAUUCUCCUGAUGUUUAUAUUUAAAUCCAUUUGCGUGUUUUAGCAGCAUUAUGAUUUUUUUCAACAGAGUACGUCACAUAUUCCUCUGUCUCUGAUAAAAGUGCCCCUUGGAUGCUGUUUAGCUGUAUAUGCAAAGCAUGUGUAGGUGGAGUGGUUGCUGUGCUUUUAAUGUGAUGCAGGAAAAUAUUUAAGUAUAUUCUUCCAUUACAGGAGUCCAAUAGCCACAGGCUCUGUCUGUAUAUCUGCUGAUUUCCUUCUUCUUUGUUUUGUUUUAGCAUGUGGGCUGAAUCCAGUUGUAUUUCUCAGAUUAGGGCUAAUCCAACCAGUGUUGCCCGGCUUUUUGUGAAUAAUGAGGAUCUGCUGGGGGUAGCCCACUGGAAGAAAAAUUUGUUUGCUUUUACAAAGCAGUAAUCUGCACAGAGGAGGGAAUUCCAGCCAACAUGCAACCACAGCGCCUGAGGAGAAACACCUACUCAGGCUUCAGUCCCUAUGUGCCCUCUGCUGCCUUCGUGGUUGGUCAGCUGGGAUGAAUUGCACAACAAUGCAGGCUGUAAUGUGGAUGAAAAAUGAAACACUUAUAUGUCAUAACGCAGAGACCACUGAUACCAUGUCGUCUUUAAUCUGAUUUGUAUCAGGAAAAAAACAUUUACUAUGAUUUUAUGGUCAAAUGAAAUGAACUGGCAGGUCUUUACAAGCCUUUCAGUUGAGUGAGUGCAGCUUAUUCAACCCAAACCAGAUGAGCUGCAUGCAGAGUCCCCGUUCAAAAGCUCAGGCACAAUUAUAGAAAGUUAUAUAAUCUGUUUAGUUACUCCCUUUAUUAGCCAUUUUAGCCAUGUGGCUCUAUGAAUAGCAACGCCAGUCUUUCUGCCAGCCAUACAAAAUUCUUUGGAUCAGGCUGUAAUAUCACACCAACGACAGGAUGGACUGACACCAUGUUUUUUAAGAGACAUUUAUGGUGUUAGAGUAAUCUCCUGAAAACCAUGAAAAAAGGUGGUGAUUCCCUAAAAUUCUUUCCCUUCCACCUGCAGCUUUGGGUGCAAAGUUACAGACAUUCCAGGCAGCUUUAGCUAUACUUUAGGCUCAGUGCAUAUCAGCUGAUAAAAAAGGAAACGUAUGUUAACAGCCCAUUUGAGAUGAUGCACUAUGGAGCUAAUGCUGUUGCAAAAUGCAAAUUCCUGAAUACUUUCACAGUAAAUCACAGCAUUCACAGUGCAACAGGACAGAGCGCUACUUCAACAGCUUGUCUCCCUCAUUAUGUAACAAUAAUCCAUUCAAAGACAAUGGUGAUAUGCUGGUAUGUAAAUAAACCUUGUUUAGGGCGUUGGUUUGAUCAAAAGACCCACUAAUUCCCUCCAACAAGUGGCCAGAUCGGCUGAGUUAACUGGAGUGAGACAAAGUGAACCUGUGAGUUUAAGCACAAGGCAAACAAACCUGCUCCACACUUGAACAUCUUGCAUGACAGAACAGUUUCAAAAGUCUAAAAAGAAAAAAAAAAAUGAGAGGCAUGAAGUUUUAAAGGAUGACUUAAUGUGUCGGCUCUUGAAACAGAUACACUUGAACUUUUUAGCCGUUAAUGUCUUUGGAUGCAUUUACAAAUUGUUCUUCAUUUCCAGAACUGGGUGUGUGGAUCUCUGUACACAUUUAUGAAUCUGUGUGAUUGUGGGUUUGAGUAUGUAUAUAUUCUGAUCUAUUCUGUGCAUCUGUUUACAUAUUUGCAGUAUAUUUUGUAACAACAUUAACUCCAUAUGUUGUACCUGCUAAACUUGAGCAUGAACUGCCUCGCAGCGAUUCCAGUGGUGCACUUACGUUUAACAGAGCUUGAGGAACUUGGUCACAUGAGGAAAUUUUAAUAUCAUAUUUUUUACCUCUUCAUGCCUCUCUGCUGAGACUAAAGCUAUAAUUAGAGCAAGCUUUGUACCUUGUAUUAUGCUCGUGAGCAACAUUUGCACUAGCUGCGUUUACAUAGGCACAAAUAAUCGUAAUAAAGGCCCGAUCUGAAUAAAAAUGCGUGAUGUAAUGUCGAUCAGAAGAUUCUAAUUCAAUUUGGCUCAGUCGGAGAGAAAUUGUAUUGCGAUCGAGAGGGGUGGUUUAUGCUGAUUGUUAUUCCAAAAUGCAUCCAUGUGAACAUUUAUUCCGAUCGUGACUCUCUUACCUGACUUGAUUUUCACUCUUUGGCCAUUACAGGAGGUUUCAUCAAUAACACUCUGGCGUAAAACACAACCGCAGGUGCCGUGUCUGCUCCUCUGGUAACAUAACAAGGCGUACAUACAGCAUAAUGAUGUCACAUCUGCACGCACAGUGCAACCUUUAACAGAACAGUGAAAUAAGUACGCAAGGGCGCCAUCUAGUGAGGGGGGGAAACUCCUGAACUGGAUGGAGUGAGCCACUACCGCGUUUGUUGGUUUGUUGACAUCACAAGCAUAAAAACAACUCUUCUUCUGCAGUUGUUUUAGUGAAAUCAGACAACUCUGGGCAUGUCUAAAUGCUUCUAAUCUAAAUAAAACUUGGUGCAUGUAUACGUGCAUCAUGAUCGGAUUAUUUGAUUUUGCACCCAUAUAAACAGUGGAUUCAGAUUAUCUGAUCCCUCAAAUUUCAAAACGGAUCAAGAAAUUCUGCACAUGUAAACACGGCUAUUGACACAAAAGCCUCAGGGCUUGAAAUGGAAGAAAUCAUUAUAUUGCUUUAUUGUGUUAAUGCUUUGUGAACUGUAAAGAGAGUAGUUUAAAAACAGAGUUUGGCCUUUCACAGUGCAAAAACUUGCAGAUAACAUUGUUGAAUACACUAUUUUUAAAAUUAUUUUAUGACAAUGUAAAUGUGGAUGAUUGUGUGUGUUUUCUUUUUCCCACUUCCAAGUACAUCCUGAGAGGUUUUGUGCUCCUCUCUGUCUCAACUCAGCUUUUACUGUAAAUAUGUUUGGAUUCUAGCUCAACUUGCUAGAAUGCACCAUUGCUCAGGUGUCAGUUGUUUCCAGUCCUGAGAUAUUCCCACAAUGCCCCUGUUCAUCCUGUCCAGCUGACACACUGAACAGCUGCUGGCAGGAUGCAAAGAUGGAAACGUGUUACCUGGAAUAACAAGGGAGGGAUGUUGGCUGAGUGUUCCGACCCUGGAAUUCAUUCAUUCAGAUGAUGGCACACCUUAGCCGCCCCGCUCGUUUUCAUGGGGAAACACUGUAUUUGCUCAGUGAGUGUCAGUCAGCACAUUUGUGAGACUCGUUGGCAUUCUCUGUGCAGCUUAGUAACACUGUCUAUAAUGAACAUGUGCUUUAAAACAUUAAAUCCUGUUUAACUGGAAUAUUUCCACUUUGGAAAAUCCCUGCACAUUUUCUUGUUUUGUCCAGGUCUUUUUGACUCUACAUUUUCUAUCCUUUUAGCCUUGAAUACAUUAAAAGACAACAUCAAUACUAUACUGUAUGUGGGGAAGGUAAAAGAUACAGGCAGCAAAUUGGCUUGGGUAAGGACAAUCUGUGUUUGAUGAUGGGAAGAUGGAUCACCUCGAUAUACAGUUCAUAGUUCUUCCCACAGCUGUAAAUCAGGCAGACAGAGGUUAUACAACCCCACACAUGACACAAGGGAUUAAUGGGGAGGGUGUUGCACAUAAAACCUGAUAUAAGAACCAGUGUACAGCACUGACGCUAAGUGGGGUCCAUAUCAACUGCUUAAUAAAUAUACUGAAGCCACAUUAAUCAUCACUGAAUGAUUUGACAUUGUGAUGAAUUUGUUAUGGGAGUCAUGUAAAUACAGACCCAAAUGCAGACAGGUGUUUUUAAAGAGACUCGGCUAUGGUAACUAGAGGACUCAGAGGAUGGACAUGAGGGGUCACACUCAUCCACUGAUAAGGACUUUUGAAUAUUAUCUCAUAUUUCCUUUUAUACAGGGCUACAGCUUCUACAAGCUCCUCGAAACAGUGCUCCCAGUCAGUCUAAAGGCUUUGUAAGAAUCUAAUGUUAAUAAUAAUUUUUAAUUGUUUUUUUCCACACAAUCAAACAUCCUGCACAAUCAGACCAGGUUCACGCAGUCAACAGUUGGCUGCUCUGUUUGUAAGAAAUAAUGACGCUUUAAAAAAAAAAAAAAAAAAAAAAAAAAAAAAAAAUAUAAAUAUAUAUAUAUAUAUAUAUAUAUAUAUAUAUAUAUAUAUAUAUAUAUAAUUUUUAUUUUUAUUUCAUUUUAAAUGCUUUUUCAAAACCCUAACCCUAAUUGUUAAACAAUCCUGAUAUUUUACAACACUAAAUAAUUUGUAUAGUAAUUUAGAAACAUUGAUGUGUUCUCAUGUAUGUCUUGACCUUAGGGGACAACAGAGUGGGAAGAAGGAUGGGUGGGAUUGAGGGCGGGUCAGGUGGAUUGUUGUAGGAUAUGGGUAGGGAAAUUGAAAAUACCAUAACGAACCUAAAGCAGCAGUUGCUUAAUUUUUAAGUAUAAUUUUUCCUGUGUUGUGUGCUGCAAAAACAAUGUAUGUUGAUGUGUUAAAACUCUAUAAAAAAUUGUUUAACUAGAAAUAAUAAUGCUCAUAAUGAGGACUGGACUCUCAAGUAAAACUCCCUAGAUAACUGUUGUUCCCUAACCAUUUAUCUAUCAGGACAGAUUUAUAAAUAAAGUAUAUGUGACUUAUGGUUCAUUAUUAUAACAGAGGAUUUGUUGAAUGAGAUAAAUUGUUUUCCAGUGUAACUCUACAAGGAUGGUAACCAAAAUAUUGUGCACCGGUGACAUAUGUCCCUCGGUGGAAUGCAGACACUAGUUGUGGACAUAUGCAUGACUGAACUAGAGGCAAAACACAGGCAUAAAAAUACACCAUCAACAUGAAAGACGAACAGUGAGAGUGUGUUUCAGUGCUUUAGCAUGGAUGUGAUGAGGUGAUGACUACAGCUGAUGACUGGAGAUUAUGAGGGAGUCCCUGUGAGUGGCAUGCAAAAUAUCUUUUUAAACCUAAGACUAGGGCUGGGCAAUAUGGGAAAAAGUUUAUCACAAUAUAUUUUUUUCAUAUCAGUUGACAUCAAUAUAUAUCAGGAUAUAAAAAAUGAAAUGUAACAGUGCUUAUUGGUAGCAUGUCUUUUGCAAUACAAUAAGCUACUGCAUCUGUGAGGUCUUUGUGUCUCUUCAACGUUUUGUCAUGAGGCGUUGUGCUAGUGAAAGCAGACUGAAUGGUCGGCUCUGCCCGCUGCACAGGCGCCAUGGGCUCCCUGGGGUUUGUAACCUUUUGCCGCGUGGCACUGCUUCAUGAGGUUAAAAAGAUUUAAGGUAUUCCCUGACUUUGUGAGAACAUGUACUCGACAUAAUUUGCAGUGCACAUUACUCUGCUUCAUGUUCAACCUCGAAAAACUGAAAUACCUCCACACCACUGAUGUUUUCAUACCAGUGUUGUUGACGAUAUCAUCUGUUGAGCCUUCAUCUGCAUUUCUGCUUAAAGUGCUAUGGUUGUGUGUAGCUGCAGCCUGCUACUACGCAGUUAUUUGCUACUACAUGAUUGGUUGAGCGUGAAGCGUACCCGAAGCAACUCCCCUUUUCAUUGGCUAUUUGUAUAGUGUAGUAUACCAUGUUUUAUAUUGAUAUUAAGGGAAAUUUUAUAUGCCGUUAUCGUUUUAUCACCCAGCUCUACCUAAGACACUUCCUUUGUAGCCGGCAUCUUUUUUGUCCUGAUUGUUAGCAUGCUAAGAUGCUAACUGUAAAGGUUGAUCAUCUUCAAACAUUACCCCUGUCCAUCUUCAACAUGUUUGCCUCACGACUGUGAGCUUUGCCCUCAUCUAUUGUGAGAUUUCACGGUCUGUAAAAUACCUUACAGACCUGUGCUGUGCCCUCUGUUGCCGUCUCCAACCCAACAUAUGACCCCAGCACAGGAUAGAUAUUCCCAUGUGACUGAGAGCCCCGUGCCCUCCUCCUCCUCCUCCCUUGGGAAAACAAACUCAGGUCCUGCUGCUCUCUUCUCCUCCAGAACUGCUGCAGGCACAUUUCUAAGACAAGGGUAGAGAAAUAACUCACCAGCACACCAGCAGGCAGCAGCGCACAAAUAAACAGGUUAUUUGUUAUCGCCACAAAAAGUAAAGCAGUUUGUCCUCACUUUGUCCAAGUGCAGAAGCCAAUCCAAUUCCUUUCACUGUGAGAAAGUUUGCCCUCUCAUUCCAGUGUGAGUCAACCUCUAUCCUUUUCAGCAUUCUGAUGUGGAUAAAGUUCAAUUUUCAAGGACAGCAGCCUUCUCUCUAUUCCUGCGCUCUAAGAAUUCACCGUGCAGGCUUGGCUCAGCUCUGCACAGGAGCUACAGGUUCAUCCCUACAUCAGCGAGUUUCAUGAUAGACUCUAACUAGAACCCUCAGCUGUCUGCAGGAGAGACCCUUAAAGCUGCAAAGCCUUGAGUUUUAUGGAGGGAGUUAAGACAGCGCUGGUGGUUUUGGAGCUGCUGCAUCUACGUGUAAAGUUUGACAAGGUGUCAAGGAGAGGGAGGAAGAGGGGAAAGAAGGAGUAAUGGCAGGCAGAUGUGGGUGUUUGUCGGGUGAUGGAGGGAAUAUGAUGUAUGAGAGGAAAACAGCUGAAAUUCCCCCAUCUGUGUUAGUAUUCCGGACAAAAAUGCAGAGAGGCUGCAAUGCAAAAAAACAAAAAACAAAACUCCACUUCCCUAUGCGAUAAAGUAAAUGAUGCGUAUCUUCAUUGCUGACCACAAUCAGGGAGAUUUACAACAGUGGAUGAGUGUUUACUGCUUCAGGAGCCCAAAUAUAUGAUUUCAUUAGUCCUUUAGGAGAACAGGCGGUCUAUUUAACCUUGACAAACAAAAAGCUAUUGCUGCCAUUUUGAGAAUAGAAUUGGAUUAUAUCGGAAGAGCUGGGAAGUGUUAAUUUAAUGGCUGCCCCCAUCCUUCUCGGAUAACAUCAGCUGGAUAUUGUCUGUCGAAGGAGAAAUGUGUGAAUCUGUAAUUUGAGGAGAAUUGGUGUCAGGUUGAACAAUGAUAUCCACUGCCAGGCAUUCAGUAUCUCAAACUGAACUAAAAACUCAUCUGUUCUGACAUUUUUCUAUUUAUGAGAGCGAGAUCUAUUAAAGUGUUUACCAAAAGCCCUUCAAGUGUGUGAGAUGGAGCUGAAAGUUGUCCUUCACAUGGACAGAAAUACUGCAGCAGGCCUGGGAUGAUUAUUGAUUCAAGCCUGAUCAUUUACAAGUUAUACCAAACAAUGCAGUCAGUGGAUGCUUUAGUUUACGCUGUUAAAGUACUGUUGGCUAGAGGGAUCACAAAAUGACUGAGUUAUAAUGUGUGUCUGCAGAAUUGUUUUAAUAGAGAGCUGAACAAAAGAAACCUACAAAAACAUGAACUGUUCAACUCCAACUAUACACACGGAGAACUCGCACAGCUGUGAAAUUAUUUUACCGCAUUUUCAGACACAAACACAGAUGUGUGGGCGUAUUUUUCAACUUCAUCUUAAGUGCAUUUGUAUAAAGUGCAGCCCUCCGAUUCAGAACAAUUUCCCCAAGAUGAAUUUCGGGAAUUUUCACUUUCUUAUAUGAACAUUACAAAACACAAGCUAAAGUACAGCAUGAGAUAUGCAGGAUGUAUAAUCAACUCUAAUAACCAGAACAAGCCAGCAGCUGUUUCUUUGCAAAAAAAAAAGUAUUUAAUUUGAAUUUUUAUCAGGAUGACAUUUGAUUUUUUGAUAACACUUUAUUUGAUGCCUAUCUCUAAAACGCAUUAUAAAUAUAUGUAUAAUAUUUACAAGGUAAUUCAUGAUAAAAUGCUUUAUAAUGUGUUAUGAUUAUUGCUAUAAAGCAUUCUGAUCAUUUAUGAGUGUUUAUAACGAUAUUUAUACAGUGCUAUAAUGUGAUUAUAACGCAUUACACAUAUAUUUAUAAUGCAUUAUAGAGAUAGGCGUCAAAUUAAGUGUUACCGAGUUUUUGAGGAUACAGAGUACAAAGCAGGUUAUGACUAAGUUGUGUUUUGAUGUAGUCGGCAUUCUCUGAUGAACUUUGUGUGAGUCUCUGUGAAGGGUUUUAUGUUUAAUUUAAUGAGGAUAAACUCAGAGCUUAAAAAACUGUCUCUCAGUGAAAAAAACAUAAAUAAUUUGCAGCUUUGUUUAAUUGUGGAGAGACAAUGUAGACUGUGGGGUCAUGCAGCUCUGUGCGAGUUGAUAUCCGACUCUAAGUUAAAAACAGCUGAUUAAGUCCCACAUUAUUAAAGGGUUAAGAAGUGACCUGUUAAAUAAAACAUCUGUUAUCCUUCAAUGAUGGCUAUUCAACGCUAAAACUAUAGAUAACCGAACAACAGGGGAGCAUAUUCUCAUCAACUUUCAGCUCCUGGCCAAGAGGUUUUUUAGACCUGUAAUUUUACACCAUUUUUAAACCACAAGGUUUCCAACAGUGCAGUAGGUCUCCAUUUUUUUGUCCCUUUGUUGUUGCAUCACUGAUGAGUUUGAAUAGAUGUGUUUACCUUCAUCAUGGUCAGAUGAUAUACUCUGUUUUUAUCUACACCAACCAGCCAUAACAUUAUGGUAGUCUGUCCAAUCCACUUUGGUAGUCUAUCCAAUCCAGCAGCUCUACCAUAAACUUCACAAUCAGAAUACUUUACUUAUCCUCGGGGGAGACUCUGUCAUUAAACUUGCUUUUGAAAAUACAAAUGUUAAUAUAAGUGUGUUUACAGAAGUUUUGGGUUAGACUCUUCACACAGAGACUAAAUUUUUAGCCCACAGAUCCUCAAAAAAGAAGCUCGUUAAAUCCAAUGAGUUGGAUAAUUACAUGAUUAAACAUUGAUUAGAGAGACUGAGCAGCUUCAGUGAACAGAGUUUAAAUCUGCAGUGAGCUGAGGGUCACAAAAAGCAGAGCAGCUUUCCUGGAUUGACUCAAAUUUGCUCCAGUUACAGCUGACAUUAAGACAAGGGUCAUAUCCCUUAGUUGGUCCAGUUUGGUGUUAUUAAACCAUUUAUUAUGUACAAAUAAAAUCAAAUAGUCAACAUCUUGUCAGACCAAGUGUCUGAUACAUGGAGUGUUUAUGGCCAGAGCUCAUUUCCACAGUCCUACAGAUGGCAGCACACAAGGCUUGUUAUAAAUCUUUUAUACUGCAGCACAGCCCGCUGCCUGCACAUUUGCAUGCUCGUGUUUCAGGAUAUUUGUCCAUAAAGAGCCGUGGCCAAAGCACUGAUUCCCCCAUUAUUUCUAGUUGAUUACCCGAGCCUUUGCAUUUAGGGCAAGGACGAGUGAAGGACACAGGGCAGCCGCGAAUGGCCAUAGGGAGCAGACAUCCCACACGGCACCCAUUUACUCAGAUAGACCGCUGUUUCAUUCUGAAGAUGAAUGCUGUCAUGUGGUCACUCGUAGCUUUGCCUCAGAUUAAAUGCUUUCUGUUACAUUUACUGGUAUUAGACUCGGCUUUCUUUGGCUUUUAACAUCUUAAGUAAUUUAGACCUUGAAAAGCAGGGGUGUAUCCGAUGGGUUUCUUCAUGUGGUCACUUACAUUUAAAGACAUUAAGAGAUAUUCCGGCGCAAAAUUAAGUUAACACAAACACACUGUAACACCAAGUAAGACACCCCCUUGAGAGAUGAAUGUUGCCGACCGCUUGCUUCUCUAGCUAUACCAACUUUAGUAACGACCGCAGGAUAGCAAUACACAGCGGUCUCAGGAGCCACGUGCUUAACCAAAAAGCUACUCUAUAUCCGCAAAUAAUGCUCAGAACCUAACUUCAUCAACAGUACAUAUAGGGUCCCAGUCGUAGCAUUAGCCACCAAACAUCUUUUUAGCUUUGCCUAAAUUCUUUGGCGAAGAGACUUAACACAACUCACCUACUCUCUUCCAGCAGCCGCUUGUUUGUAGCAAGACCUCAACCAGUCCAUCAUCGACUGAGGCUGGGGGGUGGCGCAGCUCAAAGAAGAACAUUUAUGAUCAUUUUUUUCAUGGAAAUGCAAUCAGACCCAGACGCUAAGGCAGAAGAACUACCGCGUCUGCAGUGCAAAAUGAUUGAUAUGGUGAUUAUUAUUUCAAGGAAAUGUUCUUCCUUGAGCUGCGUCACCCCGCAGCAGUCGGUAAUGGGCUCAUCUGAGGUCUCCCUACAAACAAGAGGCUGCUGGAAGAGAAUGUUUGACCCUCACUUAAUUUUACGCCAAAUAUCCCUUUAAAUCACAAGCUUCAUUUGUUCAUCAACAAAUGAACAAAAAGUGACAAAACCACUUACUCUUUUGUGGACUUACACAACUGAACAGGUAAAAAUAAUGAAACAACACCUAGAUACAUAUUACAGGUGGUGAUUUAACCCACAAAUAGAGUGUAAUGUCACAUAUAAUCAACCUGGAUAUAAUCACUAUUAUGCUUCAGAGGUGGCAGACCUCCAGCAAUCUGACUGGCUACCUUAUUGUCUUCAGCCCUGACUGACUUCUGCUUGAGAACUUGAGUUUUGUUUAUUUUAAGGGUUUUGAAGCACUUUAAUUUUUUUCUGUUUGUUGCUACUUUAUACCGUCAGUUUUAGUGACAAAUCAUUUUUUUAAAGUAUUUCUGGAAAACCCAUAGAGCUGAUGGUAACAUUUGAGUGAAAAUGUAGGAAGAUACACGAGAGAGAGAAAACAUGAUUUAUACUUAAGGUAUGUUCUGUGCGUCCAUGUGUACUCCGUGUUACCAUGGACGUGUUCAGAUGGGUGUCCAAGGGUGGCAUGGGCCCCUGUUGAAAUCUGAAAUAUUGAAUUCUAAAACACAUUUGGUAUUUUAUCUUGUCAGCUCAGACUCGUGUCUAAAUCAUCUGUUUUGGUUUUGAUACGAGCAGCUGCAUGUAGCUUUCUUUGUCUCAUAUUGUGACGCAUUUUUCUCUGUUAGCGUUAGUUGUGUUGUGAGUCAUGGCAGACAUCUGCUUGUUGAGUCCUUAAAGAAUGAGUGAAUCAUUUCUGUUUUGACAUCACUGUGUGCACACAUACCUUAUGUCACCCCCUGUACCACAUUUGGUCCACCUGAGUUUGUCAAACAAGCCUGGACAUGUUUCUGAUUUUAAAGCCACUUUUUCCUCUUUCCUGGCACUCUUCCCAACUGAAAAACAGCUGAUCUGAACUGUUUUGACUCUGCACUUGUCCCUGACCUGAAUCUGCUCUCUGCCCCCUGUCACCAGUCUGCUCCCAGUUCUCCCGAGGAGUCUACGCCAUCUUUGGCUUCUAUGACAGGAAGUCCAUGAACACGCUGACCUCCUUCUGCGGAGCGCUGCACACCUCCUUCAUUACUCCCAGCUUCCCGAUUGACGCAGACGUGCAGUUUGUCAUCCAGAUGAGGCCCGGGUUGCGGGGUGCUGUUCUCAGUUUGCUGGCCCAUUACAAGUGGGAGAAGUUUGUCUACCUUUACGACACUGACAGAGGUAAGAGACUCACACACACCCAUUAAAAAUCCUGUAAACUGUCAUGCUGUGACAGAUGAGGAGUGCAGAAAAUGUCAUGCAACAAAAAGUGUAAAUGAUCAGCCUUUAAUAUGUAAAUCCCUUAUCCCCAGUCCUCAUUGUGAGUGCCCCGAUACAUUUUAAUUUAUGCCGGUAAUGAUUCUAAAUUGCUUCACUAUGUGCCUGAAUGUGGCUCACAGCGGCAGUCAAUAGCUCAUAGCUUUAGAGAAAUGACUCAUUCACAGGUGCUGCUGAUCUGACAGUGUACUAUGACUCCAGCCGCCUGAGCCUCUAAUCCUUGCCACUCUCUGAUUAUCUUUUGGUCCUAAUUGGAUUAUAUAAAGACAGAACACAACACGCUGUAACUUCUUCAUUUGCUUCCUGGCCUCCUGCUCUUCUCAUGUAGGCCAGCUAUUUACAGACUUGGGUCUUGUAGUCCUCUGAGGGUCAACAUCUGGAGCAGAUGCAUUAAUAAAGAAAGGGUGUCUGUGGACAUGGAAACACAAGCUGUCCAACAAAGAUAACCCCCCUAUGAUGUGCUUCCAUUUGGGCUUUUACACUCAUGUUACCCAAGUUUCAGGGAGAUUUUCUGGGUGCAGUCACUGCUGUAAAAUGUGCCAAAUUGUUCAGAACGGUGUAGUCCAAGUAUUUUUAAACUGACAUAGAGCAUUUCUAGGACAAGUGCACUCUUUCUCCACUUCCCCUGCCUCACUUUAUAUGUUCCCUCUUCAGGUGGGCGUGUAAGCUGCAGCUCACUCAUAUAACUGGUUCUCACAGAGCCAUUUUGUGCAUUUUGGAAAUCUGUACAAAAGAAUUCCUGGGCUGCCUUUACAACAACAAAAAAAGUUUGACUGACACGAAGUGAGAGCUUUUUGAAACCUGUACGACAAACACUACAAAAUCAUUUAAAAAGUUUUGAUGUAAGCGAUCUGAGCUUUAUAUGUCCUCAUUAAGGAGGCUCUGAAACUUAUGGUGGAACCUCCUUUUUAUAGAUUUCUAAAGAGAGUGAAAAGUAUGGAGCGCCAUGCUGUCCGAAUGAUGUAUAACAGUGGUUACUUUUAUGAGCAGGUUUGACAUAAGGAUGUCCUGAUAAUAACAGAAAAAUAGACUCUCUGGUAGCUUUUAGAUUCUUUAAUGUAUUUUUGAUUUGAUUAUGAACAAAUGUGACGUAGUUUAUAGAGAACUUUAAAACAGUUGAUAGUAAUGUCUCAGAAAAAGAGUCCCAUAUCCUGAAUAUUUUUAAAAUCAGUGCUCUUGUAUUUAUACUGAUAUUCAAGACUUUUGAGACUGAUAUCAGCUCUGAGAUUAGAGGUGAAAAUAAAUGUUUCUGCCAGUUUGAUGGUUUUUGUUGAAUUGAAGUUUCUAACUUUCUCUGACUUUCACUUACUUUGCUUACUUAAACCAACUGUGUCCAUCUGUAUCCAAAAUGUGUAUAAACAUGGACAGGACAGCAGCUCCCCUGAAAUGAAGCCAAGUUUUCAUGACUCUCUCUAUUGUAACAGAUGAAAUAUGUGUCUAGCUUUUUCAAAUUUCGCCCCAUGGGGAUAAAUAAUGUAAUUCUGAUUCUGAUAUUUAUUGUCUCAAACAUGCUUUUUGUCAUAUCAGUUCAUCCUUAUCAUGCUUAUUUAUACACAAGUGUUAAUUUUUCUGAGUUAAGUUUUAAUUUGUUAUUUGACACCAAAAUAGAGAUGACAAAGCUGAUAGUACUUUAUUGACAAACUCCUGCGGUGUUGAGUUUGGGAUUGGCAGCGUAUGAGGGACAGCAAGAGAAAAAUUAACAAACAUAGACACAAGAGCCAUUGACCUUUUCAUAUCUGUGAGUAUCUGCUUCAGAUGAACACAAAAAAACUGUUCUGCUGCGAGCUGUACCAACCUGAGGGAUCUUUGAUGCUUUUUCACUGAGUAAUGUUUGUGAUUUGGUUUGUAAAGAGGAGCAGAUCACUGUAGGGGCCUUGGCACCAAAAUACUGUCACCAUUAAAGUAUCUCAGAUUCCUUCAAGGUGGUGUUUGGGCCUCACUGCUAAUGCACUGUCCUUAAUGAUGUAGAGUUAAUGACCAAUAUGACAUGUGGAAACAAACCAGGCCAUCAGUGACACGAUAAUAACUAUAACAAUAGUAAUGAUUUCCAUAUCUACUGGAAGUUAUCUUUAUUGCCUGUAACCUCUACAUUCGGCAGAGUCAGCCUUUUAGUUAUUUUCCACCACAAAGAAAACUCACAUAUAUACAGGACAAGAUCUGCAGAUUGGUAGAGGGUUCUUGUUGGUCCAUAGGGGUUGCUGAAAUCAAUACAAACUAUUGGAGUAUCUUUAAACUUUAUUCAUAACAUAUAUUAUCUUUUAAACUGCUAGGCAUUUCAGAUGUAGCGUGCUUCGCUCCGUGUUCUGCAAACACUACUGAUGGCGUUGUAAACCACAGAGCUGGAGCUUACAUGUGUGUCCCUGUGUUUUGGAGGCAGAUUGCAGCAGCUGAUAAUAUUUGGCUGGCGUUGGUUGGAGACAAAAUGAUGAAAUUUAUUGCUCCUCCGGGGAACAAUCAACCUUCUCAAAAGUGCGUUCUGAUAUGGCGCUUGGAACUCUGCUUGACUUUGCUUGCCUUUUUCACCUGCUGCGUUGAGGCUGAUGAUCCACCAUCUGUAAUCCUUUGCCUGUCUCCGCAGUGUGACACAGUGUAAACACCGUAGUUUAGGAUGGAUUCCCACAUGCUGCACAGCUUGUGUUUGCUGAGAGGAUAGUUAGUCGUCUUUUUUUUUUUCUUUUGGCUGCCAGUCCCAGUCCACUCCUCUGAGUGUCAGGGCUCUGGAGCCACAGAGCCAACACUCAUCCAAACGCCAGUUUAAUCUUUAUUAUAAGCAGAGGGCUGGAUUUAAGUCUGCAGAGGAACACGCACUCGGCUCUUUCAAGAAACGCUUGUGUCAGUGACUGCUGAUGUGACGGUAAUAUGCUGCAUGAGGCACUUCAAAAUGACUGUGAUCUAAUACCUAUCCCUUUUUUGAGACACAUGCUAAAUGUGAGCUGAACAUUUAUCUGAACAAUAGCAAAGGCAUUUUAAAGUCAGCUGGAAACUAAGAAAGUCAUUAAAAUGAAACUGUCUAUCUUCUGCUGAGGAUCCUGAGAAAGUGGACUCUGACUUCCCUUUCAUCACACACCACAAGAAGUAUUUCUUCUAUUACAGCCUCGAAGCAUAACCACCUUGAAUCUGUAUCUGUAUGAUGGGAUUUUGAUUGUAAUGGAAUAAAAAUGCCCAAAGAUACCAGUUAAUGUAGCCAUGCCUGAGCCGCAAACUUAAUUUUCAAAGCAUAUUUCAAACUGGAAGCAGUAGCAACAUCAAAUAGGUGCAGCUCUCUUUCAUGUUGGAGAUACCUUUCUCUGACAGAAAGCUUGUACUAAUUUAAGCGAGUUCUUCUAGCUGACAUAUUCAUAAUAAUUAUAAAAUAACGAGAAGGGCUUUUAGCUGCUUUUUCACAGAGCGGGAGUCUGUUACUAUUUCCGGCAACCUUUUCCCCGUAGAAAAGCUGAUUAUUUGACAAACAUCACUGAUAAACAGAUACUAAACACAGAUACAGAGAGAAACAAAACAAAGAAGAAAAAAAACAGACCCCUCACACACAGGGGUCAUUACAGAUGUCUUAUCUGCAGUAGUGAAACAUCACCUACUCAUCCUGGGUGCUCUGGUUAUGACAUGUCCUCAUUAAACAGGCUAAUGGCUGCUGGCAGAAGAGACUCCUGAACUGAGGAACAUCUGGGCGUUAGCAGCUGGCCACAGAGAGGAGGACCACAUCACAUCGAAUUUCUAUUUACCUAAUUUACGACAAAUUACUCAGCGCUGAGACAUUUUAUUUGGGAUGCCACAGCAUGAAAUUUGAGCCAGUUAUGAAAAAGUUUUUAGGAAUUAUCUUUGCCAGAACAAUGAAUAAUCUCGUUAAUGAACCAAUUUAAAACAGAAUGACUAUGACUAUAAAUGUAUUCUACCUCCAUACAUGUAUUUUAAAACCCUCUCUAUCCACCGAGCUGCAGUGUUUAUGACUUCAACAGACUCGCUCUUAGAUAACAAAGAUUGAGCUGAUGCCAAGAGACACCACUGUUGUGAAAUAUACAUAUAAGAACAAAACACAUUACUGCAACACUUCAGGGUCUCAGAGAUAAUAUCACUCCUUCAUAUGCUUAUCUGCAGGUGGUUUCAAAGCCUGUGUCUCAUUACAGACAUAUGAAUAAAAGUACAGCACGCUCUGCAGUCGAUUCCAAAGGACACUCUUGUAUUGCGUUACAGUUUGUGUCUCUGUCCUCGUCCUGUCCUCUGUAAUGACCUCCACUGUCGCUCCUCUGACUAAGGCUGUAAUCGAGAGUUAUUCAUCAGUUUGCUGAGGUUGUUGUGCUCUGGGGCAAUGUCAUUUGUGAAUUAUUUUUAGCACUAAAUGUAUUGAGAUCUGUGUUGGAAGAAGCAUGUAGGUCCUUGACAACAAUGUCGCAAUACUCAUUUGCAAGUAAGAGUCCUUGUGGAUACAGGUUUUGCACGUUUUAAAUCAACAGUUAUUGAUGUUGACCCCCAUAAAAUAUUUGGUGUUAGCUGCUGAAGGAGAAGACUGAGCUGACAUAACAAACUCUACAGACAUUAAUGUGUCUGCCAGAUAGUGUUUAGCAUUUUUGGUUAAUUAUGUCAAACUGAAAUUCAAAAAUAUAGAAAUUCACAAUAUAUGGGGGUGAAUUAAAGAAUACUCAAAGAUCAUUGACCUGAUUAGGUGAUAAUGUGUGUGUUUUACCUCCCAAAGUAUAUCAGUUAUACCCAAACAUCAGUUGCAACUUAAAAAUAACCAUCUAAGUAAUGUUUACAGAUGGUUUAAAAAACAAAUAUUAACCAUUUACAAAGUGCUUCUGACACACAUUUUAAUCUAGAUGUUUUACAACCUAUUUAAACCCUAUAUAAACCUUUAAUAAAUAGUUUAUUAAUAAUUAAUGAAAAUUAUUAAUCAUAAUUUUAUUGCUUGUUAAUAGUAAAGUAACUAUUAACUUACAUUAAUAAACUAUCUAUUUACCAUUUAUAAUUGGUCUAUAUGCUGUUUUUAAAUGAUGAUUAAACAUUUAUAAACUAUCUAUUUACCAUUUAUAAAUUAUGGUUAUUGUAAGGUGUUACUGCCUAGUUUCUGUUCUGGUCCUCUGACUGGUUCCUAGGAUCCCAUGUGUGCAGUACAGUUGUGACAAGUGCCUCACACAACCACAAUUCAGGAAAAAAACUAUAAGCUUUUGGAAAAGGAGUGUACUUAGGAGUAAUAUUUUACCAAAGUGACAUAAAUUGGGUGUAUUGAAACUCAAUGAAACAACCCAAAUCUUGAUUUUUAAUCAGCACCCCAGUAGAUGCACUUGUUUGAGAUCUCUGUAUAAAAUCCUAUCCUGAUCGUCUAAUGUUGUCCUACUUAUUUAUGAACUCUACCUGAUGUAAGCGCCUACUAAAUUUUCUAAUGUUGUCACCAAAAAUGAAGGAUUGCAAUUCAACAGCCUCUGCUGCACCUUUUCCUGUAUUUUCCUCUCCUUCUGACUAAUAGCGAUGGCCAGGAUGCUGGAGAAUUUGCAUUCCCUGUGCAAUCAAACUGCCCUGCUGCUGAAUGUCUGGCUGCUUUCGUGUCUACGAGGAAACGUCUGAUUAAUUGCAUGCUGCUAAAGAGCUGCACUCAGCAGUCAGGCACACAGGCUCAUUAACAGAGAGUGGAAGAGGGAGAGAGAGGGAAAGAGAGAGGCAUAAAGCAGCUGUUCCACCCUGUGAACACCUGACUGCACCUUCACUCACAGAUGGACACGUAUCAAUAGGCCCUGACCCCCCCUCUGUGCGUAAACAAUGUUUUCCUUCCAAGCUGUAUUAAAAGCGACCGGGGCAGAGAUUUAUCAAUCAGCUCUUCUUCUGCAGAGCUGUUUUCCUGUCUGUUCAAGGACUCCAUUAUGCCUCACAUAGAGGGAGAACAUAGAGGGAGCAGAGGAGAGCGUGACUGGGAUUCACAUGUAACAGAAUCACAAAGUAGGGACUGAAAGGUGUGUUUUUGUAAGAUGGCUUUCAAAGGAUUUUCAAGCACAUAGAGAUGCAGAUGAGAAAGAACAGUGCUGCCAUUUGGAAUAAAAAUCUCCAAGGUUAGAUGGGACUUUGUUAAAUUUAUUAAACUUUAAAAUGGAGCUGUGCCUUUCAACUUUUUUUUUUUUUGUCUGUGUUAACUCAUCUCUGUGUUUCUGAGAAUCUGCUCUGACUCUGUUUUGAAUGAAUUUGUGAUCCUCCGUGGGAUUGUGAUUGCCUUUGGAUUUAUAGCUGGGUAUGGAGUUUGGAAAGGCAGUUUAAAUGCCUGGAGUGUGUGCAUGCGUGUGUGUGUGUGUGUGUGUGUGUGUGUGUGUGUGUGUGUGUGUGUGUGUGUGUGUGUGUGUGUGUGUGUGUGUGUGUGUGUGUGUGUGGUGCAGUGAUAUCAUUGGUUAAAAACUACAAAGAGCAAUGUGCAUUCAAUGAGAAGAUACAGCUGAGGCGUUUACUGUCUCUGAAUUUUUCUGCAUGAACCAAACCUCCACUGUUUUCAAGCCCUCACACAGCUCUGCCAAACGCCCAAAAUGGCACCAAUUGAUCCGUGCACAUCCACGCAUGCAGAGGCAGUGCAGCUUAAAAACAGCGUCAAAUGUGUUAACUGCAGAGUUUUAGCUCCACACCGCAGUAUCCAUCCCAUAGCACCUACAAAAACCAUGUUUCAUUUCCUGGAGGGUGUCUUUUUUCUUUUUCUCUUAACUUGAGAAGAAAAAUCUUCAGAAUGUGAUUUUAUUUUAUUUCCUCAGCCUGGAUAAAAACAUAGAGUUUGAUAAAACCAGUCACUUCCCGUGGAUGUUUCUAUUUUGAAACACCAAGCCUAUCUUCUUCACUGAACAUCUUGGCAGACGGGCUGGUAACACAGAGACUCCAACACACAACAGCAGCUUUCGUAGACCACAUUACAUAAUUUUAAGUGGUUGCAUCACUUUGUAAAUCUUUGCUCUUUGCUCUAAAAAGGAAACUGCAGAGCUUGGUCUCAUUAUGAAAUAUCUACCGUGGGCAUCUCUGUACAACUGGCUCAAUAUAUGUUGACAAAACCAUUACUGUAUAAUGCUAAUGUGCAGAAAUGUUAAACUGAGGAUCACAGAAAAUAUAUGUUCGGAAAAUUACUUGCUUGCUUGCGAAUACUACCCGAGUGUAUCUAGUGAAUAAAAAAGGGCUUAAAUUGCAAAGAUCGUUAUUUCAGGACCUUGGACAGCUCCUCCCCUGUUCACAGCUUUCCUUUACUUCUGGACUUAACGCUGUACUGUUCAUUUAUUAAACAUCCCUCAUGACUUUUCUUUUCUGAUUUUAUUCUUUAAUUGAAGUUUAGACUUGAGUAAUGAGUAAAGGAACAUAAAUGAGAGUAAUGGUUUGAUGAGUUUGAUGAGUUUGAAUAUGAUGUGAGUCAUGCGCUGCCCUGCAGAUCGCAGGUCAUCACCAUAACGCCAUUAUCUGGGUCCUUUGAAAAGGGAAUAUCUUAUAGAAAAUGAUGUUCAUCCCUUCAUUAUGUAGUCAUAACAGCUCGUGGCUCCCAACAUGUGAUGUAACUGAAUCACAGUGUUUUAUCGGAUGUAAAACAGAAAAUCAAACUUUAAAAAAAGAGACGCUGUAAUAGAAGACUAGAUUUUACAAGUUAUAACAAUUGACACUGGCUCUGUUAGUCUGGAGUCUAGGUUUUCUGCUUAGAGAAAUAAUACCUCAUUAUAAACACACAUUAAUUGUAUCAUCAGCGUGGAUGCUAGAGUGUAGUACUGUACCCGCAGAGUAGUAGUGAGAGGUGUCAGCUGUUAUUGCCUGCGCUGCACACCUGUGCGAAUGUGACUAGAUGAUUACCAGCUGUGAAUGAGCCAAUGACAGUGAAGUAUAUGUGAAAUGACAUCAGGAGAUACAAGUGUGACCUUCCAGCUCUGGAUGAACUUACACUAUAUUCAUUAGAGACACAGGAAACAGGAAAAUGAAACACCUGACAAACAAAGGGACCUUAUCAAAGUGAUGAAAAAUACACAACGUUUACCUACGAACCAUACUCUAUGAAUAAAUGGCCAAACUUUAUGUAUAUCAUCUGUCUGCCAAGACACUAUACCCAAAGUUGCCCCAUUACAUAGCCAGCAGUUUGUGAAUGCACAUAAAUGACACAGGUUAAUACUAACAAUCACCUUCUCUGUAUCUUCUGUGAAUGCCACAAUUAUCAUUAAAAUACUGAAAUCAGAAAUCAGUUCAACUUAUUGCAAUCAGACAUUGCAUUCAUAUUCAUAUUCAGUAUAAUAGAGUAUACAUACCACAGAUAUUUAUGUAUCAGUACCGUUGUACGCACUCCACCACUUGCGCAGUAACAUUGUACGCAUUCAGCGGGAGAAUCGCAGAGAGUCGCUGUGAUAACGCUCGGCUCAAACAGCGUAUCCCCUGGGUGAGCUACGCAAUCCUUGUACGUCCAUAGGCUGUAUCAGGUGUCAAUCAUAGAAAACACGAACCCUCUAAUAACUUUUAAAAAUGGAGCUGUACAGAAAAAAGAGGACUAGAGCACAAACCAGUCUUACAAUAACAACAUGUCAACAUCGCAAGCAGCGGGGUAAAAAAAUGUAUGUUCGGUGUAAUUAAUUUCUAAAGUUUGUCCACAGCUCCAUAAGCUUUGCUGGCAGAGGUGGGAUUUAUGAAUCCCAUAUAUACAGUCUUUGUGCCAGACAGACAAACUCAGUGCCCUCUUUUCAACCUCUUCUUAAAACUCAUUUCUGUUAUUUGGUUUUCUCUCUAUUAUGUGCUUUGCUAUAUGUGUGUCUGUAGCCUUAAAUUAUUUUGUAAGUAAUGGAUUUUACAUAUUUGUAAUCUGUUGUAAUUGGUUAUUUGUUUGUAAAACUUAUUCGUUAGUUUCUUUGGCUUUCUUUAACUACACAUAUUAACUGCUUUGUUUUUAUCUUAUAAUUAACUAUUUCUAAUUGUUGACCUUGAUGUAACUUGUUUUUGAAAAGUACUUCAUAAAUAAAUAUUAUAUUUAUCAUUAUUAAUAUUCAUUCAUUAGAUAAUCAUUGAUAUGAAUAGCAGCAUCCAUGUAUUCUCUAGGCUGUGUACAGUUCGCAAAAAGAAAGCUAUGAUUUUUUUUUCUUUUUAAGAGACCGGCAUGCCAUGAGUGCUACUGCCUCCAGUUACAGAGCUCUGCUUUCACCUAACAUGACCUCUAGAGGACAGAGAGAGAAGGAGAGCAAGGGGGUGAAAACCAUGAUUUUCUAAGAUGAGUAGCAGUGUAUACGACUGUAGCUGUGUGGUGCUGCUUCCACUAUAAUCUGAGGCAACAGUUAAAUUUAUGUUUUACUGCAAAGGAGGAAACAGCAAUCACCAGUGUAUGACAACCAGCUUUUGUCACUAGUAUUAUAAUUAGAAAUCAAUGCAUAUCUCCUUGCCUCCUUGUCCAUGAUGAUACCACAUCAUAAAAAUAGAGCCAAGAGACAGGGUAAAGUGAAUCAUUGAUUGUCCAAUCAUGAAAACCACACGGUGUGAUUCUACUUAUCUCCUUAUUUUCACCUCUCUAUGCUCAAGGAGAAGACAGGAGCAAAAUGUUUAUUACAGCUAAAGCACAGAUUUUCCGCUCAGCUCAACAUUGUUGUCUCGGCUGUUUGCUGAAGAAGAAACAGCCAAAUCUUGGAGUAAAUAGCAACGAAAAUGAAGCUGUACAGAGACAAGGAAUGAGGGAAGGAACAGAGGAGUCAGCAAAGCCUUUGUGUCUCUCCUGCGUCACAAACAGCAAACGGCACAGAGGGCCGAGCUCUGUCAGACAUGCUGUCAGAUUCACCAAAUGUUUUUUACUCCACAAAUCCAGUGCCUCCUCCCCUCCUUUUUUUUCCUCUGUAACAUCCAGCUUGUCCUUUCUAAUCCACUCUAACCUUACCACUUUACAUGGCUGAAUAAGACACAAGGUGACUUAUAGUGUGGUCGUCUGUUUCACAGGCUCGACGCUGUUCGUGUCUCCAGUCCUGUGUCUCUGUUGCUCAAAUGUCUCUCAUCUAUUUCAGGACACUUGCUUUCAGGAUAACACAAGGCCAUUACAGCAGCAGUCUUUUUGCAUUAUGAAAGAGAUUGAUGUGAUGUGCGCUUUCCUGCAUGCCCAGGAGAAAACGCCAUUUUUAUUUGCUUAAGAGAAGGGAGGGUGCCUUUGAAAGAAAACAGGCAGUGAUGGGAGAGAGCCAGCCUGCUCUUUUUCUUUGUAUGGAGUCUGAGCACAGACAGUGUUGUAUUAUACUCGUGUCUUUAUGCAUUUAUGUGGAUAUCAGAACCAUCAGAGUGCUACCAAAGUUAACAGAUUAUUCCAUGAAAUGUGAAUCAAAAAGCUAAAAAGGUAACAUGGAGAGAAAUUCCUAUCCAUCUGUUGCUAACUUUGCAGCUGUCAUUGGAUAAGAAAUAAUCUGUUUGAUUGGCUCUGAUCGGGGAUUUGGCAGGAGUGGGUGGUGUGGGGGUGCAGGGCUCUUUACAGUUCAGCUCAUUUGGAGCAGAGAGCUGUUAUCUGCAUCAGUCUGCAUCAGUAGUAGGCGUUGUUAGGCUAAUUGUACUCAAAAGUGUCCUUUUAUUGUCAUUUGGCAUCUUCAAUCCUUUUUAUUUCCCUGUCUUUGAAAGCACUGCCCACUAAAAACAGUCCCCCUUUGUGGAGCCACGUAUAAGAUUUUUGUUGAGAUUUCUCUGAAACCAGUUCAGCGUCUUUGUCAGCCCAAGCCUCCUUUGGUGUUGUGCUCAGCUUUGGGCAUCCCAUGACAACGGUGCGGUUCAGAUGCCUGCAAGAGAAUUUUAAAGAGGUCACCUUCUCCAGAGAGGGGGAGGGAUGACUGAGUCACAGUUGAGACUGCACACCACGCUCGGUCGUCAUGUGAGCCGCUGCCCAAGACAGAGAUGAAGAAACACAGGGCCAGGUGCCAGCAGAGCCUCAGUCCGCCUCUUUGUUCCAACUCUGCCUGUCACAGUGGAGAGAAAUCUCUGGGUAAACGCAUUAUUCUGCUUUUGAUCAAAUAUCUUUCCCUCAGGAUUAAAAAAUCUUGGCUUUGGUAAAUAUUACCCAGUUUUUAGUCAAACAUUUACUAAAGAAAAAGAUUUGAAACACACAACUAUCAUUUUGGAGAUGUUUUCUUAAAGCUUUACAGUGAGCUGUAUUUUCUUCGGUAUUACAGUCAAGAUGGGAAACCCAAAUGUGGUUUUAAUAUUGUACUGCUAUUUUUCCAGGUUUCAAGUCUUUCAACCUGCGAGACAACCUGUCAAAAUGCUAACAUCUAGCAGCUUCUCAUUUGUCAGCAUUUGUGUAGACAAUGAAUAGAAAUAUCCAGGGCUACAUUUCAAGAAAAAAAUAAAAGCUGCAGCUCCUGAAUUAGGAUACAGCUUUAGCUGGAGCACCGCGGUCAGAACAUCUUUGAUAUCUUAAACUAAAUCACAGAAUUUAGCAUCCAUAUUUACCCUUUUUCUAGCUAACAGAAGCUACGGCUAAUGAAUCUCAUCAGCAAGGAAUUUCAUGCCUUUCCCUUUGUAUCUUUGACAUAAGUUAAGUUGCUUGUUAUACAUGCUACACACACACAGGCUGAAUUUCAUGCAAAAACACACAUGCACAAACAGGGCAGCCAUGGAUAUGUGUCCGGCUGCCCUCGUUGGAGUGCUGCCAUGAGCCAUUGAAGGGGUACAGUGCCUUGCUCAAGGGCACCUCAACAGUGCUCAGAAAAUGAUCUGGCACAUCUCCAGCUACCAGGCCAGAGUCUAGAUAUGGUCUGGCCAGAACUUGAACUAGUGACCCUCCAUCUUCAGCCAAAGUCCUCCAGCCUGAGCUACUUCAACUCAGUGGUUGAAUGCUAACAUUUGCUUUUACUGAACCUUAUGGGCCAUGAAAUAGCCUAUGAUGUUUAAACUUAAAAUAUGACCUGAUUUCACUCCUGACAUUGAAUGUAUUUUUUAAAAGUUCUGUUUUUGUUGUGACAGCUUCCUAUUGUCUGUUAACAAAACAUACGUUACUACAUUUCUGCCUGUUGUGAGCUUUGAAGCCAGAGACACUUCCACAGAUGUCAGAAUUCUGGUUUGGUGAAGGCAUGUGCAGAAGCAACUUGGUGGGAAGUGUCACAUGGCUGGCAUCAGUCUCAUGUUGCUCACCAAAACAUACAGUAACCUUACCAAUAAAACUUCGAAAAUCAUUUUUUUAUGCUUGAAUUGAUUUUAAAAUCUGACCAUUGCUCUAUCUGUUAGAAUGGUGGAGGCAAUGUUUAUGACCUUCACUGUCAUCAGCCACCAGAUGGCGCUCUAAAUCAUUUGGCUUCAUGGUCAGUGGACACUCAUGGAACUGUCUCUGCCUUUCACCUUGAGUGUGACAUGAAAAUAAAUGGGUUAAAACUUUUUGCUGUUCAGAACUGAACCCUUAUCCCAACAGGUCUAUACUUUGUAAAAUGAAUCAUCUGAGCUGCAGAGGAUUUCGGAUCACACAAGUACAGUACAUACUGAUCUGCUAGGCAGCACUGUGUGGGCUUCUUAGCUAAUACAUUGAAGAGAAUCCCACAUACAAGUACACUUGCUGCUCCUCGCAGUUUGCUGUGACUUUCAUUGUCCUCAUAGGUAUUUCUUUGGGUGCAUUUUGUCGACAAACGUCAAAGCAGAGUGUGCAGAAUAACACUGUGUUGGUGGACUAGAGCAAAAAGCAGUACAGAUAGUGUCAGUGUGUCAGUUUGAUGAAGCAUUUCGCCACCAUGUUACAUCUGACUCUGAAAGCGUUCCCUUCCUCCUGGCCUUGCUUUGCAUGAUUUAAACUAUUAAACUGUUGUCAGCGAGUUGCAGGCCUGGUUUUUGUCAGCACUCAUCUCUUUAGGAGACAUGUUGUCCUCUGUUCUUUCUCUUUGAGAGGCAGCCACCAAAUCUGAUUUUAGUUGUGAGUUGAUGAAAGGACAAGCUGUCUGGUUGAGAGCUGGUGCAGAAUAAACCGCAGAGGAAUCAGAUGCUGCAAUAACUCAAAGCUUUUCUUCCCUUUUGUUCCUUUUUCUGAAGGAUACUAGUGUGUGUUUAAGUUGUCUGCGUGUGUGUGUGUGUUUCCUCUCCGUGUGGCCUACUUUUCACUUCAAGUUUGCUUCAUUUACUUUAAUCUCAAACAUUACACUUAAUUUAAAAGGUGAGACACUCCAUUUCCAGUGAGUUCAUUUCUUCUUUUUUCUUUCUUUUAUAGUUCAGUUGUUUCUUUUGCAGAGCCAGGUGGAAGUUUUAGGUGCUAAAUCCAAUCCUCACAAUGAGCUCUGGACUUUCUUUUUCAAGGCAGGUGUGCUGAACUCUUGACAGUCUUUUGCUGCUGCAGUUUUUACUUGUCUUCACUCUUUCAUCCUACUAACAAAGGAAAAAAAAAUCUUUUACGAUGAAGUGAUUGAUUCCCUAACUACAGAUUUUUAUAAACAAAAGUGUGUGAUUUUGGGGAAUGUUUGUUUGGGGUUGCAAUGUAUGUCAUGGAGGGACAGUGAGUCAUAUCACUUUAAAGCAUUGACCCAACAGUUUUAUUAGAUUACACGUAACUCUAUAUAUAUAUAUAUAUAUAUAUAUAUAUAUAUAUAUAUAUAUAUAUAUAUAUAUAUAUAUAUAUAUAUAUAUAUAUAUAUAUAUAUAUAUAUAUAUAUAUAUAUAUAUAUAUAUAUAUAUAUAUAUAUAUAUAUAUAUAUAUAUAUGUAUAAGAACAACAUCUCCAUAUUUUCUAUCAUUGUGAAGUACGAGGCCAAGAGUUCACCUACAGAUGCUGUCAUAUCCUAUGGGUGGAGCCAAGGCAUGAAAACAGUAAAACUGAUGUGAUAAAACAAACCAAAAUCGGUAUUAAAUUUUAUGGAACUUCAUUAAAGCCUUCACAGGUUGGUAAGGUUGGAACAGAUUCUUGUGUUUAUCUAAAGCUCACACAGUUCAGUGACGCUUGAGCAAGUGUUGCUAACUCUCAUUUAUCAACAGAGCUGUCAAUCAUGAUGUCACAUCUUGUCUUUUUAAAGUUAAAUUGUUUUUUGAAACUAAACUUCUCAGAAAAGAAUAGCACAUGUACUUAAAUCAGCAUUAUAAGAAGGAACUAUAAUGAUAGAAAUCAUGUUUGAGAAAAAUUUGUUUGACCUGUACUUAGUAGUUUUAUAAUCUGACCAUUGCUCCAUCUGUUAGAAAGGGGGAAGCAGGGUUUCUGACCUAAACAGCGGCUAGUCAGCAGAGGAAGCUCUAAAUCUUUUGGCCUCAUGAUUAGUGGAAACUCAUGGGAACUGUUUAAAGUUUACAGUCUAGUGUUCGAUUAGAAAAUAGUAAAAGUUGCGCAUGUACCAGAAAGAAAUCGCAAAGAAAAAAAUAAGAUAGCAGGCUCUAUCCACAGGAGGUGCUGAAAUCAGUACAAUCUAGCAUUUUUCACAGACGCUUGUGUACAUAAAACAGACUUGAGACAUUUAUUUGGAUGAUGAAUAGCAAUGCUGGAAAAAAAUACACUGUCCUUCUCCUUUUUUUAAACCUUAUGACAGAAAACUUAUACAGCUGUGAGAGAAGGACUGAUAAGAAAUAUCAGAUUUUUGCAUAAUGCAGGGAGAGUCAACUAGCUAAAGACACCUCUCCUGAUUAGUGGAUAAACUUAAAGCAUGUGAACUGACUCAAGUGUUUGUUCUCAUCAGUGAAUUCAAAACCUCUGCAUUAUUCAGCACAGCAAAUAAUGUCUGAGGAGAAAAUACAGGGUAAACAGAGUGCCUGGUAUUUACCUUUGUUGCACUGUUUCAAGGACUCCUGAGAUGCAUGAACAGAUUGAAAAGUAAGAGUUUGCACCCAAGAAAAGCCUCAAACAUUUAUUGGAAGUUUACGUGAAGGUAAUUUUUCAUUUUGGGUUGAAAUGAUUAGAUUUUGGAAAAGAUAGAUGAUUGUUGAUAGUUCUAGGGUUUUCUCCGCCUGCAGCAAAUUGAGAAGGUGGCACUGUAAGUCUAAUCAUCUGUUUUGUUGGUGGUAGAAGAGAGAGAAAAGAAGCAAAGCCGCGCUCUGAUUAUAAGGCUAGAAAACUGAAAGAAAACAGUUCCUCUCAAAAGUGUCCUUGGAAAUCAUUAAGGCGCAUGACUGUAGUGAGUGCAUUUGAGUGGAAUGAACUCAUUUAAACCGGUGUCCCUCGAGCCAGUUUAAUAUAAAUAAUGUGGCUAGAAGUAUCCAGAAGUGAUGUACACAGAAAAGCUCACCUGUAUGCAUAGCACGUCACACUAUUAAGCAGAUGGGCCACAGCUGCAGCAGACGACACGGCCUGACCAUUCUCCUCUGACCUCUGCCAUCAUCAAAGUACUCACCAGAAAAACUUCCACUCACUGGAUGUUUCCUCUAUUCCAGCCCCCCCUCUGCAAACACCUGAGGUUGAGAUAAAGAAGCUGUUGAACUUUAUUAGAUGCUCCUGACUAAGUGGAUGAGAAACAGUGACAGUGAUGACCUGCAGAAAACACUGACCAUAGAAACAAACAUUUAUGUUCAUUCAGUAAAGUUAUAUAAAGAAGAUAACUCCAAGUUUUUAUCAGAUUUUUGCCUUUAUUUUGGUAGAAAAGCUUGAGAGAUACAUGUAGCGCCUGCUCUACCAACUGAACCGGUGCCCCUCGGCUUCAAGUUUGAAGUAAAGCUGAAACCCAGUCUGACAGUCUGAGGUGUCUUCUGUCUACCUUUAGUUCUGUUCAUGACCUACUUGCAUUGAAAAAAAAACAAAAAGGUCUAAAAUUCCCUGCGCACAUUAUGCAAGCUCAACUCUGAAUGGGACAGCACCUACCUAGAGGCCUAUUUAUCAUCUUGGCGGGGAUGGCUGACGGGCCUGAGGCAGAUGGAGAACUUCAGAAUCGAGUAGUUUAUAAAACCGUCAAACUUUAGUCACGUCUAGUUUGUGGUACAAGAAGAAAGUAUGAUAAAAUCAUGAGACUUCAACAUUCUGCCAAACAAUCUGAAUCAUGAGUACAAAGAACCAGAAUUACAACUAACACUGUCAUAACAGUGUAAAUGUGACUCAAUCCAGAGGAGAUAAAGUAACAAUGGUUACAUGAAAGUCAUCUCCAGGCAAACGUAUUCACCACUUCUCAGAAUGGAGAAAACUAUUGAGAAGUGGAGCCUUGGUUUUGGGCUUAUUCAGCUGAUUCUGAGUCAUGUAACAGUGUAUUCAUUUGUGCAGGUUGCUGAGUCAAAAACACCUGAUUUGACAAUGAGACCAACUUGACAGAAAAAGAGAAGAAAUGUUAGGAUUCCAGUAAAAGAGAAAAUUGAUUAGUUCUUUACACAUUUGGUGGGGGAGUUUCGAUCACAGACGUAAUGACAGACAACUAUUUUAAGGGCUCCUUCUGCUUUCUGUUAAAUAUAGCUAACAUCUUUAUACCAUGAAUGCUAAAACAGACCUGAGGAAAAACUAAACAAAGGCUCCGUCAGUCUUUCUGUCAUAAAUUGCUUUGACUGGGUUUGACCAGGUGAAAAAUUAUGGAUUAAGUCAUCUCCUGACCAAAAGUUUGUAUUACUGUUGGUGGUCUAAACCUGUGUUAGUUUUGGACUCCAAUACCUGUGUAUUAGCACAUUAGCUACCCAUGUAGCAAACAUUAGCAUUUAUUUAUAGUCAAGGGCCACUCUGAAUACACAGGUGUUGACUGUAAGCGUCUUUAUUAAAAUAAAAAAAUAUUGAUUUUGUGCCAAAAAUAAGCAAAUGAUAAUUCUGUUAGUUCAUCGCUGAGGUCUUUUAUGCCCUUUUACCUUGUAAAACAGAAGAGAGAUGAAUCUGCAGCUGCAGACUAAGAACUGGCUCAAGAGCAACUCUCUAAGAGAUUAUUAGGCUCUUUUAAAAAACUGAAAUUUCAUGAUAUUUUAGAAAUUCAAACACAAUGUUAGUUCUUUAUGUCUCUGGGUUAUGAAUCAACUUGUAGAAAAAAUAUCAAAAUGAAAGUAUAGCAAACUAUCUUUUUGUGGGGGAAACUCUACAGAAGUUUCAGUUUCACAUCCAGUGAUGUGGAUUAAUAAAACUAGAGUGAGUUUAUUGUGGUUAUUUAUAAAAACUUUGGACAUGUAAUAUUUAUCAACAAUUCGCGCCCCUCCACCCAUACCUUGCCUUUUCUCUGUUUAACUUAGUGUGUUAUUUUAAAUUCCAAGUUUUACAAUAACAGCGCAAAAAUAUCAUUAUCGUGAUAUUUCAUGGCCACAAUAAUAAUAAGGGGGAAAUCUGAUGUUGUUUCAGUCCUGAUACAUGAUAAAUGCACUGCAUGUCAUAUACUGGUCUGUUUUGGUGUUCACCACCCACAAGCUGUUAUAGUUUCUAUCUUUGCUGAAAAUCUACUUUCUGUUUCCUGACACAUUAAAAUGUACUGAAAAAGUCGGACUGUGAAAUAUUUUGACCAGUUGUGGAUAUUUUUCUUUAAGAUGAAGUUUCUUUAUUUUCCUGAAAACUGCAGUUGACCUCAUGAUACAACACUUCAAUAAUUCAUGUCUUCUCUAAUAUUGCUGCCGCUCCUUUUAAUAUAUUGAGUUUAAGAGAAAGGAAAUGGGUUUUUUCUUUGCUGAAUGUGUAUCCUUAUGUUCCCGAUUUUAAAUAUGUAUUAUUUUUUAGGACAGCACUGAAUAAUUGACUCUGUAAAAUGCCCUUGAUGCUUGUCCUGCCUGCUGGCUGUUGUAAAACCCACCAUCUGUUUACAAAGUCAACCAAAACUUUUGGACCAAAAGGCAUCAUCAUUUGUGCUCUGACCGAUCAAUCACACCAGUGUUAAUAUUCACCAGGAGAUUUUGGAUGCUCUUUGACAUUCAAAUUUGACGUUUUCUCUCUUGUUAUUGAAGUUAGAGUACACUAAAUGUCACAUUGAGAUAAUUCCUUUAGUUCAGGACUUUCAAAGUGGGGCCUUUUUUUUUCUCAAAAUAUUUCAAAUUGUACGCGCCCUGAAUAGCUUAACAUUGACAAGCCCAUAAAAAUGUUUAAAUCCCAAAUAUCCAGCUUAGUUUAGUGACAGAAAAGAAACGAAAAUAAAACUCUCAAGGGAAUCGUUUGUAAAUCCCCCCAAAUCCUUUUUCUUAAGCAGCUACUAACAUGUCUCUAAAUGUCAUGCAUAUCCCUGCUUAUGAUGUUCAGUAUUAUGUGUCAGGAUACUGGGAGGAGAACUGACACUCAGCUGCUGCCUUUUCAUUUCCCCUCUGAGACCCGCUCGGCUGAGUUCUUGUUUUGAUAUCCUCCAGCUGAUAAAAAAAGGGAAAAACAAAACAAAACAUGUGUCUGCCUGUUUGACCUGAUAAAGUCUGUGUGAUGACAGAGCUGAAUCCAGUCUGAGGUCAGCUCAGCAGCUUCUUAUCUCCAACCACACUCCUCAUAAUGCACUCUGACAGGACUGUCUCCUUUAGAAAUCCUUAACCUCCCUGUGUAUCAGACAUGCGGACACACACUCCUCCCUUUAGACUCCUGAGUGGCUGGUGUGUUGGCGCCCAGCGAGAGCCACUUGUCUUUGAAGGCUGUACCUGAUCUGAGUACUGUCAGCCGAGCGCCUCGCUGUGAAGGUCAGCAGCAGGGGAAUGGAGGGCAGACGUGUCAGCUGAGUCUCUGUGCUCUGAAUACUUAAGUGACGGUCACCAGUGAAUUGUUCAGCUGUUUUGGGGCAGCUGGCUCUUUUGUUCUGGAUGGACGAUCCUUUAAAAACAUUUCUGAUUAACUGCUGCACAAUUGUCAAAAGUAUGGGUCAGUGAAGCUUGACACUGAAGAGUCGGUUUUUUGGUCUCAAUUAUUUACACAAGAAUAAAAAAGACCAUUCUGUAACAGCCCUGCUAGUGGUCUCAUGGUAGGUUUGAUACCAGCUUACAGAUAAGUCUUACUUUAAUUUAUUACUCAGAUAUACACGUUUAUAACCAGUGUAUGUUACUUAAACUUAUCUGUUUUAUUGUAAUGUUUUCCCCAGGACCCUUAAAUUUUACAUGGCAAAAGAACUGCUGCCUACAGAUCAAGAGUCUUCUAUGGCUCUUUUAGGAAAUGUCUGAGAAACUGCCUUUGGUGAUGUUAGUUAGUCAGGGUUGAUAAGGUCUAAAGACCGUAUGUGAAGACAACAAAGUAAAAAGAUUUCUGGUAUAGCUAACCAGAUCUAUGUUGUGCACUGGUCUGGGAUGACAAGUUUAGAAAUGAAAAAUUACUAAUGUUAGGAAACAGAGUGAGCUUACCACAUUUCUGUUCGUCAAUAAGUAAGUAUACAGUAACAGUUCAUAACAAAAGUUAUCUCAAGACCCUUCACAGGAGCAUGUCCAGGACAAACAUUUAAUUUAUUUACAUUGACCGAACAUCAAGAUAAGACAAGACCCUUUCAUAAUGUAUGAUGUAUCCAAUGUAAAGCGCUUUGAGGGUCUCUGAUAAAGCGCUAUAAAAAUCUGAUGCAUUAUUAUUUAUUAUUAUUAUUAUCUCAAGACCCUUCACAGGAGCAUGUCCAGGACAAACAUUUAAUUUAUUUACAUUGACCGAACAUCAAGAUAAGACAAGACCCUUUCAUAAUCCAUCAUGAGUGAAGCACCUGGCAUGUAGAAUUUAGAAAGCAAAGAAAAUAGUCCUCUUAAAAGAAAACUUGAACAGAACCAGACUCCUGUUUAACAGAGCUCUGCUGUGACAGUGAUGGGCUUAGAGAGAGAGAGAAAUUUGGAAAUUUGUUGGUACUGUUUGGCUAAAAUUCCCAGAUUUCUACCACCUAAGGUGGUUUUAUAAGUAGGAGAUGUCUCCCUAUGAUGCUUGGGGCCAUAAUAACUUCAGUCUUGUCUGAGUUAAGUAGCAAAAAGCUUUGCAUCAUCCAGAUUGUAAUGCAAGCCACGUGUUUAGUCAGUUUAAAGGUUUCUUCUGGGUUCAUUGAUUAUUUUGAGAUUCAUCUGUAUAACAGUGAAAAUAUUUGGAGUGUUUUAUCAUAUUAUUACCAAGUUGAAGAAGAUAAAGAGUGAAACAAAAGAAAUCCGAGUACUGAACCUUGAGGAGCUCCAGGACUUGCUUCGGUGCAGAUGGAGGACUUUUCAUUCACUCGUACAAACUAAACAAGCAACUUGGGCUACAACUGAAUUAAAACCUAAUGCUUCCAUGCUAGCUGUGGUGUCAAGAAAUCACGUAUAUCCAACACAAUUUGAUGUAGGGUAACUUUCCAACCCCAUUUUUUGUCACCAGAAAAGUAAACUACUCCAGAAUAGAUUAAGUUAAUCUUGGUGUAAAGAUACAGUCAAUUCCUGUUGUGAAUUUAAAACAGUGGAGACCAAAAUGCCAUUGCAGAGGCUAUGUAAUGCAGGUAUACACAAAGUGGCAACUACAAGUAUACCUUAUUUCUCUAUUCUUACCAUCUGUGGGUUAGGGUUAGGCAUAAUGAGUCAUAAUGGAGCAAGGUAUAUUUGACUGAAAAGAGGUUACGUUUUGGCCAUUUGCAGGGCGUCAAAGCCAGUUAAUAAUUUAGCAUUUCCAAUGUGUCUACUGCUGUCUCUGCGCUCUCAGGUGUCAUUGAGACUACGUCCAUGUUUUAUCCUGUUCAUGGUCUAAACACUAUUGGGAAAUAUCACAGUGGUUCUAUCACAAUCUAUGGUGAGCGCAGAGGACUCUCAGUAGGAGAAGUGAAAGACUAUCAAUGUCAAACUCUGCUCAGUUACCAUGACAACCAGGGGGAGAUGAGACUUAAACAGGAGGGUCUAAAAGCAAUACAAAAUUCAACAGUUCAAUAUAUGAGCGACUUAAAUAUUAAAAAGGCAUGCUGAACAGGAACAUGGCCUGAAUGAGACUUUGACUGUAUAACUAUACCUUUACAAAUAACAUAUGUGUAAUGCGCCUGAGCUCAGUCGAAAGUAUUUAGGAGCGCUUCACAUCUCUCCCUGAAAAAACAUACAUGCUGGGACGAUGUUAUCUCUGGUUGCUGUGAUAAUAAAGAGCAGCCUGGUCUGGUCUGUCGAGAUGGUUAUGCAUUACUCUUUUUAAACAGAAUUUGAACCAUGUUUUGACUAAGCCAAUAUAGUGCCAGUUUUCACUAGAAAGGCUGUGCGGCUGACUUGUAUUUACAUAAACACAUUUUAAACUGGCUUAUUCAGCGCCUCUAAUAAUACCCCAUAAUUUUAUGGCAUCAGCAGUUCCCGCCCUGUUCAGAGAGAAAAGGGUGUGAUGCCGCUUUUGUUCAUUUGGUCCAGUCAUCUGUAGUGUGCCGUCUGUUCCAUAGCUUUGUUUUUUUUUUUUUUAGUAAUAGCCCAAUACAGCAUGUAAUGAGUAUUUUCAGCACCACUCACCAUAUCCUGUGUACUGUUUCUUAGAUAAUGGGACUAUGCAAAUGUGUGCUGUAGGAUGUGAUUAUCUCUCUUGGGAGCUGCUUUUUUGUGCUAUUAUUAACAUUUUCUACUUGAUAAUAUGUCGCCUUUUCACAAGGCUUCCUGUAUGAUCUGUUUUUAAUAUCUGCAAUUUCAUCCAAAUUCAUGAAUAUACGUUGUGUCUCUCAGUCUAAACAUACAAUCAGCUGUCACUUGCAAGAAGUUGCAGUAAUAUCAAAGCUCCAGUGAGGGAUUUUUAGAUGGUUAUGAAACAGACAAAGUUUUGUACUGACAUCUUUUCAUGAACUUAAAUGUAAGACAAGACUGAUUAUUUCAAUAGAGCUGUUUUUGAUGCUUCAAACCAUUGCUUUAAAGUAGGUCUGACAACAGGAUUAACUGUGUGCUGCCAAAACAGUGAUUUAUUUUUUCAAUUUCCACAGAAAAGAUUUUCGCCUGGUUUAACUCAAAGUUUGAUGCUUUAUUUUUCAGCCCACCUAGAGAAGAUGUUUGACAAAGAGUAGACUAAUUUAAAAAGAGCAUCAUUUAUAAAAAAAAUGAAAUAAAAUAAACCAAACAAACAAUUUCUAAAAUUCCAUGAUUAAGUUUUGUUACUGUAAUAAGAUCAUGUGUAUAGAUGUGUAUAGGUGUGUAUAAGAAUGGCUCGGCUUUGUCCUCACAUAACAGAUGUUUUGUUGAAUCAGCUCCAUGAAACCUUCAGUGGCUCAGCAGGAGGUUCUUGCUUUAUGGAACAAUCCCAGUAAUGAGACAGCUCACCUUCACUUUAUUUUGACUGUGAAAACGACUUAUGAGGGUUCACUGAUGCCAUUUAUUAACUGAUAAUAUCACCAAUUUCUCUGCAACAACAUUACGCUAAUGGAUUAGAAUACUGCUUGAAAUGAUACCCUUUGUAGAAACUAAAUGUAAUGAACAAGCAAUAUGACUGCAGAUAUAUAAAAGUUGGAUAAUAAGGUGAGCCUGAGGGGGAGUUAAUCAGAAAACUAUCUCUUGCUCAUUUCCCAGCCACAUUUUUUUUUUUUGUUUUCCUAAAGGCAAACACUCAAAAAACCUCUAAUUUCAAACAAACACACUCGACGAGGUUGAUGUUUUCUUCUUAGUAUCAGUCACUGAAAUCUUUCUCUGCCUUUGUGGCUCUUUAUGAUUGCUGACCGUUUAUAUCUAACUACGCUGAUAAACCACCAAACUACUCCAGCUUUAUCAUGACAGCCGUAAUGUUAGCUCAGCUUCUUUAUUUCAUAACAGCUAAACAUUCAUUUCAUGGCACAGCGAGCCCUGCAUGGCGUCAGUUGCGUGACUCUUAAACUGCUUCUUCAGCAGUCCACUUCACCACAUGUGGCUGAAUUUUUGCCACAUGUUUCAUUGUUGUGCCUUUUUCUCUCAGCUUUGUGUCGACUCAGUUUGAAUUUCACAGCAAGGCAGUGAGAGGAGAAAACUGAGAUGACCUUAUGUGACACACUGCUGAGGCAGCAUGGGACACUCAGAAAGAUCCAAGUAAAGAGUUAAUCAAUCAUGCUGCCGAACCCCUCUGUCUCUUUUAUGUCUGUUUCAGCUUUUACUCGAUCUUUUGUGAUUAUUUGAUUCACUCUGUUGACUCUUGACUCUUUAACUAAUAUGAUUUUCUUCUUUGGCCUCUGAUAUGAUGCUAAAAAUGAUGGAUUGAUCUCAGAUCUUUGAGCAGGAAAAGAUAAAUAUACUUGAAUUUUAAGAGCAUGGAGUUUAUUUUGAUUUAUAAGCAGAAAGUUAAGAUUUGUGUUUUAUGUUGGACUGAAUUCAGACUUAAAAAAUACCACAGCAGCUCUUUUCACAGCUCCAUAACUCCAGUGUCUGUUUGUAUUUCUAAGUAAUUGGGGCCACUUUGGAAACAUAAACAGAUAUCCAGCUGAUCUUUUUUAUUCUGAAAAACUCUGAGAUAUGUUGCAUUUAGCUUGUGUAAACGUCCUGUUCACGCACUGUUGACAUUUCUGUCCUUAUUUAUUUUAGAUAAUCACUAUAAGAUAUCAAAAGCUGCAGCAUAUCUGCUGAUAGAGUACAAACAGAUGUAAACAAAUAUAUGAACUGAUUGUUAAUGGUUGUAAUUAAAAAGCUUUUAGGACACUAAACUAACUGUUCAUCCCCUGCAGCUCCUCUGUCUAUCUAUUUGUAUUCUGAACACAACAUUUUUCUGCUCCAAUGCAUGAUGAAUCUGGUCAUCUCCCUCUGCUCCUCCAGGUUUUGCAAUCCUGCAGGCCAUCAUGGAGUCAGCUGUAGCCAAUAACUGGCAGGUGACAGCUCGAUCGGUUGGGAACAUUGUGGACCCCACAGAGUACAGACGCAUCAUCGAGGAGAUGGACCGCCGGCAGGAGAAACGCUUCCUCAUCGACUGUGAGGUGGACAGGAUCAACUCAAUACUGGAACAGGUAUCGAGCCAAAAAACACCCCAAGUACAGCCACAGAGAAGAGAAACACCAAAAACAAAACUCUUCUCCGAAAAUAACUGCACUCAGCCUCCAGCUCUUCAUCUUCCAUCGUUUCUAAAGGCAUAAACACACCCACUUCGCUUUUCUUUGUGUCUUGAGCUGUAUCUCUGAGAAAUAAGACACUCUCCUGGCUUCCUCUGAUCCUGUCUUUUUCAUUUCUUUUUCAUUAUUUCUCCAAACACCUGGAGUGCAUCAUGUUUGCUUCAGAUCUCCACAUUCUCCUCCAGCAGACGGUGUUAAAACAUGCGAGACUGGUACAUUCAAUUAAGCUUGGUUAUUUGUUGUUGUUUUUGGUGAAGCACGUUGACUGAUGACACCUGGGCUUAAUUCACGUGCAGGAUUUAAAAAGCCUCGUUGCCCUUGUUUCCUAGGUGAUUCUCAGCCACAGCUUUCCCACAAGUCUUGCUUCAGAUUCAGUGUUUUGUUAAUGUUUGUUGCGUGCUCUGUGGAGAAUACUUUAGCCUCCAAAAAGGAUUAAACGAGGGUUAAGUGAAAAUUUACUUUGCAGAUCAUUAGUGUACAUUAGGGGGCUAGACGCUAAGUUGCACAAGCGUUCACAUUUUGCCUUGCAAAUGAACUUUUAAAGGUACUUUUUCUCAAAGGUCAUGCAGCAUAACAGAUUUUUCUUCCUGUUUUCCUUUGGCCAGUGGUUUGCUACACUUCCUUUUUACCAGUUUAUUCUUUCCAAACUCCUGACUGUGUGAACCUGGACUGUCAGUAUGUACAGUCCCUCACCUAAAUGAGAAGACCUUCUAACUAGUUCUGAUGUGGUGGGAUCGCUGCAAGUGUCAAGUAAACAAAAAACCCACUGCUAUCAAUGAGAGCUAACUAAUUAAUCAAUCAAUCAAAUAUAAUUUAUAUCGUGCCAAAUCACAGAAGUCGUUAUCCCAAGAUGCUUUCCAAAGAAAAGAGCAGGUCUAGACCACGCUCAUUGUUUGAGCAAUUACCAAGACCCAACCUCAAGAUGGGACAAUUUUGACCCAUCUCAUCUAAAAUGAGUGACAGUGGCAAGAAAAAGCUUCCUUUCAACAGGCAGAAACCUUGGGUAGGACCAAACUCAUGUUCUACAGCCACCUCUACUGACUAACUGAAUAUCUUGGUCCCAGUGCUUGAGUCAUCUUAGUUGCAAUCAUUGCCAUUGCAGAGUUGUCCUCUGUGGUUCUUUAAAGGCACUGUUUGGAGUUUUUAACUGGUUAAGGAACUUGCUAAAACUGUCACUGAUGCCUCUUUUUGACCUUCAAGAGCAAAUGAGUCCAUCGGCAGUACUGCAAAAAGUUUUCAGUUGGAAGUUUCCGUGCCUGAAACCUCUGCAGAGGAGGUAGGUGUUGGACCAAUUGAUUGACAGCAAGCUGAAGAAAAAGCUUUAUUUUACUUUUCACAAGGCAAAUACUGAAAAAAACAUUUCACUGUUAAAAGACAUCUGGAUGACAUAUUUGCCUGAAAGAUUACCUUUUUGUAAGAGUAGGACUAGAGGUGAGUGGUACCCCUUUGUCCACAGGGGGCACCAAAACAGACAUUGUAAGGAUGCCUAGCCCAGGUUCACACUUGAAAGAAUGGGAGGUCCACAUGAAUGAUCAGUUUGACAAGCUUUACUGGGUGCAGAUCUGGGUUACAGCUUCAGCAUGCCACAAGUGUAAAAAAGGUUUGAGACUGUUCAGGUAUAUUUAGUCAUUCAUGUUUCCGAACAUUCUGCUGGCAUUUAGUUGACCUGAAGGAGAGUCCAGGUAGGGUAAGAACAAUGACAACAUAUUAUAAGGAGCCUUAGUUGAAAAUAUAGAGAGCCCAUAUAGGGGAAUACCAUAACACAACAUAUAUUGGGAACCUGGGUAAUGGUAUCUGAGUUACAGAGCUCCACCACCCUAAAGGCAGGAUUGGCUAAAGAAAAUUCUCCAAACAGACAUAAACGAAAAGUUCCUCUCAGGAGCCUUAACAUGCCCCACUGCUAUUGAUUGUAUUUAAGGGAAGGAAAAAACAAAGAUUUGUGGUAUAUUUUUAAACAGCGGCUCCUGUCCUGCAGGACCUAAAAAGAUCAAGCGUGUAAACACACAUGCAGGUAAUAACACGUGUCAGCCCUUGCUCCUAAAGAGGUACAUCUUUAAGGUCUUUUCCUCUGAUCACUAAGACAGAUCUUGCUGAUGUAUAAAUAUAUGUAUAUAUAUAUAUAUGUUUGUGUGUGUGUGUGUGAUAUAACAGCUUAAACAUGAAGACCAUUUCAGUUUGGCUUGUUUCUGUACCCUGAAAACACACUGGAAGAGUCUUUCAUUCCACAAAUGUUGUAAGCUUUCUGUGUGUGUGUUAGUGUGUGUUAGUGUGUGUGUGAAUGCUUAUUUUAUCAUUAAUCCCAGCACAUCUUAACCUUCUGUCCUCAGCUGAGAUAUCUGCGUGUACAGGCUUCUGCCCUCUGCGUAAUGAUCUUCAUUAUUCCUCGCCUUGUGAGUUUUACUCUGACCUUCACAGCAGAUCCGUCUUAAUUUCCUUCGACACAGGGGAAUGUUUUUAGUGACAGCACAGGACAUCUACAUUAAUUAGCAGAAGUUUGCUUAUCUCUGUCCUUCACACCGAUACACCAAAUGUUCUCAAACUGCCUCCGUGUUAGGUUUCUGUUAUCCAAUCAGAUAAUAUCUGUCACUUGGUGUCAUAUGUGAGGCCAUCUGGAUUUUAAUGUUGUUACUGAAAAAUUUCUAUGAAUGGUGGCCUUGAAUGCAGCAUCUGUCAGACAAGUGUCUCUCCAGAUGCUCCAGAGCAGCAGGACUCGUCUCUGUCUCAAGAGAGCACUUCCUUACAUGAGCUGUGACAUUAACACUUGCUUUAAUGUAAAAUCAGCUCCCUGUGUAAGUAGGACACACUGUCCCAUAACAGCAACAACAAUGAGCCUACUAUAAAUAGCCUACCCUCCUAGCCCGAGGGAAGAUCUCGCACAAAGGCAGGAGUGAGCAAACACUAGUGAGAUCACUCAGGCGUCAGGACGUAACCAUUCCUGACAUGAUUUGAUUUUUAACCAGUGUCUAAUAUGACCUCAUAAACACCACAAUCAUUAUAAAAUCAUUAUACUGAAGACAAAUACAGGCAGCUAUCAUUCAUUUUGAGCUAAUUAUUUCAUCAUAAAGGUAGCCUCACUUGUAACAAGGCAUUUAUUUGUUGAUAAAUGUGCCGUGGGUUUUCUCUCUCUCCCCAGCUGGCUCUCUAACCACCUCAGAAAAUAUCAGUGUGUUCAUCUCUUCAGUUAAAUAAAGACAGAGUGAUAAACACCUUUAAGGCUUUUCAUCAAUUAUAAAAGCACAGAGGAUUUAUAAUCUCUUCCAGAGGAUCAGUCACCUCCAGCCUCCCUCUGCACAGUGGGCAGACAGACAGAGAGAGAAAGAGUCAGAAAGAGAGGCUGAGAGCUUGUGGGAAUUGAGCCGUGUAGAGUGAGUCUCCCUGUCUCAUUCUGUGGAGGGAGGAAAUACGAGGAAAGCUGAACACCCAGGGGUGCUCUGGAAUUCCACUCUGAGCAAAAAGUCGAGGGAAACAAGAUCCUGCAAUGGGAUGAGAUUACAUCUGUGUGGAUGCUAUUAACUCUGUUAUUUGUUUUUGGACUACUGCUCUGCAAAUACAUGGAUUUCAACAGCUUUACCAAGAAAGGACCACUCUUAUCCAAUGUUUCAUCCUAAAAUAUUGUGCAUUUUUAGGACACUAUCUUGACCAGGCAGGUGAAUUGUGUCUAAUAAGUGGCAGGCCAUGUGUAACUCCCACCCUUAGCCUUAUGUCGCAUGGCGUCGGUCUCUCAAAGGCCCAAUAAAAUGAACUUAAAACAGUCAUGACAGUUUUUUUUCAGCAAGACGUAGAGUUUAGAGACAUGUUAGCAGCUGUGUUAGGCUAAACCUAGCUAACAACAUGCAAAUAGCUUGCAGUCUAAUUGCUCAUGUGCUAAGGUUAUCUGAUGAAACUAACAGAAACACUAUAAGGGUUUAGUUUAAGUCAUCUAAUGCAGUGGUUCUGAACUGGUCUCACUCUGGGACCCACAUUUUCCCAUGGUCCUAAAGUCACAACCCACUUUUAUAGAAGUCAAACCAAGCAAAUUUAAUUUCUAUUAAAUAUAUAUAUAUAUAUAUUAAGACUCAAAUCUUUAACACAAAUACACACGUUUUAUCGAGUGCAUUUCAGAGCACAUGAACUGAAGACGACAACUACUUAAGUUGCAUAUCGUCACCCUGUUAAGAUAAUGGCUUAAGUCAUUGUUUUUUUUGACGAAAAUGAGUUUUUGGCCUAAAUCAUCUUUCGUUAAUGCUGGCCAUCGCUGGUAAAAUCGGCUAUAUGCUUAGUUAAAAGGAUCAUGAUCAAGCAUUAUCAAGAGAUGAUUUAGGCCAAAAACUCAUUUUCGUCAAAAAAUAACGAUAUACAGAAAAUAUCAAAUAAAUAUUAAAUUGGGCAAAAUAAGAUAUUUUUCAAAUUAACAGACAUGUCAAAUAUCAGAUGCGCAUUAAAAAUUUAUUUUUUCGACCAGCUGUUUUUGACCCAUCCAGAACAUGUCCAUGACCCACUUUUGGGUCAGGAACCCACCAGUUGAGAACCACUGAUCUAAUGUACGGUUGUCAUGUAGGUUUGAUUUUUGUAAAAGGUUUAUUUCUGUUAUUACUAGCAGCGACAGGAGCUGCUGCAUUCACAAGUGUUUUUUGUGUGUUUGGUCUUAGCUCCAGAAAAGGUUUCCUUCGACAAGAGAGGAGGACACAUUUGAUAUGAAACAACAAAAAAAAGGAAGUUAACUAAAUAUAUGAAGUGAGCAUAUUGUUUGUUCUAUAAGAAAAAUAUGUAUGCCUGUAGUUGUGAAGAAACCUUCACAGGAUUUCUCACGCAUGCAUGCUCUCAGCGCCUGUGCAACAUCAUGAGUUAGGUCAGUACAUGCCAGGUGCCAACAGACAGUAGCAACAGUACAGACGAGUAAAGCAAGCCAAAACCACAGACCUGUGAUACACACAUGCCUUCUCCUGUGUUAAGAUACAGGCUUUUAAUAAAGAAUACAGCAACUCUGAAACACAAAUAUGAUAAUUCACAGAUUGAACAUAUUUUAGAAUCACACCAAAGCUCUAAUCAAACAAUAAAAGUGCAGAGAGGAAAGAAAGAUUGGAUCACCACAGAGGAGCCAUGAAACAAAAAAAAAGAGAAAAUGCACAAGAGAAAAUACUAUCGAUCUUAAUAAUAGCCAAACAGGCAGACACAACUUAAAUGAACUCAUCUCAGGCCUCUCUGAAGUCAUGAAUAAAAGUAGAUGAGUGGGAAUAUUGCAGCUAACUUAUGAUCAGUUGCCAUUUUGAGUUUACCUCUCUCUCUUUGUUCUAAUAAAACCUAGCCUUGAAUUACAAAUAAAAGAAAUACAACAUAAAUGCAAGUGCAAAUGUAUUCAAAUCAACCAGAACAACAGGACCACUAUGUGUGCACAUACCUUAAUCUCCCUUUUCUUAAACUUCCAUAAACAUGAGAAAAACAUGGCUUCUGAUAAAAGAGAAAACAAAAGCUGUUAAAAACUCACUUCUUUGUAAUCUGGGCAUCCACAAGAGACGCUUGAGAAGUGUAAGCAACCAGAAAUGGAUAAACAACAUCAAACACGGGAGGGUUGGCAGAUGCACAACUGCAACAGGGAUACUGAGGACAUAACAACUUUAUACACAUUUUGGUUUAGACAAAAUUGGCAUUCAAUAAGAAGACUUUACGAGGAUUUGAAGUGUGAAGCUGAUGGUUUCUGCAGGCAAAAGAAACAGACUCUUAAAGCAUCAGACUGCAAACUGUUCCAGGAAGAAAGCAGGUGAAUAUUUAUACUUUAAGAGCUUUUACUGGAGUGAAAAAUUCAGUUGAAGAUGAGGGUGAUGCUUUUUACGGUAUAACAAUAUAAACAGAACAAUGUACCGCUUACAAAUAUUGGAAAAGAGCAGAGACAUGCAGCAUUUUAAAGGUUUCCAAAUAGUCAAAGUGAAUCAUUUGUUCAGACAGACUGUGUGGUCACAUGAUGAGCCACAACUACAAUUUGUGGAAAAUGGGGCAUUUGGAACAAUCUGUGACUGAUUUACUGUCAAAGUUUUCCUCUGUUGUAUUUUUUUGUCUAAUGUCUCUCUGAAAGUGAAAUCCCCGCUCACAUUUUGCCCUGUUUGGAGAAGAGUAACAGUAAUGAGUAAACUGGUGAAAGGGGACAGUUAUCAACCUUAGGAUGUCCGUUCCACUUCUGAGGAUGGCACGUGACAAAUCAGUGUAACAAAGAGAAGCCUCCAUCAGCGGGAAGAGAGUCAAAUCCUCUUGAAGGCAUUCGGGCAGACAUCCAGCUCUGCACAGGACUGUGGCUCCAGUCUGCUUAAUUAGAGUCCAUCCCCUGAGGAAUAUUUAGGCUGAUCGUCCUGCAGCUCAAACAGUAAAGUACAGACCAGCUCAUCCAGACAGGCGAGCAGAAGGAGCACAGGGGAUGGUCAGAUAAAGAGACAGCCUCUGUCUCUGUGUCCCUCUGUGUCUGAGUCCUGGAUUCACGGGUUGUCUCCUUCACAGCACAAGGAGUUGGCCACAUAUUUCUGCUUUUCUCCUUCCCACAGGGUGAACACCAAUGUGUAGCUGUAACAUGAGUUUGAGUGCUGGGUUUAUCUGUCUAUGAUUCAUUUGAUUGUGUUGAACUGGCGGGGGCUGGGACAUAAAGAGCUGGGUUUUAUUUUUAACUGCAGAGUCUCAGCGUCACUCAGAAACAGCAGAACCUCAGUAUUGGCUUUAUAAUUUGACUAGUUUUAGUUCAGAGGCUCUAAGCUUUUUUCCAGAGAGUUAGCUAUGUAUCAGCAUUUAUUUGCGGUUAUAUAAAGCCAAAGCUUAAACCAUGUCAUAAAAAACUGUGUAUAUGAAGAUACACACACUGCAUGUAAGCAGCAGCCCAUUCUGACUGUCAUUAUUCACUCAGAUAUUCAUCGUUUGGUGAUUAUUUUCAAUCCCAGUGUUACUCACAACACAAAUUAUGCAUGCCUUGAGAAAUAACAAAGUUGUUGCGUGUUCUUUCUCCGUCAUAAAUAAUUAACAAAUCAUCUCUUGAAUGUUUCAAAAUUUGCACUUUCUACAACUUUUGUUUGCUGGUUUAUAUUUUACUUCAUCUUUGCAAGCUUUUGACUGCAUACUUUGGUGUGUUACCUGCUGUCACACUGAAUGUCUAGCAUGUGAUUUUACUAUUUGUGCAUUUGUUGAUGUGAAGAAAACUUAUCAGAGCCCCUGAAAGCCCCCUUUGGGACUUUUCAGCUGGUUUUGAAGCAGAAUGAAACUUCAACCACAGAAUUUGAUUUGAUUUAUUUGGAUCCCUAUUAGCCAUGGCAAUGCCAAAGCUAUUCCUCCUGGGGUCCAUUAAACAACCUUACAAUAUAUCAAUGCGAGAAAAAAAAUCACAUACAACACAAUCCCUGCUCAAACAUAAGACAAAUACAAACAGAUACACAACACAACAACACAUGGACAAUACAAGACAGCUCCCAGUCAGCAGCACUACACAAUCUCCACAUAUAACAUCAAAAUAGGUCUACAUACACCAUGUACACAGUUCACACCAUCAAACACCAACUUCAAUCAAUCAAUCAAUCAACUUUAUUUCUAUAGCACAUUUAAAAGAACCACCUUUCUUUAGUCCCUUGAUGUCCCAGCUACUCCAGAAUCAAGCAGUCUAGACAGCACUCAAAACAGACCUCCAUAUGUCCGACAUAUGGGAUAGUUUUCAGAUGUUGCACAUGCUGUUAAAACAGUCUUUGUUUACAUAUCAAUUACUUAAAAAAAGUGGUAUAUUUAAAGACCACAGGAGCAGCAUGAUUUUUUUUAAUGAGAAAACCAAAUAUAUACAAGUACAGAAUGAAAAUAAAGAGGAAGGAGAUUCCAGCCCUAUGAUUCAGCCCUCAUGGUUGGCCUCCACUAGCUCUGGGCUGAUGCCAAUUGAGAAAAUUAACGGUUAAAAAAAAGGGUUAUCAGGUCACGGCGCCAUGACAACCCCUUUGAAUAUUAAAAAUUCAGCAGGUAGUAUAUCAAAAUGCUGGUUGUUUUAACCUCACAGGCUGUGGGUCAUCUUUUCCCUAAAGUCAUUCAAAGAAGCUGUUUUUGAGGAACAAAUUUCGACAUGGAGGAAGAUAUGAGGUCUUUGUGAGUGUCUUUCUCUCUGUGAUGGUAGUGCCUGACCUCUUCCUGGUUCCUGCUGGUUUCACAUGCUCGCAAAAAGCGAUUAUCCCAGGGGAGCGUGAAACUGGAGCAUCAGGAUCCUAAAAAUAUUUGUUAUGCUCAGAUCCUUUUUUCAGACCAGCAGUGCUAACAGAGGGAUGAAGCAAAUCCCACAGCAAACCAAAGAAAAGAUGUUUUAAAGAAUGUGUGUAGUGUAGUCCUCAUUUAGGGAAUAUGAAAAAAUGGACAGAUGAAAGUGUCUUUGUAAACAGAGCAGCGCAAGCAUGAGUUAAAAAAUGAAUAGUUUUGCCUAUAUUAUUAAUUGAAGUAUUACUGCUUUAACUCCUGUCAAACUCCAAGAUGUAAUGUUUUGUUGAAAGUAAUGACAUGUUAAAGGUUCAGAGCAUAGACGUGGGAAUAUUUAGUCAUAUCUAGUGGCCUUCAAGGUCAAAAACCAAAGGUCAUGUGAUGCAUGAUGAGUAUGAUCCUCCAUUUGUCAAGGUUAAAAAACAUCUUUCAGCACCAAUUCUUAUGCAAAAAACUACGACUUCUCUUUUUUUGGUUUUCAGAACGGAAGAUUUCUACCUCAUCCCACUGAGUAUUUUUUGGUCUAAAAGAGGUCUAAUAGACGUCCAAAUGUAGCCUAGUCAACUGGUCAAAAAUCAGGCUACCACAUGUCUAAAAAUGAACGUUUUUUAGACGUCCAAGUUUAGAUCAAGUCUACAUCUGGUCUAUAUCUAUACUACACUGUAUAUUGCUCAACAGCUAUCAUGAUUAUUUUGGUUAAGAACUUGGAGAUCAGUUAUGCAAUUCACAGUUGCUUUUUGAAAUAAAUAGAUAUCGAAUAAUCGGUUAAAGUGCAACGUCUAAAUUCUGUCUAAAAAUAUACAGAAUCUAGAUGGUUGAAAUUUGGUCUAAAAUAAAACUAGAUGUCUAAUAGCCGUCUAUUGCUCAGUGGGAUGUAAACCCUAUGAACAUUUACAUCAAGCCAGAGUGACUCUGCAGAUAGCAUUGGUAAUGAUUCAGCAACCUUAAGAAUUUAGUGCAGCAGCAGUUUCUGACACCUUCAUGCUGAUCCCCGUCAUAGAUUACUCAUGGGCAACAACAGUGCUCUAUGCUUGUGCUGCCUGUUCUCACUUUUCAAGUCAUCAAAUGAGGCAGUUUGGUCACUGGCCAACAAUGCAACAGUAUGACGCUGUACCCUCUGUAACCCUGUUUGGUCGCACUUUAAAGGUGUCCUCUAGAUCGCUGUCGUGAUGUCUGAAACUCUGCAUGAAGAGUAUUGGAGGGAGUCUGUAAAGGACGGCAGGAACUUUCAUCUACAAGUCUGGGGUUUCAGUCCUCUAUGAGAUAAAGCUGUUUGUCACUGUUGGUUCCUUAUAAAAGCUGACUGCUUUUCAUGCAGGUUACAUCGAUUAGUGGCAGAUGGUUUCUGUCUGUUAAAGGUGAUUAUUCCUUUCAACUGUUGCCAAGUCUUUGCUCAUUGUUGAAUAAUGUUGGGUCUUUGUAAGUAAUAUAACAAAGGGUACAAUCUGGACCUGCUCUUUGUAAAGUGUGCUGCUAAAACUUUGUUAUGAUGGCACCAUGUAAAUACGAAAGAUGGAUUGAUUAAUUGAUUACAAACACAUCACACCGAGUGCGUGAUGUUGUAUUGCGUAACCAGCAAAGACGCAGUGGUCCCCGUUCAAACCCCUGCUUUGAUAUUUAUCUUGAAAUCAAAUCUUUGGUGCCAAAAUACAGCCUGUUGUUACCAGUGCAUCAUAUUUUCCAUCUUAUGUCAAACAUACAACAAUUGAUAAUGCACUUUUGCUCCAAAUCUAGUUAAUUUCAUUUGGAUUAUGACAAAUGAUGAAUUUCUUGGGUUUUAAUGAAUAUUUUCACUAUCACCGCUAAAAUUUUUACAAAGAAAUAUAAAUUAGGUAACACUUUAUUUGACACCUAUCUCUAUAAGGCAUUUUUAAUAUAUGUAUAAUGUGUUAUAAUCACGUUAUAGCACUGUAUAACUAUAGUUACAAACACUCAUGAAUGAUCAUAAUGCUCUGUAGCCAUAAUAAUAACACAUUAUAAAGCAUUUUAUCAUGACUUACAAGGUCAGUUAUUAUAAUGUGUUAUAACUCUUAACAACUCACUGAUAAUAACCACACACAGAUAAUGCAAUGAAACCGUUGUUAACACUAUAACGUGAUUAUAACGAAUUAUACAUAUAUUUAUAAUGUGUUAUAGAGCUAGGCGUCAAAUAAAGUGUUACCGUAAGCUACAAAUGACACUAAAACUGGAAUGUCAAUGAAAUAGGAUAUCGCAAACAUAACCUACAGGGAUGUUAUACUUACAGGAGUCAUGAGUCUGAGGGUUUCAUACAGCUGUGAUUGUCCCAUUAAAAUAGAUUUAAAUAUUAAGAAAACUGAUUUUUUUUGUCGUAAAAAGAACAUUUAAUGAUCUGUUUUCAUUUUUUCCCAUCUAUGAGGAGUAAAUUGGUUUCACUAUGUUUCAUUCAUGGCAGCUACACCACAGUUGGUACAGUUUUCAGUUUGGUGUUUGCUAACCGAUUGAUAGUGUGAACACAAAAACCUCAAACAGCAGCCCUCUCUCAGAAUCAUCCCUGUGCUGAAUAUCCGGCCAGAUUUCUCAACUUUAGAAGAGUUGUCAGCCUCUGUGCUCGCUGCCAACUUGAUGACUACCGAUGCAGCUGCCAGGGGAUUUUCUUUCUUUUCAUGCAAGUCAAAACACUUUCAGGUUGUCUUGAAAGGAAAUAUCUGACACAAAAGCUGAGUGGUAAAUCUCCCUGUGAAAUGUGCAUGAAAGUAAAUAAAAUAAACAGUGAAUGGCUUUGAGGCAUUUGGACGCUUAACAGCGUUUGCUUUACAUCACAGCUUUAUAUCAAGUCUCACAUUUUGGGGAUAAAAUGUUUCAAAUGUUUCAGUCAAGCCUGCAGAAACUCACCACAUGAAACUCUAAGCUGCAGUUUAAUAAACAAGAAAGAUUUAUUAUGGUUUGGACUUUCCUCAGAGUACUUAAAGUAAUUCAAGAUCAUUUUUAAAUUGCUGUAGACAGCCAGAAGUAAUCGAAACACUUCAAGAUUAUUUGUUUGUGUGUGCCUCAGAGCUACAGUAAGCAAUAAAUGUUUACAGCUGAUUAUUUUCUUGCAGCUAAAUGAGGUUUCAGCUACAAACAGCAGUUGAUGUGUCACUUUUGGAUGCUGAUAUAAGAGUGUGAAGUCUUGAGCUUCCUGCUGGAUUGUGUUGGUGACAAACUGGCGAUGCAGCCAGUCUCUCUGGGUGCUGGAGCUUCAAGUUCCAGCUCUUUUUUUUGUUAACACUAGGGUUAGGGAAUAAAAGCAAGAGAAACGCCUUUCAAAGACAAUAUGGAACGCAGUAAGCACACAAGCUUUACAUGUUUUUUUUUUUUUAUUGUGGGGAAAGAUGCACAACGUGUUGUGCAGGGAGCCAGAGUGAAGGGUGCAAAAUGUCAAACACAAUGGUAUUGCUUUUGCAUUUGCAGAGAAAGUAAUUGGAUUUAUUGUUGGAAUUUCUCAGAGUGGAUUAGUCAGUCAGAGGGUCACCCUUGGAGCAUCAAGGACGAUCCCGCUCUGGAGACAAUUAGGAGGGUGGCAGGAGUAUACAGAGAGUAUAAAUGUGCACAGGUGUGGAUAAAGGCACAGCUGAGAGACAGAAACUGAACAGCUAUGAAAUAAAAGAGAAUAUGGAAAAUGCCACAGUGAUGCAUAUCUGUGUUUAGGUGUAAAAUAUUCAUCUGCAUCCACAUCCUCCACAAAUCCCUCCAACAUGAUAUCACUUUCACUCUGGACAUUUAACAUUUAGAUGAUUUCGGUGCCUGAGUAUACUUAUCAACACUGUGUAGGAGUGUAGAAAGUGAAAAGACAGGGAAAAAAAGAAAAAAACUAUCCACCCCCUCAGUAUCUUUUUGAAGCUUCAUACUCUGCGGUGGAGAUACAGAACUGAGAGAGAGAGUGAGAGAGUGAAAGAGAGAAUCAGUGAAAAAGAGGGGAGGAGGUUUGGUUGGUGUGAAGGAGAAGUUAAAAGAAAUCAGCGACUACGGUUUCUGCUCCCUCAGACAGGUGAAGAAGAAUUUUGGGGUUUAAUUAAGAUGAGUUUGCUCCUGAGAUGGGCAGACAAGGAGAGAUAGAGAGGAAGAGAGGUUUGCCAGAGCCAUGACCUUAUUUAACAUGUUGAAGUAAAUGGAAAGGAACAAGCGCUGUCAUUGCAGCCCCCCUCCCCAUCCCUCUCUCUCUCUCUCCGUCUUAUACAAACACACUCAAAAAAGUACAAAUGUUCUCACACGCCCCCUCUUGCCCUUGCAAAUGUCGCUCCAAAACAUCCUUCCUUUCCUGCUUUUUUCCCCUUUUUUUGUCUCUCUGUCUUUCCCCAUCAAGCACCCGGGUGCGAUGAAAUGGAGGGUCUUUGUCAUUUCUAAAUGUUCUCGGUGUUAUGAGACGAGAGUGUGACUCACCGUGCUUCUCCUCCUGCGUCUUGUAGGUGGUGACCUCAGGAAAGAACACCAGAGGAUACCACUACAUCCUUGCCAACCUGGUGAGAGCUCACACUAACUCAGCACAACAACCAGCAUCUACACCAUGUGAUGCAAUGAACUGCAAAGAAAUGCAACACCGAGUAGAAUUGUCAAACUUCUUAAUCUGUAAUUAUGAUUUGAUAACUGAUAGAAGCGAUAAAGAGAGAAGCAGUUUAGUAAUGCUGCACUCUUGUGCUCUUUUUCCUCCCAGGGAUUCUCCAACAUGAGCCUGGACCGGGUGUUUUCUGGUGGAGCCAACAUCACUGGCUUCCAGAUUAUCAAUCCGGACAGCCCCAUCGUCCAGCAGUUCCUCCAGCGCUGGGAACGCCUGGAUGAAAGAGAAUUCCCAGAAGCCAAAAACACUCCACUAAAGGUCAGUGAGGCGAGCUGGUGACGCUGCACGAACCUCUGAUUUGACUUUUUCUCAAACAUACCUCCACUCUCUUGCUUUCAGGUGUUGAGGUAAUGGCACUGCCUUCUACCACAGACAAUCUGUCAGUCCGAGUCUCUUCAGUGCUCGAAAAAUGUCCUCAUGCUUGUCUUCUUUUAUUUCUGCGUCAAUCAUAAUGUGAGGCUUUUAUUUACUCAGUUUGUUCUACGGCGGCGCUGCUGCAGAAAUAUCCUACUUGCUCUCUGUAAACACUGCUGCAGUCAUGAUAACCUUGCUGUAGCAGCAGUGCAUCAUGGGUCUGUGUGAUGUCACUGCCGUGUCACUGGGGGUUUCUUGUUGCCUUUUACUCUCAGUACACAUCAGCGCUGACCCACGAUGCCAUCCUCGUGAUUGCGGAGGCCUUCCGGUAUCUGCGGCGACAACGGGUAGAUGUGUCUCGCAGGGGUAGUGCAGGCGAUUGCCUUGCCAACCCCGCGGUGCCCUGGAGCCAAGGCAUCGACAUAGAGAGAGCCCUCAAAAUGGUAGGAAAAAAAGUGCGUUAACCUCCUCCUCCUUAUUUACCCUCUUUUUUGUUCUAUGUGCUGUCUUUGUUUUAGCGUCUGUGACACUUGUGUGAGUCUGUCUUAACUGAUUAAAAAUGGACUUGGUGUAUUUUUUCCUUCCCUGUUUUCUUUAAGAUUUUCUCUUAAAGAAAACAGAGAAUUUACUUUCUAUUACUAUCACCAGUUGGUAAUAGAAUUGAUUUUAAGAUCUGAUUGCUUGUUUUAAAGGGCUGCAUGAUCAGGCACCACCCAACCUUUGUGAGCUUUUGAACUUUAUACGCCAGAUUGCUGUUUGAGAUCCUCUGGUAGGUUUUUUGUGGUUCCUCCUAAAUCUUGGCUGGUGUCGAAAGGUGAUCAGGCUGUUCAAGCCCCUAAGCUCUGGAGCUUCCUGCCAGAGGAUCUCAAAUUAGCAGAGUCUGUAUCCUCCCUUCAAUCUGCACCAAAUUUGUCCUUUUCCCAACUCCUGUGCUGUUUUUUUUUAUUCUUGUUUUUAUUGUAUUGUGAUUACUUUAAUGUUUUGUUUCAGUUGUUUUUACUUGUUGUAUUUUGAUGCUUGCUGUUUGUGAAAGAAGAAAUUUGUUUUUCAAUGCUUAGUGUAACGUGAAGGUUCGAUGUAAGGUGGUUGGAUAAUUCUAAUGAUGAGAAACAGCAGGAUGGAGACGGAUAACUUUCAUACCAGCACUUUUACUCUUCAGCCAUCUUGUUAUCCCCACAACAUAACAUAAAAACAUAACAUCCUGGACAACCCAAAUCACAUGUCACAGCACUUAUCAAUCAGAGGCUAGGACCUCAAAAUAAAUGUAACUGAACCUCAGAAACACAUUUUGCAUAAUCUGCUAACCCUCACAAACAGCUGCAGAGAAAAAAACAUUUAAAUUCAUAAAUAUGUAAAUAUGAACCUGUCAACAAUUUGUGAAAAGUUCUCUGUAUGAAUUCUAUAAACACAUUUUUUUAGCAUAACUUAAAUACAGUCACCUGUAAUAGUUAACAGAAAUAUAUGAAUUGACUUCACUGUUAAAGCUUACACUUUGCAUCAGAUUUCUGCUACAUCACGUAAUCGGCUGCAAUAUAUAUUUCAUGUAGUAACUUAGACAUCUCUGUGAAAUCACCCGCUGUAAAAUACUGUCACUAUCACCAAUAUUCCUCACAACUGUUAGACUUUUUCCAGCACAACAUUAGGGCUGGUUUGUACAAAACUAGACUCUCACCUGAUGAAGAAGUAGAUAUGUACUCCACAGACAACACUAAGGAAAUCCUAUAAAUUAGAGAGAUUAUGUUGUGACUGUUUUCUGUAGUUUUCUGACCUCCUGUAUGUGAGUACAGUUGUUAUUAUCUUCCUUUUUGUCCCUGACAGGUUGCCGUACAGGGUAUGACAGGAAACAUCCAGUUCGACACGUUUGGUCGGCGAUCUAAUUACACAAUUGAUGUGUACGAGAUGAAGUCUGGAGGCCCCAGGAGGGUAAGUGAACCUCAGAAACAUCUAUCAUAAUUGAAUUAACAUGUGAUUCAAUACUCCAAGCAGGAUCAGCAUAUGAUAUCGAUAUUAACUCUGUAUGUUUUUAUUUAUUUAUAUAGAUACAGAUUAAGCUCAUUGAAAACAGAUAAACAGAAUUAAAGUAGCUCUGGGAAAUGUAUUUUAUGCUGUCUGUGUAGCAGUACUACGGUUAGAUUCUGGUUUUGACAUAAACUUACAAAGUUGGCCCACACCAUUUACAUUUUGGAAAUCAGCCAGUAGACUUAAAUCUGUAUGAAGCUGUAUCUUUAAAGUUUUAAGAGGUGUUUAUUUAGAUAAUGAAAGGCUGAGACUUUGCAACAGAUGAAAGGCUACUUAACAUUCAAAACAUGGCAUGAGCAGCAUAUUUACUGCCUCUGAAUUGUUAAAACACAGAUUAUGGACAACAAUUUAAAGGAGGGCUGGUCUCAAAUAGAUUCAGUGUUUACUUCCAACUUAGAGAGACUGAUUGUAAAAGCCAUUGGCCCCAGUCUGAGAGGUAUAUUAGUUCAAACAGGUGUCUUAGAAAUGCAAAUGAUAACAGGGAACAAGUUCUUUGGAACGUGUGGGCUGACUUUGCAAGGUUAAAUGCUGUUUAUAUUUCUGAAUUUUGUAAUGCUCAUUUGAAUUUAACUGCUCAAGUUUUCAGCAUCGUCCCCAAAGAAUUCCUGACAUCUUCAACACAGUCAAAGUCUCGAUUUAAUCUCACCAAAAUGAAGCUACUUGCAGGUUAUCAGCUCUUGUAAUAGCUGUGUUAAUUUGACUUUUUGUCAUCAAAGCUUCCUGGAAUAAAUUAGCAUGCUACAGCAAAGACACUUGCUCUGUUAAUUACAUUUAUUUUGCUUCUUAGGAGGGAAUAAGUAUUCAGAGAGCAUAAAAUUGGUUAUUGGUCAUUAACCAUACAAGAAACAUUUAAUGUGACACUUCAUUUUAACACAAUUCAGCGUCACACUAAAAAGAGAGCUAAACAUGUCGGCUGAAGCACACAUUAGCUUCUCGCAACAGUGUGUCCAUUUACUCUGCGAGUAUGUCCACGUCUCAGCCAGCGCCUCUUCUUGUUAAGCGAGUGAGCUAACAGACGUCAACAAGGGAAGAAGUGCACUGGCUCAGAAAAAGCCACUUAGUGAGUUAGCCUGACAGCCGUAGAGCUUGUCAAUGUCGGUUAGCUUAGAUCCUGAAAGAGGCCUCUUCCUCAAUAAAGCUAACAAAACACUGUCCAUCCUUUUAUUAGCUUGUUUACCAGAGCAAAUCUUGCUUAUUAACACAACACCAACCGGUCUUCUCGAGGGCCUGAAAGCUUCUUUCAAACUCAAUUUUUUUUAAUAAAGAGACUACAUGUGCUAAAGUAAGAAAUGACUUUGACAGUAAUCCUUUAAAAGAGGAGUGGAUACCUUUUCUGGUUUCAUUUGGACUUAAACAUUUGUUUGUUUUUGGAUAACAAGGGUAUAACUGCAACCUCAUAUACUCUAAGUGCUUUGCUGUGAUGAGGUUUCUAUAAUUGGGAAUGCAAAUUAGAGAAGCACGGUUUACACACACACUACACACACUUUGACACAUACAGUAUAUACAUCCAACUCUCUUUGGCUCGGCUUGCUCCAUGACCCUGAACUCUGACAUGGUCCUCACAAAAGAUGGCCCCCAAAGGAUAUGGCCCCAUACUGUCCACAUAGAUCUGCUCACAGGGCAACAUACAUGACAGCGGCUUCGCACAUGCAAAUACCCGCUGAGACAACAGAGUGAGUACCGUGCUUCAGAACGGGGAGAUGUUAACUUCCUCUUGGCUGAAUAGAUCUGAAGAACUGAACAGAAAUAGACUGGAAGACGUUACUGGAGUUAUCUUAGGUUGAGUAGAUACGAUACAGUGUUUGUUUUCGUGUUAGAUUAGACUGUUUUUGAUCUGUGUGGUUAGUAUUAGUAGAGCAGCACAACAGUGAGGCACAUUCAGACUAUUAUUUGUCCUGUUAGUUUUAAUUUUAUCAGUCUUCGAGGGCUCUUGUUGGUGCUGCUUUCUUGUUAUGUAAGAGAGCAUUUGCAGAGCCAGGAAUAGCUCCCGCCUACUCUGCUGAAGUGAGGCCCAGGUGAAGUAGGAAGUACAACUACAAGCUUGUUAAUAGAUCCACAUCAGGCUAAACCAACAAUUUUCUCCUGCUGCACAGAUAGAGCUGACCAAUAUGUACAUUCUUGGGAGCUCUAUCUGUAAAAGACGUCUCUCUGUGGCUUCCUGAAAUAACUCUGAACUCUCUGUGUCAUUUUCAGAUCGGCUACUGGAAUGAGUACGAAAAGUUUGUUUAUAUUAUGGAUCAGCAGGUCACCAACGAGUCCUCUUCUGUGGAAAACCGAACAAUUGUGGUCACUACUAUUAUGGUACACUCUCAAGCAGGUUUUAAGUGUUUCACCUCAAGAUUUCUGCCACUCAAGGUCAAGGUGUCCAUUGUUGCAAUCUGUCCUGGGAGGGUAGAAUUAUUUUAUUUUGCGUUGCUUUCCAUCCACUCACUACAUGUUGAAACAGUCGAUUCACAAAGAGUGUUUCAACUGUAUCCGUGUGGGUGCCAAAGCAUUUUGGUUUUUUUAUAUUAAAGUGGGCUGUUGUAGUAGUGACAUCACAAUAACGGCUUUGGUAAUGGUAACAUUAGAGAUAGGAAUAUAUUCAUAUUCAGUGCAUACGUAAGUAAACAUGUUUCCCCCUCAUUAAGUAAACCGUCAGUGAUGUUGCGUCUCCAUGGAGACAUGAAAUGAUCUGCAGCACAGGGAGGGUGUAAACAACUGAAGGCAGCAAACCUUUGGCUGUUUAACCCUUUAUUCAAUGUCUCUGACAUGUCGGCACUGAGAUGUAACCUCUUAAACCAGUGCUCAGGUUAGAUAAAGUACUACUUAGAUGAGUAAACCACAGGUUGGUCACCAUCAGCCAUUUUUAAAUGUAAGAUAAGGUACGCCUUAUCUUACAUUUAAACCCAUGGCCUCUCGUUCCUUCUGACUUUGUCUAUUAUGUCAUCAUCGUAGGCAAAUUCAGAAUGUGAUAGUCAUACAUUUUCAUUUCAAUGUCUAGAGCUCAUUAACCUCAUGAGAGGGCAGGGAGGGAGAAACAGAAGAGUAGUGUCACCGCAUUGUUUUCUCACUGCCAGGCAUGCCUUUGGUUUAAAUAAAAGACAGCUUUUAUUUUAGACACAUUCCUGUCAUGAACUUUGUGUUGCUGUUCUUACAUUUCCAUAACUUUUAAGCAAAAGUCAUAUCCAAUGAAAAGUCCCCCUGUUAUUACAGGAGCGUGACUCUUUCAUUUUUCUUUCCUUUACAACAUUACACAUGACUGAAGAAGAGAAGAGGAGGUAAAGAGAGAUCAAAUCCUACAACGAAGGAGUGAAAAAAGCAUCACACAAGAGUCUACUCUGUUGAUGACUUCUGUUGUGACUCCAACAACCUUUGAAAUUUCAUGUUUAUGCCAUGAAAUAGAUUAAACCUGCAUUACUGAAUUUCUUCUAGGUGGGGAUUAGGUCAUUUUAGAGGGGUUUGAUCAUAAACAUGCAUACAUUUUAAGGGACUAGACUAACUGAAUUUUAAAAGAGUGAGAGAGGUUAAACUACAAGCAGAUUAUUUUACUGUCAUGAUAGAAAUCGGUUAAGCAAAUUGAACCAGUAUGACUUCUUAUCAGGUCAUACAGCUACUCUUCUGAAGUGAAUCAGGUCUUUUGUGUUUAAUAUUAGCUUCAUGAAUGAAUGAGAUGAUGGUUCUUGUAUCUUUGCACUCACUGACGGUUACUUUAUGAACUGGAAAAGUGCUCCAUUCAAUUUCUCCCGCUCCUUGUGCUAUGCUGCUGCAAAGCACAUGCAACCCCCCUCCCCCCCUGCUUAUUGCUGAUUUCCACAUUCUUAGAUGUUGAAUGAGGUUAGCAUGAGGGAGUCCUUACAUCCUGCUUUGCCUCCUCUUUUUUUAGAUGUGCUAGAUGCUUUUCUCCUCAGCCGGCCCCUUCUUUGUCCUCUUAACUGCUGCAGCGGCCCGCUUCUUUAGUCCCCUGAUAUUGUGCCUUUAACUGAUGCUGCAUAGAUCCUUUUAGCCUCCACUCUGUCCGUCUUUAAAUGUCCUCCCCCCACAUCAGUGCAUUUGUCACCCCCAGCAUGUGUGCAUGAAACUGUACCAAAGUGUACAGGCCUCGCUUGACCCUUGAGGUCUGGCCAAAAUGUACUUGUCCUUUUUCUGCCAUGAACUUAAAACUCUGUCUAAUUAACAGGAAGCUCCAUAUGUGAUGUACAAGAAAAACUAUAUGCAGAUGGACGGGAAUGACAGAUAUGAGGGCUACUGUGUCGAUUUAGCUUCUGAAAUUGCGAAACAUGUGGGGAUAAAAUAUAAGCUGUCAGUAGUUCCUGAUGGGAAGUAUGGAGCCAGAGACCCUGAGACCAAGACGUGGAACGGGAUGGUGGGUGAACUGGUUUAUGGGGUGAGUAUCUGACUUGUUCAGUCUUUAAUCUGCAUUGUAAGAGUCUUUGAGCAUCUACUUGAUUUAAAGCUCCUGUGAGGAAAUUUUGGUUUGCAUCAAAUUUGGCACCCCCUUGCCAUCGUGGUGCAUCUAAUGUCCAUGCUGAUUUAAUCUUUUACAUGUUUCAGUGGAUUUUGUUUAUCUCGGCUGUUUCGUAACAGUCACGUGUCACUCAUCGAGACUAUUUGAAGUGGCAAAUGUAAAACGGGCUGUUUCAGCAGCUUGCUGUUUGUCCUUUUGUCUGACUUUGACCCUGACAGCGACAGUUUCAGGCAUUAAAAACCUGUAUAAUCAACCAGUUUUCAUACGUGUUAGUUUUUUUUUUUCUGCUGUAAAAAGGCCUCAGUAUUAAUUUCAGUUUUAAACAGGUGGGAUGUUCUGAUAAAACUCCCUCAGUCCAGCAUGAGUCACAACAAACCAAACAUAUGUGAUGCAAGAUUAUCAAGUAUGUUACACUGUCAAGCAUCAGACUUUUAGAUUUAAUGUAUUGUUUCAUCAGCAAAGUGAAUAAUUCAGCAUGUUUUUUUUAAAUGUGGAUGAAAGUGAAAGCUGAUGUGUUAAAUUAAUUAAGUUGGCAGAUGCCUUAAAUAUAACAAACCUUGCUUUCCUUAUUUUGAAGCCAUGAUUAUUCAAAGAUAGGAGUGAUGAUAAUCAUUCAAUAACAAAAAGAAAAUAACUUUCAGUAUUAAAAAUUAAAUCUGUUGGACUGAGUAACUUCAGUAAGUCUCUUUUCAAAUGUUAAAUCAUUAACACUCUUGUUUUCAUCAUGCAUUUCAUGACUUGAUCUCUCUUGAACUUCAGCUCGAACAGGACGAUACAUUUUUUAUGAGAGCUCAGCCGCUGAAUGAAUGAAUAAUGUUAAAAGAUCUCACAAGACAGAGUGGAAACUAAUAACAAUCUGCAUGCAGACAGUGUUUCAGUGCAGAUGCCUUAAUGUCUCACCUGUAGCCCCUGCUGUUAUAACUAUUUCAUAGCCCGCCUACCCUGUGUUAAUAGCUUAGACAGAUUGAUAUGACUCCCUGGUACGCAGUACAAUGGACUCCAUGUCUGUCUUAACAAUGACUUUGCCUCGCUAUUAAAUAGUAAUUCACCGAGAUCAAUCUCAUACAAAUAUGAAAAGGAAGUGUCUGCUUCUCACUGAGGCUCCCUCUAUCUAUACAUUAUAUAAGACUGCACUGAGUUUCAGUACUCCCAGUUUUAUUUAAAGUUCAGUCACACCCUUUCGUCAAACAUUUGUCACCACACUGAGCUGAUAAUUGAAAAGCCUGUCAGGUGUUGCAGAGGAUCUGAUGUAGGGAGAUUUAACAGGCUGAUUCACAUUUCAUGGCCUGCUUACAUAAGCUCCUCCACCUCUGUCUUUCGAGCCCUCUUCUCGAUUCAUGGAGGAGAUUUGGAUGGAGACAAAGCCUUUAGCCAACACAAAUGCUAAGUGACUCAUUUUCAAAUGGCAGAUUCCCUCCUGCAGGCUUUAUUGCAGGUCUGCUCUUCAGCGUAUUCCAAGCUGCUUCAUUUCUCCAAUCUGUUUACUCCCUGAAUUCACUCCAGACACUGGAUGCCUGGCCAUGUUUAUAUGAUUAUAGGACAGAGUGACCUGUGUAUGUCGCCAUUGUUGUUGCUUUGUUAUCUAAAGAAAUGGAGCCAGAAUUUAUAUUGAGUUUGACAUUUUAGGAUGUUUUUACUCAAUCUGGAGCGAUCAAACUGUCUAUCACGCAGCAGAUAUAGCAACAAUAGCAGGAUAGCAGUUUUGAUUCAUGUCACUAAGUCAACACCCACUCCCUACUACAAGGCAUUGUUUCUGCUGCUUUUGUCUUCUAAAGAUGAGGAAAAUAUUGACAAAAAAUGGUAACAUAACUACACUUAAGUGGGCAUAAGUAGCAGCUCAGCUCACAGCCCCCUCACUUGACAUCCUGUAGAAGAAAAUAAUAGGAAAGACACACAUUUUUAACCCCCAUACUCAUUUCAGAGGUUUCACUGGUUUUGAUUUACAGAUCUGUUUGUUUGAAGAAGUUGGAGACCUCUGAGAAGAAAUUGUUAUUUGCUUCAUUCAACAUAUUUACUGGUUUUAAUGAACUUUAUUGAAAGAAAUACAAACAAGUAGCCUUUGGAUGUGUUGUGGAAAACUUGAGGCGGUUAUAUACUGUUUUGUAAUACUAAUUCCUUUUGUGCCUGUUUCCACAGAGGGCUGACAUAGCUGUGGCUCCGCUUACGAUAACGUUGGUUCGAGAAGAGGUGAUAGACUUUUCCAAGCCCUUUAUGAGCCUUGGAAUCUCCAUUAUGAUAAAGAAGCCUCAAAAGUCCAAGCCGGGGGUGUUUUCCUUCCUGGACCCUUUGGCCUAUGAGAUUUGGAUGUGUAUAGUUUUUGCCUAUAUCGGCGUGAGUGUGGUGCUCUUCCUGGUCAGCCGAUUCAGCCCAUAUGAGUGGCAUCUGGAUGAGAACGAUGAGGUGAAAGACCCUCAGAGCCCCCCAGACCCCCCAAACGACUUUGGGAUUUUUAAUAGCCUGUGGUUCUCCCUGGGCGCCUUCAUGCAGCAAGGAUGCGAUAUCUCACCAAGGUUGGUUGUUGUGUUCACUCUCCACCACCUUUCAGUUGUCCUCAUCAUCUCUCUGCAUUUUAUGGUCCCAUGCGUAGCUUCAUCUCCAUCCUGCCAUGGUGCAUAUAGGUUAUUUUGAGCUUUGCUGCUGUCCACCUGACCUCAUGCUUCACUUCACCGCAUUCCCCCUCUAUUUCUUUCUCACUAUCAUCAUACGUCCUAUUUGUUUUCAAGCUGCAUGCUGGCACAGAUGCUUUGCAUCCACAAAAUAACUUAUAUCCACCAUGCUGAGGGCUGUAAAAUGCACAGGGGUCAUUACAAUUCACUCAGAGCAGCUGCUUCGAUUCCUCGUGACUCUUGGAGGGCUACCGUGUUUUUGCUGCAUGUCCAUUUUACGGUCAUCAACUUGGUGCAUAUAAUGCAUUUUGUGCAGCACCAUGACAAUAUUAUGUGUUUUCCCAGCACAACAGCAACACAGUCAUCCAUCCAUCCACCCAACCAUCCAUCCAUCCAUCCAUACAUACUGUACAUACAUACAUACAUUCACCCACUGUUGUGGUGCUCCUGACCUCUUCUUUAAAGGUAUAGGAUCAAGAAUUUCUGUCUGUCUUUCUGGUCUCGGACUUUUGAGACUUAAAAAAGCUGAUGGAAAAGUAAUGCAUUAAAAAGUUAAGGAUUUUUUUUUUUAAUACAAAAUCUGAUUAGUCCAACAGUAUGUGAGGUUAUUAAUGAUGUUCUGCUGGAAAAUAACAUAUUUUUACUCACAGGGACAUUUAGCAUUCUGUCAGGGUUUUUUCGGUUUCUAGUCCAGCGCCUCUUUAGUUAUGAGGACCUCAAACAAGAAACACUGGGAUGAGUGGAGUGCCUCAAAUUAUGCACAGUAUUAGUUAAAACUCUUAUAAAAACCCUGAUUAUUCAACAAUAAAGAAACUCUGAAAGAGUCUGAAAUGUCACCAUGGUGGGAUUUUUAUUUCUUUAACUUAUGUUUGACAUUUUACGUUAUAUAACGGUGCACUCUCUGAAUAACAGACAGUGAUUAAUCAGUGCAUCUGGGAAGCUGUCUGCGUCUAUAUUACCAAACGAACGGCUCAUUAAAACGAAAGUGCCUUUACAAGCAGAUUCAGACACAUGAUAGCUGCAUCAGACAGUAUUCACAGCACAGGUUGAAUGCAAGCUCUGAUACCAGAUGAGUCUGACUUUAGCGCAGUCUUUGGAGAAGUACAGACAGAGCAGCUUCUGCAGUAUAAUAUAUCAGUGACAAAAAUCAAUUAAGCAGCAAAUGAAGGAUCUUAUUCCUACAUGCAGUUUUUGAAAUGAAUCUGCUGAUUCUAUAAUUUUGCUGAACAUUAUAACAUUUCCCUACAGCAGUUUCCAGAUCAAUGCAGACCGGGAGGGGGUGAGGGGCAGUUUUUGGUUUCUAUACGGUUAUCAUACCUUCUGUUAUCUGUUGUGCAGUUUCUGCUACGACUUUGCCUCCAGCUCAGCCAUGUUUAGAGCAACUCAGUGACCCCACUCUGAUGUCAUUGUUGAUAUUUUCCAUGAAUAAUAGCUGUUUAUAGAUAAGACCUCAGCACCGUCUGCCUGGAAUUACAGCCUGUCUAAAACUUUGAUGAUGCAGUUGGAGUUGCUGCAGAUUUUUAUUGAAUCUGUGAAGGACAAACAAUAGAUGGAAGGCUGGAAAGUGCCACAAGGAUAACAUAAAUACCUGAAUAUACUCUCCAAUAUAUACACCAUGAGCAGCAGCACACCUGCAUUGCAGUGAUGCAGAGAGAACUUGUUCUUGAAAUGUGAAAUACAAGUUUGUCUGGGAGCAACACAGUCAGUGGAGUACGUGUGUGAUGGAAACUGUUCAGGUUGGCACCAGAGGAAAAAGUUCAGUUUAAAUAUAUGAACUAAGGUUUGCAGUGUGAGACACAGAUUUUCAAAAUCGGGUCUUAACCCUGGUGUGGAAACAGAAGAAUUGGUCAAGGACCAGAGAGCGGAAUAGGAGUAUCAGUGUGACAGACCGGUAUGCUUCAUCAGUCCCAGACUUUAGUAAGAGACAGGGUGUCAUGGUGCUUUUCCUUGAGACUGCUUCUUCCCUGUUCACUCUUGAGUCUGUGUCAGAGAGUGUUACAUAUUACAACAGAAAAAGUACAUUCAAAUGUUCUUACAAAUGCCUGAACCAAACACAAGCUGCAGUUUUGAACCAACAGAUACCAGAGGUAAAUAAACGUACUUCUUUGAACAUCCAUUAUUGUAGAGCUGCACAGUAGUUCAGGACCAGGACCUGCUUUUUUCCCACAAAAACAAAAACGUACAAUAGAAACGCUUCCAUUCCCGAGCUCAAGUAUUCAUGGGUAGAUUCAGGCACAUCUUCCCAGGAUAGAUUUAGACUAUUGUUGGGCAGAUUUUUGGUCUGUGUAAGACGGAUGCUCGCUUGAAUAAGCUCCUAAAUUAAUGCAGACAGUUAAACUGAGUUAAUGAGGCUUAUUAUAACUUUUCAUCAGCUGUAAUGGCAGUUGUACUGAGUUAAUGAUACUUCACUUAAGUGAACUUAAGCGUUAGUGUGCAUCACCAGGGACGUGCAGAUAAUACUGCAGCUCUCAUUCUAAAAUUUGUUAACUAGACACCAGAGACUCGAUACAAAAACAGUCAUUCCUCCCAUUUGUGUGCAGAUCACAACACGCUGCUCUCAUGUCUCUGUGUCUGCUCUCUCUCCUGCUCUCAGGUCUCUUUCGGGCCGCAUCGUCGGAGGAGUGUGGUGGUUCUUCACCCUCAUCAUCAUCUCCUCCUACACAGCUAACCUGGCUGCCUUCCUCACCGUGGAGAGGAUGGUGUCUCCAAUCGAGAGUGCAGAGGACCUGGCCAAGCAGACAGAGAUUGCCUACGGGACGUUAGACUCAGGCUCCACCAAGGAGUUCUUUAGGGUGAGUGUCUGGGCUGGCAGGCGUCCAUGCUGUCACUGCAUAACAAGGUUUCCUCUACCAGUACUUAAUGUUGGCUGAGGUACAGAGCUGAAGAGUCUCUGGAGAUUUCUUGUGGGCUUUUGAUUUAUUACCUGUCAGGUGAUAAAUCAUAUGAAUAAUCAAUUAAAAAAUGUCUAGAGUGUAUUCUUUCCCCUGAAACAGCACUUCCAAAGUACUUAUAAUGUGGCUGCACUAGAUUAAUUCAGUGUAUCAUUAAGCAGAGCUGCACAGUGUUUUAUAAAGCAUUUAGCAUCGUUAAAAGACUAAACAGCUGAAAGAAAAUAGUCUGCAUUCUUUUUGUAAAGGGAUUUAAAAGAUGAUACUCUGGGACAGAUAUAUCAAAGAUAACCAUUUAGAGAAGAUUAUAAGUUACACUCUGACUCAGACAAACUUAAAUAACAGUGAUAAAUAUUAUGAUCAGGGCUGUUAUCAGCUUUAAUCCGCUUCAUCUACAAAAUUUACUUCCAUUCUCUCCAUCAAAAUCAAACAUUUAUAAUCAGGCUUUCUGGCAACAGAAAUGACAAAUCCAUCCAGCCACAGACCAAACUCUGAUCAGCCUAUCUGCUCACAGCUUAUGCAGAUUUAUGUAUAUUUUUGCCACACAUACAGCAAAACGAAGAGUGCGACUGUUUUCAUUAAUGGUGUACGCCGCAGAAGUUUGUUAUCACAUUAAGAAUCUAAAAAGCAGUAUUAAUUCAAAGUAUGUUGGUCUCUAAGGGAGUGAAUCAUUUCAGAGAGUGUGUAAAUAUCGAUUGAAAUACUUCAUCAAAUCAUCAGUUUUGUUUUCAACUUUUUUAACUGUUCACCCAGAAUACUGUGAAUUAACUGUCUGUUCAUCAGGCCACGUCUGUCUUUGUGUCUAAAACUUUUGUUUAAAGAGAGAAAAAAAACAAAACUUUUCAGUGGAACUAGAAGAUGUCAUUAUUUUUCCAAUUUGUGAGCCUCUGUCACAGAGGUGAAAUCUAAAGAUGAGGCCCCAUUUCUCGGAAAUGGAAAUGUCAUUCACAUCCAACGUCCAGCUUUGAGCUGUGUCUAUUUUUAGUCCCGGUCCGUCUCUUGGUGUGAUUGCCCCGAGUGAAUCUGAGACAUUUGAUAAACACAAACCCUGGACUCAGAAAGACUUGGGCACAGUUUGUUGGUUGCAGACUGCCUUGGUCCACAGGGACUCAUGGAAUCACAUCGUACAACUCUUACAUACUCUCCUGAGAUUUACACACAGCUUGUGUACAUAUGCUAUAAUACAGUGAGGGUAGAACAGCAUGUUUCUGUCCGCUGGGUUCAGUUAUUUGCUCCGUUUAACACUCAGUGCUGGCUGUCUGGUUAGGGCAAUAAAAACAUACCUCCCAGGAGAAAAGGCAGAUAAAACAAAGGAAAAAUGUUUUUGGCUUUAGGACAAAAGAAUCUCCUUCUUGCUUUUGUGGUUAAUAGCAAAGUGGACAGACUUUUCAGGGAUGUGACCAGGAGCAGACAUGUGUAAUGCCUCUGUGACUGGACUCGUUUAUGAAGGCGUUCAAGCACAUCGGUCUGGUCAGCUGUGUCGAGCCCCGCUGAGUUCUAAAAGCAUUGAAAUGGAGCAAUCACUAUGAUCAGUGCGGAGGAGGUCAUCUGUAACUCACUGUCUCUUCCACUGCAGUGCUUUAAAACAUUUCCUCUGUAAAAGGUAGCUCUACAGAAAAUAUCACAUAUUUUCUGGAAAGUGAGAACCAGCGUGCUGUAGAGCAGUAUAUUAUCAAUAAAAAGAGCCAUGGCUCAAAUCCACUGACCACACAUUAUUACAUUUCAGAUGUAUUUCAAAGAUCUGGUUUAGGGUUUUCAGUAUGUAAUGUGAUGCUCAGAGGGGGAGGGGAGUAGAGAACGUCAUGCCCCAAAUCAGGAUCAGUGAUGGAGCUAAACCAGAGUCCUACAGAGGGAGAUCUGCUGUCAGCUGAUAGGCAGAGUUGCCAGGAUCAAUGUCUGAACAUAUCUAUAGUUGUCGUGACUGCAGAGACAGACAGCUGAUUUUAAUAAUUGACAGGCCAUCAAUGUUGUUUUGAGCCGUCAUGUCAGCUAAUUUUGCUUUCAUACGUUAGCUUUUCAUUUUCUAAUUGGAGAUCCAGUGCCAAAGAAAAUAAGUCAUCAGUCACAUAUAGAAACCCCCGACAAACUCCUUGACAUGUCUAUAUCACCCACUUCAUAUGAUGAGUUAUUUUUGAGCCUCCCUGAUGAAUCAUCACAUUAAAAGUGCUCACCCUGCUUAGGAUGUGUUAAUCCUCACUGUUAUUUGGCAGGAGGUGUUUAGCCAAAGGUGUUCGAGAGAAGAUGAUUGGCAGGUGUGUGGAGACUUUGUCCUGAGUGAGAAAUUCUCUGCCUUUCUUCCUCUAACUGGAAAUGUCAGAGCAGAGGAGCCGCUUUGAGCAAGGGUUGUUGAAAUGUGAUGAUUCAAAGCUGAUGAUGAAUGGGAGCUGCAGAUACAGUCACAGAGAGGUGUUUAAAGAGGGGAUGUCAUCUAAUCUUAUAUUUAGUCUGAAUCAUACAGCCUCCAUACUGCGCACAGUGUGUGAUGACAACUUAUGUUUCUGCCUUUGAGACUCACAAAUAUUACAGAGGUUUAUAAAGCCUUUGGGUUAUAGUGUUUGAGCUGUUUAAUGUAGAUUCUUAUGAAAUAUUUGUGUUUUAUUGUGUAUCUAUAAUAGUUUUCAUAUCUAACUCAGGAUAUGUCCAUGCAGUUUAAAAAAACUAUAUUAUUGUGAAAGAUACUUGUUCUCUUUCUCAGUGUUAGAAAAAAGAGAACUAAGAUUUAUUGUUUGAUGUCUAGACAACAGAAAAGUAAAAUGAUAGAUACAUAAAUGUUUAGUUAUUAAGUACUAUUCCCUUCUUUAUAAAGUCUUUAAAAAGUGCCCUCCUGGCUAUGGCUUAAUGGGCAGAUAUGAGAACUGCGCUGAUCUUUAAAAAUAGCUCUUGAAAGGAAAUAACUGAAAUAAUGAUUCAUUGUUGAGAUCUUCCUUCAGAAUAAAUCUCUGUCAUCACAUAGUUAUGUUUUAAUAACUAUCUGAAUUAUUUUCUAAACUGCUUUACUUGCCCUUGGUUCAACUGGCGACUAUCUGUAGUACAACUGUCAACCGUUGCCCGUUGACUGCAUACUGCCAUAGAUAGUGUCUCCAUCUCCUCCGUUUAUAAAAAUAAAAUAAAAUUACAGCCUUGAUUGGAGCUAACAUAUUGAACAGUUGACAAAUUUUGAAGCCAAAGCAUAUAUAAGAGCAACUGUCCGUGAUUGACGACACAUCCUUUCCACCAACUAUAACAGGCAUUUAACUCGCUGAUAAAACCAUAGAGAUCCUUUAGGUUGGUAUAGUCUGUAGCAAAACAUGUUCUUGUGUCUGUUUGAGACAGAGUUGUACUGGUGGUUUUAUGUUUUUAUGUUUUACUCUGCUAAUCUGAUAAAGAAAGGUGCAAGAGCUCACAUUUGAUCAAUGUAACGUCACAUCCCUCUGUAAAGCAUCAGAUAAGUAAUUAAAACUACACAAAGUACACAAGAGAUGAACACUUGCACACAGCAUGUCCAAAAAGGUUGAUUUUCUCUGACUAUACAGUACGUUAUUCCCUCUUUUAUCUAGGCCAGUGUGUUUCUUUUAUCCAUUAACUUAUUUUUACUGUAAACUUCUUGCAGUUUUCCUUAGAAGACAAGGCGAAAAAAACACCAUGUGACACUUCUGAAGUGGACUGCAAGAAGUUUGUAGUCAAAACACGUCAAGAUAGAAAAGAAAUUCAAUUGUGUAGAAAUAAGUAGUUAUUGUAAUGACAGAGAACAUGUCUCUGAAAAUAUUAAUGGAGGAGGUGGGCUCUAAGAUCUGUACUCAAAAGAAUUUGGCUUUACUUUAGGGCAGCAGUCGUGUUGCCCAUCAUUUAACUUUAAAAAGUUUGAGGGUUGAUUUUUAACUGUAAAUAAAGCCAUGCUUUUAUUGAUCUUAUUUCCACUGAUCUCAGACUUACUGUAAUAAACCUCAUGGCGCAUACGACUGAUUUUCACGCAGAUGAAAAUAAAAUGCAGGAAAGAGCGCACAUACUUUGUUGAGCCUGUCAGCUCUGCUUCAAGAUGACAGAUGAGCACAGAGGGACGUGAAUCACUCUCAGCUUUUCAGUCAUCCGCUGACAGAUAAAGUGGUGACUUGAAAAAACGGAGUCUAGACCAGUUUAUUUCCAGAACAGAUGAGGGGCCGUUAACCCAAAUUACUCACUGACUGGAGGAUAUGAUCUGUUUGUCAGUUUGGAGAUGACUGUUGCUCUAAAAGUCAUUAAUUCAAAUUCAUUUAUCCAGUCAUUAGUCUCUGUUAGCUCGGCUGCUCUAGAGGGGAUUACAAUUCUGUGAUCAGCUUCAGCUUCACAGACUUUAAACCCGGCAUGGACCCACUCUUGACAAGCUUGUGUCUUUCUGUAACCCUGAGAAGAAUUGCUGCUUUCACACUGUAGUCAGGCCUGUCAUCAGCUGUUACUGUCAUGUUAAUAGUGUUUACAUGAACACUCAACUGGACUCAAAUCGUGCAUAUGUCAAGAAUGAUUCACUUACCAGCCUGAGUCUACAAUCCAUUACAUCUACCGUAAAUUAUUUACACAACACUGACGUACACACUGCACAGCUGACAUACUUUGUCAGGUGACUCUGAUUUUGUCGUCAUUGUUUCCGACCAGAUUUGAUGUGGGACCAACCCAGGCAACCCCUGAACAUACAAACUGGAUAAAACUGGUUGUGCAGGCCUCAUUUAUCAACAUCAAUUACAAUUAUGGACCAAACUAUGUGAUCUGAUGUCCCCUCUUAUGUGGGAAAGCUUAUUUAAUGAAACAUGCUUGGGAUAAAGUAGAUAGAGAAAUAUUUCGUUUUUUUUUACUCUAAUAUGUGAGGGCUCUUCAAAAAUCAAAAAUAAAAUCUUGUAUUUAGUAUUUAUGUUUUAUAGAUAAUGUGAUUUUCCUGGAAGACUUGCUGCAUUGUGUUUUUUUUUAUGCUACCCUCAAAUAUAAGUAAAAAAACGUUUAAAAUAUAUUUUUAAAACAUGACUGUGAAGGGAAAAAAGCCUCAUGAAGGGAAGUAGAAUAAGGUAGAUUAUCUUGUUGAGGUUUAACAAAAGAAGAGGACCAAAGUGAAGACCACACAACAGUUUUAUUCUUAUUAAAUGGACACAAAAGGCUACCGCUGCGAAAUCUAGUGAAAUCAAACGAGCGAAGGAAAAUGUAAGGUCCAUAAAAAGGUGAAAAUAUCAUUAAGAGCCAAAAAGAUUCAUAAACAACAAACUUACUGACAGGAAUAGAAGAAAUUCAGAAAAUGUGUCCUUCAAAGGAUGUGUAUUUCUGAGUCUGAGCGGACCAUAUAGGCCAAACUAAAAUUAAAUGGACAAGUACAAGGAGGAUAUCCUUUUAGUCUUACCCGUAUAUGAUAAAAUCCUGCUCCUGUCACUUUGCAUCUGGUAGCUAGCUAUCUUACAAGCUAACAGGACAGAUGACAUGUAGUAUAAUUUAUUAUUUUGAAGAUAGUUUGGAGUUUUAGGCUUCAUUUAAUUGUUUGCAUAUUUUUAUAAACAUCAAUUUCACUUUAUCUGUCAUUGAGUUCAAACCAAAUAUGAACUCUUACAAUUAUAUUCAACAGGGAAAGACUGAAACUCUGCCGUCUUGUUUGAGUUGUUGCCGUGCACCUGUGAAUAUGAAGGUCCACAAAGGUUAUUGUCCAGGAAAAGAAGGACACAUCUGGAAACAAUUUGUAUUCCUUCAAAAUACAACAAAUUUGUCGUAAAAUGCACCCUUUGAAGGAUACAACCCUAGAAUUACAACACAGCCAGAGACUUCACACACAAAGGACACAGGUGAGACUAACAGGACAGGGGGAUACUAAAGGAAAAAGAAAAGAGAAAGUUAGUAAGUGCUGCAAAAUGAGAGAGAAGAGUGUAGCAAAAUAUAUCAAUGAAAAAAAUGGAACAAACCAAAAAUACAGUAAAGGUAAUACAUAAAUAAUCCAAAACACAUCAUAGCAGAAAGUUUCCACCCAAAGUUUCCUUCCUAAGGCAUGUCAAACUCCCAGCAGACGGUCACAUUAGACCGGGUUACAUCAGCCCCUCCAUUGUAGACAGCUGUGUACUCCAGCUCCCUAGUGACCGCCGAUCAGCCUCUCUGGGGCCAUUUUUAGCAGCGUACUGAGUGUCAUGGCAGGGCUGAGCUCUGCAUGUCUGUAGCUGCUCCAGCUGGCAGCUGACCCGGCAACAGAGGUGAAGCCGUCAGUCUGAGGGGAAGCAGGUCAAACAUGACGUUACAGAGAGAGAGAGAGAGAGAGAGAGAUAGAUAAUGAUGAACAAAAAGAAGGUUUAUGGACUUUAUAGCAUCGGAAUACUCAUGACCCUUUUAACUUGCUUCUGCUAAAAGGAAAUGUCAAGUUAAAGAGGAAUAAUAAGGGCUGUUAGCACUGAUGUAUUAAUCCUGAAUUGGGCUGGUUUCUGUUUUAAUUGAUCAGUUUCUAUCCCAUGCAUUGAUCACUUGCAGCAGUCCACUAUGAUCAUCUCUGUUUCUGUUCUGCUUCACAAGUGGCAUAAUGUUACACCAACGCAGCAGGUCCUGGCAGAUAAGAAAAACUUAAUGAGAACUAAAAUAUUCUCACUGAGCAUGAAUCUUAAAAAUGUGUAUGCUACUGUUAGGAAUCAAGAAGCAGAAUUAAAUUUCUGGUGCUUUUUUAAAAUUUGCUUUACAUGUGCAGAACCUGUAUGAGGCAGAAAAAGCAACCAAGAUGGGACUCCUGAUGAGUGCAAAUACUGUCAGAUUAACCACGUCACUGGACACCAAUGAGCAAUCACAGUGAUUCAACCUGCGCUCCUGCAUUUGUCCUUGCAUAUUUCUUCAUGUGUAACAGUGUUAUCAUAAAAAAAUGAAGGACUUCACAGAACAUGAAGCUGCCUCCUAACUUGAUAUAAACACACACACAGACUCUGGUGUCAUACUUUUGUGUGUAUUCAGGGCCUAUAACCCAAAGACCUGUAGUUUGUCAAACAGCCCAUUUUAAGAGCAUCAAACUGCUCACUAGGGAAUUACAGUCAAAGCACCACAGUCAAAUGACUUAAUAACAUAAAUGUGUAAAGAGAUAGACUUGAUUAAAUUAUAGAUAGAAAGGAGGCUAUGAUAUUCAUGACUCCUGCUGUAACCUGCUGCUUGGAGCGGACAGGAGGAGGUCACUUCAGCCUGUUAAUAUUGAUACCAAACACGACCUGCGUUUUGCUUCUGCUGAGCUGCCAGAUUGUCAGACUUCAGGCUGCUGGCACAAAGCCCACUACCUCUGCUGCUUUGCUGACAUAGAGAGGGUGAACCCUCUUUGGUUUGAAACAAGACAGUGAUAAGUGUUGAAAUAAGUUAAAAUACCCAACACUGACUUUGCCACAGACUGUGACAUCAGUGUCACAUGAUCAUGGAUGUUGUUGUCUGAGCCGUUUUUAACGAUCUUUUGGACUUUUUAGAAAAUACACCAUGUCUGCGUUUUGUUUUGGGGUGGAUGAAAAUAUUGUGUUUGUUUGUUUAUUUAUUUAUAUUUUAUUUUAUUUUCUCACAUCCACUUUUACAAUAAUAAUUCAACAGCCAUUUGAACAAUUCAGUUUAAAAGUGGUUUUAGUAAACAAUCGCCUUAUUAUUUUUAUAUAUAUAUAUAUAUAUAUAUAUAUAUAUAUACACGUGUAAAUGAAUAAAUCAGAAAACCAAAAUUUUUAGAAAAAUUAAGAAAGAAGGAAAGGAAAAAAACAAAAGACAAAAAUAACAACCAUCCAAUAAACAUCAACCAAACAAAGAAGACAAAAGGAAAAAAAAACAAAAAAUAAAGAAAAAGAACCAGACAAAAACAAUAUAUCAAAAACAAUACCAGUCAUGGGUUAUAAAUUCCUUUUACAUAAAGAUCCUUCGUCCAUUCAUCAGCAUAUACAUAUCUUUAUCAUUUACCUCUGGGUAUUAUUUAUGGUCUCACUCAGUAUCAAAAACAAACAAACAGGCAAAAAGCUUUAUAGGUUAUCAUUCCAUUUGUUCCCUCCAUAUUGUGUGUUUAACUAGCAUAAAGACUAUUAAAAUAUAUAACAAAUGAGAUAUAAUGUGCUAAUUACAUAACUUAAUUUGUGAUAGAAUCAGAGUAGCUGCUGUCAGUUAUUACAACAGGGGACUGUAUAUAAACAGAUGUUAUAGGAGCGUCUAGGGCAGCAUUUUUUUUAGUCUAUUAAUUUUUACUAGUUUUUUUUUUUUCUGAACAAAAAUAUGGUUAAUUCUUCCUUGUCAAGAAGCAACUCCACAGAAAACUGUAUUUGAAUUUUCCUCUGGGAUCAAUAAAAUAUCUAUCUAUCUAUCUAUCUAUCUAUCUAUCUAUCUAUCUGUCUAUCUGUCUGUCUGUCUGUCUGUCUGUCUGUCUGUCUGUCUGUCUAUCUAUCUAUGUAUCUAUCUCUAUCUAUCUAUCUAUCUAUCUAUCUAUAGAAAAGUCAAUCAAACCUCCUCCCCUCUUUGAUCAUUUCUAAACAGCCCCAAAACUAAUCCCCUCAAGCCUCAACAUAGAAACAGGGAUGAUAAUUUUAUUCAUGUUUGAGACAGAACUUCAGUUUAUCACCUGAUUAACUUUUCCUUUACUCAGACCCUGAGUAAAGGCCCUUUAUGAAUGUUUUUAAUCAUUUGUUGAUGUUUGAUUAACCUAACUCUUCCUAUCUUCUCUCUUUUUCCUCACAUGCAGCGCUCCAAAAUAGCAGUUUAUGAAAAAAUGUGGUCAUACAUGAAAUCAGCUGAGCCGUCAGUAUUUGCCAAGACAACACCUGACGGGGUUGCCCGGGUACGAAAGUCGAAGGGAAAGUUCGCCUUUCUUCUCGAGUCUACUAUGAACGAGUACAUAGAGCAACGGAAACCCUGUGACACCAUGAAAGUGGGCGGGAACCUCGACUCUAAGGGUUAUGGUGUGGCCACUCCGAAAGGCUCUGCAUUAAGGUGGGUGGGAUAUUAUGACAAUAUCCUCAUUGUUGUUAUAGUAUUCCACCUACCCUGAUGUCUCCUUUUGCCGUUUUCUGUGUCUGUAACUCUUCUUUUUUUCCAAGUGCAUCACACAGUGAACAGUAUUUAAAUUUAAUCAACACGUGAACUCAUUUUCUGUCGUGUCCGAUGUAUCUGGUUUGUGUCUAUUACUUUCUUCUUUCUCUUAAGGUUUUUUAUUGGUAUAAGUCACUUUCAGUAAAUCAUUUGAAUGUUGAUGUGCACUCUCGCCCUCCACAACCUUGUUUGUUUUGCUCUCUCCCCUUCAAUCUCUCCUCCUUCCUUGUUUCCUUGGUGCCCUCCUUUGCAUUGCUUCUAACUCGACACUGAAAUAUGUCUCUUUUUGCUAGUUUAAAUGCUGCUCUGUCAGUUGUGAUGAAUGUUAAGCUGCAUGCUGGAUGUUCUUAUUUCUAGUUCAGCAAUGAAAGAAUGUCCCCAUCCCGCACACUUCAGUUACAAGCAAUGUAACCCUCCAUGCCACCUCUCUAAUAUUUAUAACAUUUUCUUUGCUGUAAAGAUGCUUCUUACCUUUCCACACCAGUGAAAUUCUUUACCAAUUUGUCCCUCCCGUGCUCCCCUAUGAACCAUUGAUAUUAAUCACUAUUCUUUACUAAUAUUCUAUAUUAGAUUUCUCACGGACCUGUUCAUUUUCUUACAAGUUAUGUUUUAUCGUUUCAAGAAAUGCUGUUAACCUGGCAGUGUUAAAACUGAAUGAGCAAGGCCUCUUGGACAAAUUGAAAAACAAAUGGUGGUACGACAAGGGAGAGUGCGGCAGCGGGGGAGGUGACUCUAAGGUCAGCCUCAAUGUCACCAAAGUCGGGUAUCCUAGAACAGAGUAAUCGGCAAGGCUGUCCUCUUUAAACAUAGCCUUUUUGGGCCUGAAUACCUUCAACUAGUUGUAAAAAAAAAUGCUUAUUUAUUAUUUUGAGCAAAUGUGAUCGACUGGGAACCCUUUACUUGGCUAAUGGAGGAGAAAAAGCCCAGUUAAUGUGUUAAAGUCCAGGAGUAGCACUCAAAAGAAUCAGGUAAAAGACUGAGAAAUGCUAUUGGCAGACAGGGUGGUUAUUUCUGUGUUUUUGGUCUGUAGUUAUGAAAGAGAGAAACCCUCUUUCUUCUGUUUUUUGUAUCUACAGGCCAAAUGAGAGCUGUGUGUCUUCAAAUUGUUGCUUUUAGGUCAGAUGGUUAAAGGUAAAUAGAUUUUAUUGUUACAGCUAACACCUCCAAGUCAAACUUUAAAUGCACUCUCCAAAUCUGCCGCCUGGGCAUUAGGGCAGGCACGGGGAACAGCGUUGUCUUGAGGGGACUAAGCAUCGCAGGCAAACGUGAGAAUUCUAAUGACAGACUGACAACUAACGGUCCAAACUUUUCUGUCCAACAUCCUCUCACUGAAAUCCAGCGUUAAGACUGACAGACACCUUUGGUUGGUCUUGAUCUAAGGCCAGUCAAAGUCUAUCCAUGGCCACCCUGACCUGGUAAACCCUGCAGUGUUAGAGAGUAAGAUGUGAUCAGGGGCCUUGUUUGUACAAGAGCAUUUGAUUCGAGUCUCCCUUUCGUAUUUGUAUGUUUUUAAGUGUGCAAAAAGUGGAGAGGCACGUACAUUCAGAGGUUAAAAUGGGACUGUGUGACUUCUACGAAAGAGUGGCCACUAGUGGCCUAAAGAUGUGGUAACAGGAACUUGGCAUAUCUAGCUCUCUGAAGUAUUCACUGUGAUUUUUUUUUUCAUUUUGUGACUAAAAAGUUUAAGUCUGAUAUCUUCGAACAAAGUUUUACAGUAGAGCAUCAUUACAGAAAUGUUUAAACUUAAGGACGAUCAGUUAUCAAUCCUAAAUUUCACCCUGAAAAUUCUCAAAAAGUUUCGGAAAAUUUUCUUUGUCUCUCUUCCAAAUUCUUGUUAAUUUUUGUUAAAGUUGCUCUUUGAAGUCUUCAGUCAUUAAAGAAAACUGUUAUUACUCAGGAAUCAGCAGCGAAAUGAAUACUGAAAUAGGGAUGAGCUGUUUAUGAAUGUAACAUUUUACUUGAUUAAAUUUUCCUUUAUAAUUAAAGUAGAUUGAUUCUAGUUUCAAACUUCACAAAGUCCCACUUGAAUCUUGUCUGUACAAAGAAGAAUUUACAAUUGGAAGAAAAAGCUAAUUAAUCAUCAUAAACUUUAAUUCUUUCUAAAAAAAAAAACACUUUUCACAGCAGUGUAUAAUGAAUUCACCUUAAAAAAAAGAGUGAUGAUAUCCUCUCCACUUACACAAAUAACUAAGCUCUUUUCAGUCAAAUCUCUUUUACAAUCUCGACAUAAACGAGGCUCCUGAUCUUGUGUUUUUCAGACAGUAGGGUGGGCGCAGUAAGAGCCCGACAGUGGAUCCAUCUUUGCCUCUGCUCUUCAGCUUGCAUCAUGACCACAGUACACUCGGCACAUUGUGAGAGAAGAGACAAGGCAAAACUUUGCUGUUAUUGACUUGAGUCAUCCAUCCCUGAGUGAGCAGGAGAUGGAUACUUCCAGUGGGAUAACACAAAGAAAAUGUCUUCUCUCGCUGGCAAUUUGCCCCGACCCCUCAGUUAGAGAGACAAAGAGAGAGAGAGAGAGUAGAAGAUCAUUAUAACUCUUCUACAUCUGACUGCCACAUUUCUAUGUCCUUAUUUCACUUUCAGAAAUGCACAUGUGGGUAAUUGACGAUACGAUAAAAAUAUAUUGUAUGUAACUACCACUGAGAAAAUGUGACAUUCAUCAAAGAAAUGUUAUCAUCAGGUCCCUGAAAUCAAAUUGAGUAUUUAUAUUUAUUUAUUUUUUAACAGAAAUCAGCAGAAAUAAUGAUUUUAUUUCCAGAUAUGCUUACUUAAACCAAACUAAAAUCCAAUCAGAACAUAUCUCCUAAAGUUAUUUUCAUUUUUAGUGCUGGAUAAUACUAGAUUGUGACAUCCUUCAGGGUAAUUUAUAUUUCAUACUGCGUGAUGCUUUAAUAUGGCAUCAUACAGUAUAUGCUGUAUGUCUUGAUUUCCCCAUGAGAGUCAGUUUUGUGCAUGUUUGUCUUGUGACUUAUUUGUGUGAUUAUGAAUGCUUUCAGAUGCUGUUGUCUUGUUUUGCAGACAGACAGAAAGGUACAGUUCUGAUGUGACCAAACAUGCAGUAUGACACAUACAUAACCUCAUGAAAUGUGUCUCAGAAAAAAGAAAAAUAACAGGAGGUGGACACAAUGUAAGAAACACCUGUGCAGCGUAUCAAAAGUAAUACAACUAUAAAUAUUAUAUUUGUGAAGUUCAGAAGUCCGAACACGACUGUACAAAGUUACAAACGUUACUUCAAUUACUUCACAAAUGCUGUAUUUAUAGCACUUGCUGUUGUAUUGCUUUUUAAUAGACUACACAGUUGCUCUGUCCAUCCUGCCUGUGCUUAAUCAGAGGGUAUUAGCAGUAAUGAGCUCCUGAAAGAACUAUCAAGUGUACAUCAGUGUUAUUAUGGAGGGUAAGAAUCGACCAGCAAUAGCGGUCUUCUUAUUGGAAAUGCUGACUCAGCGAAAAUUCUGUGAUCUAGAGGCAGGGUUAAGGCGAUAAUGUGCCCACCUGUCAGUCAAGUCAGACACACCCUUUAUUGUACCUGGUUAUGCUAAACUUGUAGAGUUAAUAUCUCCCUAAGUGACUGAAUGAGUCUAUGUUAUCAACAAGACCUCUUUACAGUGUUAAUAAAUGGAGAAGAAGGCUUUUUACUGGUACUGUUUGUGUACCAGGCUGUAAACACCUUUAUUUCUGCCAAAUGGGCCUUUUAAUAUGGGUGUCUUUGGUGCCAGCCUCCAGUGGACACUUUAGGAACUGCCAUUAUUAGCACUGCCCCAUUUGUUUAAAUGUUGUUAUACCAGAGGUUGCAGCUUUAGAGCCAUUCAUACUUAGAUACUCCGUUAUUAGUCCUACAAGGGGAAAUGCCCAUUUCAGUUCAUCCCGUCCAAGAAACAUAAAAAAGACACAUACAGGAGAAUUGUCGGAUCGCCACAGACCGGCGCCCAUUUUCAUAAAUGGGUAAAAGGAGAACAGGAGGGAGGAAGAGGGACAAAAAUAUGUAUUUCAAAAAAAGAAAUGUAUUUCCAUAUCUGUUAGCUCUGCAGCAUUGCUUUAACACAAGCUAAAUACAAAUCCAUACACAAAAACAAUGUAAUGACAAAUUAUAGUAAUAUCAAUAGGAUUUACACAGGGUUUCUCAUUAACUUUGUAAGACACGUCUAAGAAAUACAGAAGACAUGGAUAAAAUCAGAGCUUAAAAUCACUCAUCUAUGAAGGAAUACAUCCACUCUUAUGUUAAAGAGUGUAGAGGUGUUCUGAUAGCUAGCAUUAUAGUUGUGAAUUAGUUAUCUGAGUUUUAAAAUCUAGCAUAGUUUUCAAAUUCUAUAGUGAAAGUGUAUUGGGGUAAUGUUUACAUCCAUAGUGGAUGAUGUAGUUUCAUGAGUGCAAAGCAGCUAUGAAAUAUCUUCCAUAACAUCCUCACACUUCACUCUGCAGCCAACAAUUUAUACUCAAUUAAGAUGAUUUUACCCUCAAACUGUAAGAAAAAACACCCAGCUUGUUAGUGCAGCAUUUUACGGCAGAAAGAGUUUUUACAGGUUUGGCACGAAAAGCUUCAAAGCAACAGGAGCACCGACUAACUGCUCCUCUGCUCCCUAUGUUAAACGAGGCCAGAAAUUUCUUGAGCAAACCACUCAGUAACACUUUUAAAUUUGCUCCUGUGUUCCCAUUUUUGGCACUACAAACACAGAAACACACAAUUUCCUUGUCCAGAUUAAAUUCUCUCAUUUAGCAGACAAGAGGAAGAGUUUAAGCUCUAAAUGUGCGCUUUUGAAAGUUCAUUUUCAUCUUUUCUCUCACAGCCAAUAUCUAAGCUGUUGAAUAACGGCUGCUGACUCACCUCUUUUCCCCAGGAAGCCUCCAUAACCAAAGCAACCCUGUCCACACAUGCAAGUAUGUGUGAGAGUGAGUGUGCGUCUAAUAGCCCGUCCUCAAUUAAGGUCCACAAUACAGACAGAUUAUAGAGGUUUUUCUUAAUUGUAGAAACCACUUUACACAUGUCCCUUUUUAGUUCUGUGGGGAUUUCUAUAUUAUGUCACACAAAUCUGCAUCUUGGAGAAGAUGACGUAAAAUGGGUUGAUGCAAUACAAUCUAAUCAACCUGACACAGAAUCAAUAAUCUUUAUCAUUCGUUAGGUAAAACGGGGGGCGCUGUCUGUGGAAAAACUAUAAGUUUAAUGUCUACAACAUGGUUUUCUAAUGACCUCAGUGCUUACAUGUGGCCUGACAUUUAUAACAUGUUUUUAAAUGUCAAGAUAUCUGCUCUAGAGUUCAACCUUUAACUUUACAUUCUCCAAGGUUAAAGAAUGAAAUAGAGAAUGCAGAGCGAGGCAAAAGGUUGUUUAUCACAUCCAUAGAUUUACAGGGAAGGGGGAGUGGGCUAGUUUGUGUAGAUAAUAAUGAGAUUAAGACUGAUUUAUAUGAAACAUUAAUUCUUUAAUGUAGAUUUUUUUUAUUCACUGAGUAGAUACAAGAGCUUAGGGAUUUAUAAGGACUGUGUGAUUUACCAAAUAUACAUGAGUUUAAAGCUAAACAAACAUUAAAGAGAUCAGUAUGUUCAAACAUUUUACAUCUUUAUUUGUUGCCUGGAAAAUACCGUCCAUAUGGCCUCAGUUCUUUGUGUUAUUUGUUUUAUUUUCUGUUAGGACAAGAUUCAAGGGCCUUCAUAGUUUUUUCUGUAACUGUGUGUCUGGACAGUGCCCUCAUUACAUUAUUCAAAGGACCAUGGCCACCACCUGGUGGUGUGUCUGAGGCCCUAAUCUGAUGACCAGCGCUUGAUAUGGCGUCAUCAUUGAGAAGAAGAGGAAGAGGGGUUAUAAGGACACAUCAUUAGUUAUCUUACUGAGGAAAAUGUGAAAGUUAAUUUGAUGCUGAAUUGGCUGUUUGAACAAAAUGUUGUUGGAUGAAUAAUUCACUUUAUAGACAGUCAUGAUCAAAUCUGUCAGUUUUCAGCUUCUGCUGUCAAGAGAUGAAAAGGUACACUCAGUAAUGUCUCAGUAAUCUUACAAAAGAGCACUGAAAUUAUUUACAAAAUGUUGCAAUCUUCAACUUCAUGUUCAUUUUUCUUUCUCCCAGUUUGUUGUUUGAUUUACAUUUAUGAGUCUUAAAAUUGUAAUUGGAUUUUGUCAUCAUAACUCUGCCUUUCAAACAGCUCUGACUGCUAAAUAGGACUUCAGACCAUCAACACCAUUAUGCACGUUUUCUUAAUAUUGUUUUUACUCGUUUCAAUAACUAGAUAACAUGAUUUGUAUUCUGUUGGACAUACAAGGAACACAGUGGUGAAUACAAUAUAUUUGAUGAUGUUGGAUUGCAAACAAUGAUUUUUAUUUUUACUAUAUUUUUUUCUGAAAGGAAAUAAGCCUGGAAAUCUAUCAGUCAAGGGAGUUAAGUGUAAUGUCUGGCAAAAUAAAAACCCCAAAACCUGACUCCCUUUAUUAGGGAUUUAGAGAGAAAAAAAGGUCUAAAAACAACUUCUUGUUGUGACCCAAACCCCUAUUUUAAGACGGAUAAAUCGAGACCGCAUGAUAUACAUUUGGAAAUUGGCUGUAAAUUUGCAUUUUGCUCUCCUGAUUGGUUCAGAUGUUUCUCCAUGUGAGAAUAACAUUGAACUCUGUCUAGUUUAAAGGGGUGGUUUUGUGAGACAUUAGCCUCUACUAGCUGGUAUUGAAAUUGGACUGCCAAGUUUUGUCUGUUAGUCAAAAAAGGGUUCCUGUUAGAUCCACCUUGCCAACAUCAAAAAAGGCUGCCCAUAGCAAAACCAACAAAAGUGCCCUCAGCGAUAACUGCCUCUGUUUUCUUUCAUUCUGCAAAGCUAUGCAGCAGCUGCUUUAUUCUGCAAGUUCAGAUCUUUUCUCUUCUUGUGAUCAGUGUGUGCCGAUUACUCAAAGCGAUAUAGGUGGGGUCUGGCAUGCUAGGGUAGUCAUGGAUUAUGAAAAGUCAUAUAUUAUACAUACAUUUAUACAUAUACUGUAGUGUUGCCUGCUAUAUGUGAUGUGUUGGCCAGGACCCUACUCUAUCGCUUUGCACAGUUUAAAGUAGUAAUAAAAAAAGUUGAAUAACAUAAAAUAACAUAAUUAAAUGUUAUUUAUGUUAUUUCCCACGUGAAGAACUCCUGUAAACCUUGCAGUAUUGAAACUCAGUGAACAAGGCAUCUUAGACAAGCUGAAAAACAAAUGGUGGUACGAUAAGGGUGAAUGUGGAACCAAGGACUCUGGAAGUAAGGUCAGUCGCUGCAGGUCUUUUUAUACUGAUUCCAAAAUGCAUUUUGACCAAACUGUUCAUAUGCAAACAUCCCAAAAAAAAAAAAAAAAAAAAACAUUUCCUCUCAGACAUGACAUACAGUAUAUCUGGAUUUUUACCUGUCUGCCCUCACAGUUACAUGUGAAAGACACUACAAAUAAAGCUUACACAUAGUCAAACUUGUGAACACUGUGAUCAUAACUCAUCACAUUGACAUUAUUUCAUUGUAUGCAGAUGAUACCAGAGUUUAAAACUGCAGCAUGAUAACACACAUUUUUUAUUCAUACCAUAAAAAUUAUGAAAGUUGAAUUGAAACCAUUAUACUGCUAUAGUUUUUGUCCAAACUUUUAUUGAAAUUUAGUUUAUUGGUGUUCAUCAUUUGUAUGCAAACUGCAUCUUUUAACUCCAAUACAAACAGCUUCUAUUCCCCAAAAGGCAGCCUUGUUCUCACAGGGUCCAAACUGACCUUUAAAUACCAUCGUAGCACAAUGUGGGAAACAUUUAUUUAAUACCCAGGCCACAUAGUUGAAGUGUCACCAUUAGGAACCAAGUGUAACCCUUUUAUCUUAUAUAAAUAAGCGUUUAGAAAAACUUUAAAUUAACGCCAGUAGGGCUUCAGAGUCUCCUCAGGGCUAGAAUGCAAAUGGUAAAACUCAUAAAUUAAUUUCAAUAUCAAUGUUUGGCUCUUAAUAGCAGCAAAAUGGUUCAAUUCUCCCUCCACAGCUUGCCACUUUGAUUGUACAAAUGCAAAUGUGUUGGAAGUGAAGCAGCUAUGACUUAGAAUUGAGGGUUUAAUCUGUAGACCUGUACGACCACGACCGCCUUCCUCUAUACGUGGUCUCGUAAAGAGUCCACAAGCAGGACAGAUAGAAACUCUCUCUACAUUCACCUUCACAGCUCCUUAGAGUAGAAAUAACCUGUGAGGAGGAGUUAGACACAUCUAAGUUGUACUAAUUUAUCUUUGUUAGGUUAAUUUAGGCAUCUAUAUCUCAGAGGGUUUUCUAGACACAGUUAGCGGCCUCCUCAAAGUCAAUGUGCAGUCAUAUUAACACAGGAUGUGCAGAUAGGAUUUGUGUGAGAGUGUGCAUGUUGUUAGAGGUCAGCCUCAUGCUGCCAGUUUAAAAAGUCUUAACAGUGGUCUCUACCUCCCCCAGGACAAGACAAGUGCACUAAGUCUGAGCAACGUGGCAGGAGUCUUCUAUAUUCUGGUCGGAGGGCUGGGCCUGGCUAUGACCGUGGCUUUGAUAGAGUUCUGCUAUAAGUCACGGCAAGAAACCAAAAGACUGAAGCUGGCAAAGAAUGCCCAAAACUUUAAGCCAGCACCUCCAGCAAAUGCCCAGAAUUUUGCCACGUAUCGUGAAGGCUACAACGUGUACGGGACAGAGAGCGUGAAAAUCUAGAGGGUAUGUGCUUCACUGUUUCCAUCGAAAAGGGAUUUGAAAGUUUGACAACACGUAAUCUCUCCGAUUCCUAUGUCAUCAAUGUCAUCAGUGCAGUUUUUUCAAUCAUUUGCCUUGUGCCCUUUUGUUGUAUGCUGUAAGUUUUACAUUUUUGCCAUUGUCCUUCAUUUAUUUAUUGAUUUCCUUUCAGGUAUAAGAUAUUUUAUCAGCUAACAUAAAGUUGACAUAUGGCUAGAUUUUUCACUAAUGACAUAAAACAAGAGAGAGCAAACAAUCUGGAUAACUUUUUCAACAACAGACCCCUCAGUAAGCCAUAGUAAUUGUCCGAAACUUGUAUGAUCCCCCCAUCCUUCCCACUCGUUGUUCGUUGUUGGGAGCGAGCAGCACAAACAAAGCUGAAAGGACUGACUGACCACUGGAGUAAAGUAAGAUGAUGGUUCGUAGUUUGCUACAAGAUUGUGCAUUUCAACACGGGGGUCCUAAGAGGUUUGGUUUUGCCUUUGAAGCCAGUCUUAAGCAGCCUCUCCAACUGGAGUUUUUGUCUUUUCUGUGCCAAAAUGAUGUUUUGUCUCUUAAAGCAUCAAUAAGGAACUUUCUGAUUGUGCCAUUCUGGGGCCUAAUCCUCUCAUCUCUUGUCCUAUACAUGUGUGAGACCUGUUUUAUGACAGAAAUAUCUCACCCUGCUCUGUAGACGUAUCAUCCAUCAUGAUACACAUUUGCUGUGUGAUACUAACCCCCACACAGUAAUUACAGGCAUUAAAAACCACACAUCAGAAACAGUCAGCGUUUUUGCUAAUGGUCUCAUAUGUUUUAGGUCAUAAAGAGUCAUCACUGUUAAUUUGAGUCUGUUUCAUAACCAGUCAAAAACUCCUCAGAGGAGCUUUAAGGUUGCCUCCUGGCAAAUAAGCAGGAACCAGUAUCACUCUGUUAGCUGUUUCAUGGGAACUUCAAAACUCCUGUGUGGAUAAUUUAGCUGGUUAUUAAACAGACUGAAUUUAAUAUUGAUGUCCCUUUAUGAUCAACAAAACAAGCCAUGACUGUCCACAACAAGAUUCAUCAUUUGGUAAAUGCGCUCUCCUUAAAUAGCAUUUUAUCUGGUCAUCUUUUUUUUCAUUACAUGUAACAUCAGUCAUUUACACACAGAGAUGGCAGAGGCUGCUUUGCAAGGCAGCUAUCAGUAUUACCUAAUCCCAUUCACGCACCCUGGGGCACAGCAAACGGGGGCGGUUAAGGGUCAAGUGUUAUGUCGAAGGACACUCAGGCCUGUGAACAGCAGGACCUGGGAACAAAAGCUCUUCCUCUGAGCCGCAGCCACCCUUUUUCUGUCCAUACUGUGAGUGUUGAUGCCUGUAUUUGCUGCUGUGAGGCAUGUGUCGGAUGGAGUAAUCGACAUACAUUCUUGGUGAAUGAAAUAUUUAAGUGUAAAAAAAAAAAAAAGAAAAAGCAGGAUUAGAUUUCCUGGUGAACUUAACCGCUACUUUAACAUGUACGGCAGAAUGUGUUAACAGGAAUAAGACACGCUGUUUUUUCACAAGUGUCGCCAAAACCGACACAACUAAGAAAAUUCUCACAGGAGCUUUAAUGUGUGUUAUUGUCAAGUUUAGUAAGGGAUGGUGUACAGUCAUAAUGAGUUGGUGGUUAUGCAAAUUAGAAUUCACUGAGGAGGCGAAAUGGUCUUGUCUCUUGGAUUCUAAUCUGCAUAAUUAUCUGUUCACUAUACAUAUCCCAUUUAUUACCUAGAUACCUACCCAAGACACAGAGAGGUUUAAACAAAAUACUCAUUUAGAGAUGAUUUUAUCCAUUUUUGACUAGACCAGAGAAAAGAAACUAGACCUUCAUUGAUGUUCAGUAAUGCAUCCAUGGCAACUGAAUCUUAUAAGCCUAUUUGUAGGAAUUAAUUAACAAAUUAACCUUAAACAAAACUUUUAAAUUGAUGAUUAAGUUGAAAUGAUUGUUUAUUUAAGAAAUGGCAUCAAACUGAACAUUUUCUCUGAAGAUCACGUUAGGACAAGGUGAACUUCAUUGGGCUUUGCAGUUGACACACCUCAAAACAUAAAUGACGCAAGUAUCACAACUUCUUACAUUGCUUCUGUUUACAAUACCACCUACAGUCAAAGCGGCUUUGGAGUGAUAGCCGCUCCAGAUAUACACUCACCAGCUCUGCUGCUGUUGCAUGGAUUACAGACACUUUUCCCUGUCAGGGCCCAGUGGCUUUUCAGGCUGCUUUCAGCGAAGCGGCGAUGAAAUGUGCCAGAAUCCUUUCUCUGCAGUGAUUUUAGAUGAUGUGUGAUCAUGCUGUCUCUAGCAUUGCUUUUGUUGUUGAGGUGUAACUGCUGCUGUUAUUAUGGGGCUUUGAUCUGUCAGAGUCAAAUAUUGAACACAGAUGGGUAAUUUGAUAUAAAGUUGGGAUAUAAUGCAACUGAUUUUUUCACAGCUCAGUUUAUAGACAUUAUUAGUUUCAGUUUUAAAAUGAUCCCAUAAAUGAAGGUUUUAGAAAAGCUGAUCACUCAGAAUGCAACAUUGUUCCUACUUUAAAAACAUUCAUUAAUCAAAGUUAUUGUUAUUAAAGUUCAAAUUGGUUUACACAGUAAAUCAAGUCCAAAUGCACCCAUCCCACUGAGCAUUUUUUUGGCCUAAAAGAGGUCUAAUAGACGUCUAGAUAUUGCCUAGAGGACCGAUGUCUAAAUUUAGACCAAGUCUAAAUCUGGGCUUUAUCUAUACUACACUGUAUUUUGCUCAGCGGCUUUCAUAAUUAUUUUGGUUGAGUACUUGAAGAUGAGCUAUGUAACUCACAGUUGCUUUUUGAAACGAAUAGUUAUCGAAUAACUGCAACGUCUAGAUUCUGUCUAAAAAUAUACAGAAUCUAGACGGUUGAAAUUAGGACUAAAACAAAAAACUAGAUGUCUAAUAGCCGUCUAUUGCUCAGUGGGAUCAUAAUAUUCAUUCUGAUCUUUGUGAAGGUAAAUGUAUACAUCUAUAAUUAAGGUUUUUGGUGCACUUUAAGUCAAAUUCAUUUCAACCAUCUCAGGUGGCUUUUUCAAAAUUUUAAACCACAUGAUUUUUAAUGAACAAUGUAACCUGUGUCCAGUUGACUCACUUUUUUAAGGCAUCAGGGGAACUUGAGUUUAUGAGGUGAAACGACUUUAAAGAUGACAAUGACAUGUAUUUUAAAACCUUCUCCUUUGGCCCCUGCAGAAGUGAGGAUGUGUGGAUUCCCACUGGAGCGUCUGGAUGGAAACAGCCACUGUGUGUGACCCCGACACCCCGAGGCUGUCAUCCUAGAGGCGACAGCCCUCUUUGUCAUCAGCUUGGACUCAAGCCUAACACUCAACAAGUGCUCAUUCUGGGCUGUGAGGCCCGUCACACUAACAGAGGGCAAUGACGCAACCGGACUUAUGCUUCUGGAAACAUGAGAUUUGCCUCUUGUAGUGCCUUACGGAGCAAUCGGGCGUCAUGGCAAUGCAACAAAAAAUUCAAUAACUUGAAAAUUUGAAAAUAAUCUAUGGACUGAGGGCAAAGCUUCAAAUAACAAUUAGAUGAACUGUUGUAAUUUCAGUUGUUUUCUGAUCUGAAGAAGAAGAAGAAGAAGAAAAAAAGCCAUGAUUUGCAGUCAAAGCAUCCUGGAUUACUUAUUAAGAAGUCAUUUGAGUCCUUUACAGACAUAUUUUUGUGGUGAAAUCUUAAGUUGAAUAAAUGUUAUAUUUAGUGAAGUAAAGUCAUUUCUUGUUUUACUAUAAGACUAUUUUCAGUUUCAUAAUAUUUAGGACAAGCAUCAAUCAAUAGGUUAAGCAUUGAUUACAAUAACAACAUUUUACCCCAGUUUUUACUCAGAAAAUAUCAAUACUAUGAAACUGUUUAGGUGGUGUUAUUUUAAAGCCUGUUGGACAUUAUACACAACUGACUCUGUGUUCAUUUAGAUGCUUUUGUUUGAAAUCGACCACAAGCAUUCGUUUCAACUGCCACUAUUUGGAAACAAAAGACCACUUUUAUUGAGAUGAGGUCCGCUUUUUAUCACUUAGUGCCAUACUGUUUGAAUCAAAGCGUUAUAAAUCCUGGGAGAGUGAACCCCUUUAUGUUUCAUCUACGGUUUAACUGAGCUUAUGGUUUACACUUUGUACACACUUAGAAGCUGUUCUCAUGUCGAUGCAGUAUCUGCAGCUGUGAAUCUUAACAUUUUUGGGUAAAUGAUAACACAACAUGGCUUCUUUGGUUGUGAUGAGCUUUCUGUGUCUAUGCAUUAUGCAGACGGUGAGCCGGGGAAUUGUACAUUAAGGGAAGGAGAGCUACAAAAGAAACAUUUUGUCUGUUUGUAUAAGUGAACUUUUUACAAACUGAGGGGAAAAACCUACAAACGCUACAAACCAUGUACGCCUACAUUUGUUUAGUAUAUCAGAAGUUCUCAUCUGUUUCUCCCCAGAUAAAGUGCAUGUGAAUUUGGUGAUAGUUCGACCAAACUGCAACUCAAAAUGGACCCUGGUUUAGUUAGUGUCCAAUUACGGCAUCUGAUCCAGUUUGGUUUUAGUUUUUCCAAUUCAUUUGUAAAGGUACCUCAACCAUGAGAGUUGCAUGUAUGGACACAAUGAACCUCUGUGGAGAGGUCAUGUACAAAGAUUUUAUUACAUUUCCUUAAUAAAAGCAGGUUUAUAUUCAUCUUUGGACUUGAUAUGUACUGUCAUUUGUAUAUCACAGAAAUUUGUGAAAAGAGAAAGAAAAAUAUUUUUCUCUCAACAUGCCUUUACUUACCCUAACUCUAAAACAAUGAUUAUAAUAAUACUUUAAUUUAUAUAGCAACGGAUAUCCAAUUCUUGAUUUAGACAGGUGGGACCAUAUGUGGGAAACAUCAGCUGUGCCAGGUUUAACAGAGCACAGAGCUGAAUGUCAUCUGCAUAGCAGGGUUUGCCCCUGGGGAAGCAUGUAUACAGGGAAUAGAAGGAGACCCGAGAUAGACCCCAUGUCCAAAGCUGCAUCACAACGGAGAAUUUCAAGCAGCUGAAUAAGAAUAUUUAAUAUUUGUUAAAAAUUUCCCUUCUGGGAUCAAUAAAGUUC